CGAACGCAGCGGCCGCGUCGUCCCGUGCGCCAGCCGUCCGUCCGUGUCAGUCGUCGCACGCUCGUUCGCGAGCGCGUGUCUCUGCAUGCAUACAGCACCCCGGGACUCGCCGUAAGCGCCGCGUCACUGCGCAGCGGUCCGCGUAGGCACAACAGGCCCGCGGCCGAGAGAAUUCUAUUCGCGAGGGAUCCGAGGAUUCGCCAUGGACGAGGAGGCCGACGAAGAGUGUUGCGCCGCCGCCACGGUUUUCGGCUGUUUUCCCGACGUCAGGCACAAGAACAAAAAGAAACCGUUGCGGGCCCCGGGGGCAUCGUCGCAACCGGCGGACCGCCGACGGGACGACCCGGCCGGUUCCGUGCAGUCGUUCUACCGGCAGAACCGCGGCAAGUCCUGCCGGAAGAUCAUGCGGUUCAACGGAUAUCCGAACAAGGUACGUGGGCUAGCGCAGUGUUGCGCGAUCGGUAUUGAAAACGGCGCGAAAGGUUAUUAUAGUUUUGUGCGAUUUUUUCGAGCGGCCGAUGUUGACGUUUUGGGUUUUAGGAAAAUAAAAAAAAAAAAAACCGUACAUUUAUUUCGCGCCACGAGUGUGCCGCUGAUUGCCGAUGGCUAUACGGUAAUUUAAUUUAUGAUACACGGGUAGGGGUACGGAAAAAAAGAACAUGGAUAAACCGUGAACGAAAAAUGGUUCGGAGUGAGGUGAGGUAAAUUUCUCCGCGCGCAACCAAAGGAUUCCAGACAUUCGAAUACGUCAAGUCCGAAACUCAAGCGUGACAACUGGUGUAUAGAAAUUUAAAUUUUAAAAAAAUAAUAUGGACAUACUUCGCGCGAGGACCGCUGUUGUUGGUAAGAAGCCGCGGAGGUAGAGGAGAAAUUUAAAUUAUAUCUGUACGCAACGAUUGAUCAUUGUAAACGAAGAACGAUUCUGAACGGAGUUCGGUUUUACAUGCUUUGAAAGGCCAUAAUAUUUACGAUUUAAAAAUAAUAUAAUUUGUAACUUUUCCCGUUUUUCCCGUUCAUUAUGAAAACUUUUGGGAAAAUCAAAAUAUGAUCUCCUUCAAUUACCAUCCCAGUCAGAUUUUCUUUCAGAACAAGUGCUACGAAUGAUAAUCGGAACAAAAUUUUUAGUAGAAAAAUAAUUGUUCACAGAAAAAUAAAAAUAAACAUCAUUGUAAUACCACUCAGUUCAGAAUCUAAAACCAAUCGUCGAGAAAUUUUCUAAUCCUCAUUUGUUGGUCUGCGUUCAAAAUUUUAGAUUUUCUUAGAUCUGCCGUGGCCCCUGGCCGUCGACUCUGCCCGUAAGAGUGUAAGCCGGGUCGCGGGAAGUAACGCUAACGCGUCUGCCGUCCGGUGGGGUUCAUAGGAAGGAGGGUCUAAAUAGUUUUUUUUAAAACAUGUUUUGUUUUACUAUUAAAAAAAUAGUUCGGGAAAUUACAAAAAAAAACUACUUUCCGAAUAUGCACCGAGUAUAUCACGAUAAUUAAUGCCACUCGCGGAAACUCCUUGACUUUCUUUGACGAAGCAAGUCUUUCGGUCUGAAACCCAUUGAUGGAAAUAUGUGGGGGGACUUAAGUGGAAAUUAGCCGCCCUCCCCGCUGGUCGGCCGCGGUCUUUACAGUAAUAUAGAAUGACUUACAAUUAUAUUGUUAUAAACGCAUUAAGUUGCAAUUAUUUUUAGGACUUUUUUUAAAUUUCGCAAUAAAUACAAAAAUAUUGUACGGUAAUAAUAAAACGUGUAAUAAUAUGACUUUACAGAUACCUACUUAAUCGUAAUUCGGGCUGAUCGCGGUUGAUAUUAACGCGCAGCUGACCGAAUCGGGUUGCCUGGCCAGUGGCGUAUCCAGAAACGCGAAUUCUAUGAAAUAUACCGAGUUUUAGAUUCUGAGCAGAGUGAGGAAUGUAUUGGUUUUACAAUGAUUUUUAUUUUUGUUUUUUUGUCCACAACUUUUCUGCCAUCAAUAUUUCGUUCCAAUUUACAAUGAUUAUCACUUUUUCUGAAAGAAAUUUGGAAUGGGGAGGUACUUUAGGUUGGUAAUUUUUUGAUUUUUCCAGGUGUUUUCCCAUCAAGCGGAAAAAACGAAAAAUGUACGAAAUGUAGGUAUAAGUUCAAAAAUAUUAUGGUCUUUUUUUUCCUGUUACUUUUUCUGAAAGUAAAUUUUCACUGGGCUGAGUCUAUAAGGAAGUAAUCUUUUGUUUUUCUAGGAGUUUUCCCAAUUAAUCGGAAAGACCGGGGGAAAAAUGGGGAAAACCGGAAAAACGUAGGAAAAACGGAAAAAUAGGUACAAUAUUAUUACUACAUGAUAUAUAUAUAUAUAUAUAUUGUUGACACUGUCAACCGAACUUCGCUCAGAAUCGUUUUUUCGUUAGCAAUGAUUGAUCGUUGUGAACAAUCAAAGUAUUCAAAAACAUCGGCUUUAACUACACUUAACAAUUUCAAAAAUCAGAAUUUGAAUACAAUAAGGAAAAUGAAAUGAAAAAAAUGGAAUGAACACUCUUAGUAAAUCACCCUGUCAAUUCACCACUGUCUGUAUUUCCCGGAAAUAAUCGAAUUUUCAAAUUUUAAUUGCGCGUUUUAUGUCUAUGGGUAAUAAUGUUUAACUACCAGCUUCAUCUCAAGUAUAGAACUAAAUUACGUAAAUACUAGCGUACAACAUAAAUAAUUACCGAAACGUUACACCGCGGAAAUAGUGCACAAACGGGAACGAGGUUCGGCUAAUUGGCACUGCAUUUUAUGCGCCCAAACGUGUGUAAUUCGAGUAAGGGGUUAUGCGGUCGAACGUACCAAUUUGUCGGGAUACAUUAUGACCGAACUUAUCGGCGGGUAACAUAACUUAUAAUGCGUUUUGGGCCGCGUAUUCCAUCCGGUUCUGCGUGCACGGCGAAAUUCUUCAGGCGUCUUCAUUUAACCGGCCAAUUGUCUAUGCAAAAUAUUAUACAAUGCGUUAUAGGGGCGGGGGGGGGAGGGUUCGAAUAAUAAUUAUACGACAAUAUGUAUUAUGUACAGCGUACGUAUGAACACGUUUGGGGUUCAUACGUCCAAUGCGGUGGCUCUGGUCCUCGGCUUAAAUCACUUAAACCGAUUCGUUCGAAAGUAGAUUCGAGCGUUCGAAGUUCCUGCGAACGUCUUGCGAGUUGUCGAUAAGUUGUUUGGCAGCUGCACCGGUGUGCAGCUCUUAGACUGCUUCUGCGUGUCUGUUAAUAAACUCCUCGAUUUUGUCCUGGAUUGAUGGUAACUAUAUUGUUCAGAUCGCGAUGGAUGAUGUCGAUUUCGUCUAACGAACGUGUUACUACUAUACAAGGGUAUGAUUCCGAAUUGUUGUCCAAAUGUUUCCAAUUCAGGCGACAGUCAAUGCGCAUACGGUAUUUAGAUGAAUGUUUUUCAUGGGAUUACUGUGUAUGACAACAGAGGGAUAUUCGCUGUUUAACGAAAAGUAUAAUUUGCGUGCACCGACUUGUCACUUGAUUCGAAUUUUUCAACGUAGUCUCUUUCAGAUAACGACGUUGUCAAUUGAAAUCUAUAAGUUAUCAGUCACAGUCUGUCGGCACUUAUUUUGUUAGGAGGUAUUCAUAUUGUGAAUGAUAUUGGAUGUGUACACAUAUACUUAUGUACACAUUAAAUCACGAUGCGUUUCGUUUCAUCGAAUGCCAAACUGUUUUUUGUACGGCCAAUGAUAUGUCUCUGCUGUGUCUUUUCGCACGAAAAUACAGCGAACGAGUGGAGUGGAAAUAUCCCGAAAACAUUUUAACGGGACAUUUAUUGUUACGUUUUAACAAUUAAGAGUACCGUUGAUUUCUUUGAUUAAAUGCAAUAUGACGAACAAUUUCGGACCGAUAUCUAUAUAUUAAAAUUGAUAUAACAAAAAUAAAAGUACAAUAUUCUUUACUGUAAAAAAGGUCAACGGAAUUGAUGUCGCGGCGUUCUGUUCUGUGAUUAUAACGCCAUUAUUAACAACGACAAUUAUUAUAAUAUUCAAUUUCUAUCAAACAAAGUAACUCGGAACUUACAGCUACAGGAAAUUACUGAUAACGACAAGCGUUUUUUUAAAAAUGUAUGCGACGUUCCUUUAAAAUUUAAAUACGUCAAAACUCGCACGUACUCCGUACUUCAGGUUUCUACAACGCGGUCGCCCCUCUUCCCCUGAUUAUUAAUAGCUAUGAUAAAUUUACUGUUAUAACAUUUUUUUUCGACUUGUAUCAUUUAAACCUAUCAAAUAAGCGGCUGAAAACUCAAAGUUAUGAGCACAUAAGUUUUAAAACCGCUAAAAUAAGCCAAAAAGGUAAAUAUUUCAAAAAUAAGAAAAAAAAAAUUAAAUAAAAUACAUAAACAACAAGUAGAUAACAGAAACCAAUACGAGUUGUGUUGUAAUACUAUACAAUGUACUUAACCUAUUAUAAAAUAAUAAAAAUGCAAAAUAAUUUUCGAUUUUACUUCUAUUGCACACACACAGAAGAAAAAAAUCAUUGAAAAAACUAACUAAAUCCUUACAAAGUCACAAAGUAGAAAAUAUGCGAAAAAAUAAAGAAAUUAGUGAAUAACUUAAAGAUCCUAGAGGGGGGGGGAAUUGUUUGUAAUUGUAUUUUCCAACAAUUAUCAACCUUUUUAAUAAACUGUUAAAAUGUCGUAUGUAAGUACGGAAAAGCCGCGGGGGGGUCAUUAUGUCCCCUUUCGGCGUUCCCCCUAAUGGAUGCCUAAUGGAUCCCAUUGAGUAUGCACUUACUAGUCAUCUGAUACUCGUUUGAGAAUGUGUGUCAUGGUUGAAUUCAAUUAAAAUGAAUAUUUAAAACAUAGGAUGCCGAUUAUUUGCGUAUGCCGACGUCAGACGAACGCCAAAAUAUAAAACUAAAUAAAUUAGAAACUAAAAAACCACCAGAACCAAAUGGCUAUAAAUUAUUCGAGACUGCAUUCUCAAUCCUUUUAGAAAAAGUAAAUGUAUUUAUUUUUUUUUGUAACUUCUUUAAUGGAACAUAAGACAUUUGCAAUUUAUUCAGUAUUUUUUUCGAGUUACCCGGAGAAAAAUAAAACUAAUUGGUUACAGAUAACUCAGAUAACAAUCGAAAUAUUAGACAACGAGAACAGAUAUUUUUUUAAAUUUAAUGUUUUUUUUUUAUAAGGCUUUCAACUUUUUUUUUCCACUUUUGAAUUGAUGCCGGACUGGGAACCUCAAAGAUACUACUUUCGACCCGCCACCAUCGUUUAUCGACACAAAAUCACAAGUACUUACGUAACACGGGCGCAACUAGAGCCUAAAUCUUGGGGGCGCUAAAAUUGUGUAACGAAAAGUAACCCGUGGGAGCCACUCCCCCACACCCCAAAAUAUCAUUUAUUAAUUGUUUAUGAAUAAUAAAAACCCUUCUAAAAUGAAACAUAUCUGUUAUAACAUAUCUGUUGCUUGAAACAUUUUAAUAUGUACCUAAUGUUUAAUAAAAUAGUUGGUAAACGAAAUAGGUAAACACGGACACUGGAGUAACGAGUACCUCGACAGUCACAAACAAUUUUAAAUUCAUCUCAUAUGAUUGGGCCGAUAAAAGUUUAUAUUGAACUCAUGAAGGUAAUAAUAAUAUAACAGCAAUAUAUUAUUAUCAGUCCGUCACAGCACAUAUCUAUAACGUGUAUGGUGCAUUUUUAUGUGACCAUAAAUAAUAAAUAAUGGAUAGGCAUAGAUAAUACGUAAUGUAUUAUCUAUGGAUGUGACUCAUCGCUUAAAAAUAGCUCUCAAGCAAUCGGUUUAUCCGUUACGGUAUUUGAGAAAAUAUAUCACCGUAUUCAUAGAUUAUGUUACACGACGUUUGAACGAAACAGUUCUAAAUAAAACUUGAAAAGAUAAAUUUGACAGUAUUUCACUGUAAGUAUUAUUGUGGUGUCGGACCUAAAAAAACAAGGGAUGCUAAAUUUGAACUCAGAGGUGCUAAAGACCCUCUUGCGCUCCGAUACUGUUUAUUCGGUUCAUUCCCACGUCGCCGACUUCCACUCUAACGACAACAUUUUAUUUUGUUAAUACUUACUUGUAACGUACGUUACUUCAAGGUACAUCUACUCGUGACUCCAUCCUACUAUAGCUCAUGUUAAAACAACUCGUUUUCGUUGUCGUUUUUGCAGUGAUUACACUAGUAAUCUUAAAUUGUCACUGUACUAAAUCGCAAAACUAUACUGAACUUAAAUUAUGAAAAUAAUAAUUAAAAUUCUUUUGAACUUCUAUCUAAACGGUGAUUACCUAUUGUUAUUGUUAAAUAGUCGUUUGCAUUUUCGAUAGUACUAAAUUUAAAUAUUUGUGGCGCUCGAAUUUUUUUACUAAUAAUAAUUUCAUUGUAACAAUAAUAUUUCAAUUCAAAAUAGUAAUAAUACCGACUUACGUGUCGGCAAAAUGAGAAGAUUUUUAAUAACUUUUAAAACCGGUUUAUUUAUCCAAAAUUAUUAGGAACUAUUUAUAAAUAUCAGAACAUUUUUGUUAUUUUGACCGUUUAAAACGUUUUAAACUAGUGUGUUUUAAAACACUUUACAAACCUGAUCAAGGCACACAGAAAUCAAUUUCCUUGGUGGCUACAAUAUAGAGACUCGUAAAUUAUAUUGCCAUUAUUCUAUUGUAUUCGUUAAUUUCGGCAUGGUGUCAUACAAACGUCACGCGUCGUCGUGUAUAAUUAAAAGUUAAUCUAAUGUAAUUUUUGCUACUAUUAUAAAUCACUUUGAGAAUUCCGUAAAUGACUUAUGGAAUAAAAUAUUAUUAUGUUCCGUCCGUCCGAAUUUUAUUUGCGUAAAUAAUGUGUACAUUAUUUUUUACCGCUUGUUAAUAAUAACGUAACGAUAGCAUAAAUUACAUAGCGUGUUAUCGUUUUGUCGAGAGUAUUUCUUUUAGAUACUUUCUUUUUCUUUUUUUCUUUUUUUCUACAAUGUUGCAAUUCAUAUAAUUAAUUGUUUUACAAUGCGAGAAAAACCGACAAAAACUUUUAGUUCGUCCGAAUGAAAAUAUCAUUUAAACAGACGACGGUAGGUACCUAAUUGUUUGUUCAAAUAAUGUAGACGAGCGAAAAGUUCGGUGUUUGUGUUGAACCGCUGCGAAUAAAAAAUAAAAAAAUAAAAGUUGAGAGACGCGCUUGUCAUGUACUCGAAAAUGGUCAAGUUCAAGUCACACUCAAAUCGAGAAUUUUUUCCCUUCUGCUAUAGGUAUGAAAUUUUCAUAUCCAAUCCGUCUGCUUCGGGGUUAAGAAUUAAAAAAAUUAAAAAUUAUUAUUAGUGGUGAAUAUUGGAGAAAAAUUGUUAUUAUCGACUUUAGGUUGACAAUAAUAAUAAGCGGUCGGCUGCAGCUGUUAUCGGUCGAUUAUAAUUAUUUUACUCACUAGCUUUUUUAUAUUUCUGUUUUCAUAUUAAUUAUACAUUCAAAAUUCAAAAUAUAAAUUUUUUUAUAGCAUAUUUUAUGUGCAUAUUUGUCGUUUUUUUAAUGCAUAAAUGCAUACAUAUACUAAGGUUUAUAAGUACUAUAGAAGUCCUCACUCCUAGUUAUAACUAUUAUCUUCUUCUUCUUUGCAGUUGCCUUGAAGUCUUCAUAACUAAGACUCGCCAAUCUAAGUCCGGUUAACCUAACCUAAUUCAAUCUUAUUGGUCUUUUACAUUCUAGGGUACCACAUGGUACCAAAUGUACAAACAAAUCCUUUUUUCGCUACGCGUGACCAGUCCAAGAUUUCGUCCACUUUACUCGUAUAUUGGAUUUUUGAUAAAGUUCCGUAAUCUCCACUUUAAUUCUGACCCUCUACGCGUCCGUGUUCGCAUCUCCGCAAGGACUGAAAAUCGCUCCUAUAAUUUUUUUUUUUUCAAAUAUAAAUGGGUUAUAAUGAAUGAAUAUAAUUUUCUUGUAUAUCUAGUUGUUUAUUUACAAUUUUAUAUUAAAUUCGAUCAAAGGACAUAUUCGGCGGUAAAACUUCAAUACUAGAUUAAAAAUAUUUUAAAUUAAAUCAGUUUCUAUGUUUAUUUGAUAUUUUAUAUGUUCGCUUCACAUUUCGGUAGUUACAUUAUUUUUAAAUGCAUCAUAACAUGUCAAUUUUGUGUGCUUAUUUAGCUGUUUGUUUAGUGCAUACACGUGCUUGUAUAAUAUACAUAUAUAUUUAUUUUUUAAUGCGUAAAAAUCAAACCCUAAAUAUUAUUUAAUAGGACUUUGCACGCGGCAUCAGAAGUAUAGACGAGCUGGAGGAAGAGUAUAUCGUUUCUUUACAAUGUAUACUUCCGAGUAUCGUACGACACAACCCUUUUUUUAACGCGGAAAUUCGAUAUAACAUCACGAUAAUAAUAUAUUAUGCCUAUCCUGCUCUGCAACGUGUGCACCAUUGUCUCGCAUAGCGUAUACAGGGUAUACAGGGCGGUCCACGGAGAGCGGAGGGCUCCUUAGCCAUACCCUAUGAGUCUUAUAUUUUGUAUUAAAAAAAAAUAAAAUAAAGCCGAUACUUUUAAUGGGUGUGCCACUAUUGUAUGUAUGUGAAGUUGAUAAAGUAGGACACAUAGGGUUUUUUCAUUUAUAUAUCUAUACGCAAAUCGUUGCUAAUGAAAUAAGACUCAUAGCACAUUUUAUACAUUUAUUUCGAGACAAAAUGUUGGUAUUAAAAAUAUUUACUUCUGAUGAGUCGCUGGUUUUCUAUAAUUUUUUUAAAUUCACGUUAAUGUAAAAUGUUUUCAUUGCUACUUAUAUAAUAUAAAAUAAAUCAAUUCAUUUAUUGUUGAUGGUUUUUGUAAACUUCAUAAUUGUUUAAAAAAUUAACGAUUCAUCGUUAGUUUGACAUUUUUAACAUCAAAAUGUUGUUUCAAAAUAAAUUGUUACAAUUUUAUUACUUGAAACUUUUAGUUUUAAAUAUAAAAUAGAAGAAUCAUAGCGCAAUGCUAUGACAGUUAUUACUAAACAUAAAAAAAAAAAAAAAUGCAAAAACUAUUGAACAGAACAAUAGUUAUUGCAUCUGUCAGAUUUCGCUGAACACCCUGUACAUCCUCCGAAAUUGCACCACCACCGCCACUGCCGCCGCCGCUGUCGUUCCCUCAUUCACUGCUAUAAUGCAUAUAGCCAACGGCUCGACAAACGAAAAAAAAAGUGUUCGAAGACGAAAAAACAAAAAAAGGAACCGUCACCCUCGACAUGGGGCCUUGGGGUCGACCCACAGUGGCCGGAGUCGCGCGUAUUCCCCUAUAUCCGCCGAGAUUUAGCGCUUUAUCCGCGGGCCGCGAGUAAUGGGAUUUAGUUUGGAAAACCCGCCGAGAGGACACAUUUACGUUCAAAGGCAAAACAAUAAUGAUACGAUAUGAUAAUACGCGCGCGACUGUAUUAUACUUAUAUCAUCUAUAUAGGUACUAUCGUUUUGGAAACGGUCACGCACCGCGAUCUAUUGUCGGAUUCGAUUUGUGACGUUGUUCUUUUUACCGCGAACGGUAAAAAUAGUCAACGCGGACAAAAAGGCCGCGGAAAACCGGUACUCGGAGUUAGCUGUCGAGUACCGAGGGGAAACGAUAAUAAUUGUUCCUAUUGGCCAAACAGACGAAAGAUAAACACUACACGACGAUUUUCGGUAUUUCAAAUAAAUUACUUAAAAAACGCCAGAAUAUUUUCAGAAUUGUGCAGCGUUUAUAAAGUGCCAACGUCUUUACUCGACGUAAACUUAUUGACUAAACUACAGCGGAAAAAAAAUUCGAAACAAAAUAUAAACCGUUAUUGCGUAUACAUAUUCUCGUUUUUCCUCUCCGAGAUUUUUCUCAUUCGAACUCGUUCAUAAACUGUAAACAAAAAAACAAAAAAAAAAGGAAAAUAGCCCGUAUCGGCAUAAUAAAACUAAUAUAUUCCCCAUAGCUUUGCAUAGAAUCCGAAACAAUAACCACAGUAAACCAAUCGGAUUCUCGUUUAGAGAAUUUAAAACGACCAUUUCAAUCGUGGUGCUUAUACCCAGAGAACCUACCCAUAGAAAUAUUUAUUCGGCGGAAAUCGGUCGGCGUUUUGGUCGGAUGGUAAUGGAUAUUGGUGGCAAAGGAAAUGUUAUACACCUUUGAUGUACGCAUUAAUUAAUAAUAAAAAAAAAAAAACAGAUUGUUUUACCUACCUGUAUAAAUUUACAUUUCCGAAUAAUUACCACCGUCCGACAUUUCGUAAAAACUACAGAAACACAUUCGCCGUUCUGUCUAAACGUAUAAACGUACAUAGUGAGGGAUGAAUAAAGAGCGUUUUACUGAAAUUAUUUUUCUCGGAUUUUAUUUUCUGCCGCGUUCAUGUAGGGUCGGUAACGUUUUUGGUGAAUUUUUGGUCGGUGAAAAAAACAAUCAGCUAAUAACCGACGGUAAUAUAAUUGCACUUCGCCCCUAAACCUGAGUCGACAAGGUUUUCUUUUAAAACCUAUAUUCCUGUUAAAACGCGACAAAACUUGUGCGAAUGAUUUGAACUUUUUUUUAUCGAUUUCCUCGGCGUGACGAAAAUAUUCGACGAUUUUUUUUUUUUUUGUUUGUUUAUUUCCGUAUAAUUAUUUCUCGUUUGAUACCAUUGUCAUACGCGGAGAUAAAUACCUACUUGUUUAGAAAGGAGACAUUUUUUUUUAAACGUCAAGCGAGACGCACGUUGAAUUUUGAGUGAAAACAAAAUUGAAAAUAACAAUACUGUUAUUUUCGUAAAUCUUCUAGUUUUUCUAACGUUUUAUCCCAGAAUUUUUCCCGACCUCAUCAAUACCACAACUAAUUCCGAAAUUCUACAAACAGUUUUUUUCGUCGUUUUUAACACGAUAUAAUUUAUUUUCAUGAAAAUAUUUCUGGUUAGAAAAGUUGUCAACAGACACAUAAAAACACCCAUCAUAGUAAAAAAAAAAAAAAACAAAUAUUAUCUGCUCGGAGUUUUGUCUAUUAUCAUUUUAGUUAAACCCGAGAUAUAGUAAAUCGUAACAAAACGACCGCUCAUCGUACGGCUUUUAAAGUAUAAUAUAUUUUGCUCGCACUGUACUGAAAAAUGCACGACCAUUGUUCCGUAGAGACAAAAAAUAAUAUGGUUGGCGCGAAUUUUCUUUUUUCUUUUUUCUUUUUUGUCGACCACGACUUAAAGGCAGAAGAAUUAUUAUCUCAGAAGAGAAAUCGCGUUACGCGUAUUAUACCGGGGUUUCAUCAAAACGAAACGCGUGUUUCCUUCGAACGUUUUCAUUUGGACAAAAAAAAAAAACGGACCGUAACAAUGAAAAACUUUUGUUAUCUCUCGAGUCGGCGAAUUGCAAAUCAAAGCUUCGGCGGUAUAAUUAAUCGGACUAUACUAUAUUGGCGAGUAUGGUUACAGCGGUUACCACGGUUAGAUUAACGGUCAGAGACGUACGUCUUGUAACCCCCCAUUCCUCACCGCCCAGAAGGAUAGGGGGCGAUUGAUAAAGGUCUUUCACGGGUGACGUUUUCAAUUAUAAAUACACGCGCGUAUCUCACUCGGUCGCGAAGAAGUCUCUAGGGGUUUUUCUAUUUAUAGUUAGGUACCUCGUUUUCAAAUAAGUUUUUUUUUUUUUUUUUUGAAUAUACACGAGUUUAAAAAAAAAAGCCCAUGAGGCAAAUCUCGUUUUCGUUUCGAAUUUUUCCCAUAUAUAGUGGUUUUGGGUUAUAAAAUAUAGGAAAACUAAUACAAAUGAAAGGGGACCACUCCGGCCACUACAACAUGGCUGUAGCAGCAGCAGUCACAAUGGUUUUCAUUCGAGUAUACCUACCCGCCUUUAUACAUAUACUUCUUUCAAUAGCAAGUGGUUUUCGAUUAGUUUACUCGAGAAUACAUCCGGGAAUGUCAGUGUAUUUACAGGUUUUUAUAUUUUAUUUAUGUAGGUACACACAUACACAGCUUGAGCUUGGUCGUCCGACUCGGCUUUUUGCAAUAUUCUCGCACAUAGGUAUUUCGUAGAAUGCUCGUACCAAAUAUGUAAACAGUGGUGUAGGCCGGAUGGUGUAUGAAGUAAAGGGCUUUGUCCUUUUAUCAAUAAUCUCAAAAAUACAAAAACCCUAGUAUUUAUUGUGAGUAUUUAUUUAGUCAUUUUAUCUUGAAAUUAGCGGUUUUCAAAUACUUUUUAUCAUACUGUUUAUUAAUAAAUCGAUAAAAAAUUAUUAAAUAUAUGUAUAUACUAUUCAAAAAUACAAUGAAACGCGUUUAAAAAGAGAAUGAAAAUUGAGAAGAAAUACAUUUUUUCAAAUCGAAAAUGUCAAAAAAGAAGCGAAAUAAUACUUUCAAAACUGAGUUUGUUGUCACGUAUAUUAUAAUGGUAUUAUAAUUCGAACUUUUUACAUUCUAAGAAAGCUGUAAUGUUUUUGAAUAGGCAAAAAAAAAACGACCAUUUUACGUGGAUGGGCCACUGUUGUAGGUGAGAAUUUGGGAAGGUAGAGGGGAAAUUUAAUGUAUAUCUGCAUACGCAACGAUUAACCGCAGCUAACGAAAAACGAUUUUGGUUAAUAAUGAUGUUUUGUCAACAAUAUUUAUUUCACAUAGUAAAAUAAUUACAAGUGUAUUGAAUAGUUUCUUUAAUAAUUCUCGUCUAAUGUUAUAUUUAUUUUUCCGUUUUUUCAUCAUUCGUUCCCAUUUAUCGGGAAAACUCUUGGGUAAAUAAAAAAAUGACAUCCUUAAUGUACCUCCCCAGUCAGAUUUCCUUUCAGGAAAAAUGCUAUCUGGUAGAAAAGUUGUUCAUAGGAAAAAAAAAAUUAACCUCAUUGUAAAACCAAUACAUUCGCUACAAAUUCCCGCCGUCCUAUUAUAGUAGGUACGGGCUGUACGUACUAAUAUCAAAUUAUAAAAUAUUUGACGAGUGUAAUAUACUAACCACUAUCUAUGUUGUUGUGUAACAAUUAUUAUUUUUUAAAGUACCAUAACCGAACGCUAAUGUUAUUAAACUAUAUUUGUUAAGAUGGCGAUCAUCGAGAAAACGAGUCGAGUCGGGUCGAACAAAUUUCGAAAAACCAACCCCAAACGACGUAUUAUUAUCGUAAUAAUAAUAUCCGAGUAAAAAGUAUUUUCCGCGAUUCCAAGAUACCUACGCAAAUUGAAAACUCUGUUCGGCAAACAACAUAAUACUCACAUAAAGAAAUUCACAAAUAAUAAUACCAACCCACACAUUGUAUGCAUUUUUCAUUACUCGGACUCGGGUUCGUCGAACUAAAUCGAAGUCGCCCAUAUUGAGGAUUUAUUCAAUUUCGUAUACCGGACAAAUACAAUUUCUAUAAAAAGAAUCACAAUCCAGGGAUAUCCAGAAAUGGAAAGUAUCUCGGAUGUAUCGGUGCCUCGCAUUUUCUGAAAUUGUUUAAUUGUAUCUCUUAGUAUCUAAAACAUGUAUAUACUAUUUUCUUUCGUGUAUAUUGUACCUGUAUAUUGUAUUUUAUUAUUUUUAAGAGGCUCUCGACUACUAGUGAUACAUCCAAGAUAAAUUUUUUUUUUUUUUGAAAUUAAACAAAACUUACAAAACUAACAAACAAUAAUGAUAAAACUUAUUUGAAAUAAACUGUCGUUUAAAUUUGCUCUCCUUAAUUUUAGGAAAUUUGCGAGAGAUCGCGUUUCCUAAAAGCAUUUCGAAAAACUGGUUUUAAACUUAAAUUACUUUUUGAUCCGGAUUUCUUACAAAUAUUUAUGCCGUUAUCGUGUUAUUGUGUCUUGCAGUCACGAUAUAAUAUUAUUGAUAUAGGAAAGUAAUACCAUCAAACUUAUAAAUACUUUUAUCUAUAUUACAAAAAAUAAAUAAUGUAUUUUUGAUGUUUUGUUAAAAAUAUAAGUAAUAUUGGCGUAUUUGUCAAUUUCAUGACAUCUAAAGGUAAAAGUUUAUGCAUCAAAUAUAUCUAAUAUCUUAAUACUUUUAUCAAGUAUCUUGCAUUUUUGACCGUAUCUGAAGUCAUAUCGAUAUGACAUGCAAUACGGUAAUUGUGUCUUCGCCGGGCCAGGAAUUCAUAGAAAAAUGAUUUCCGCACAGAUUGUUAUUUGUAAAGUAUUUGAGCAUAAGUAUUCGAAUAAUUGUUCAGUAUGGAAACAUAAGACGAUUAUACGAGCGUUUCAAAACAUUAGACGACGCCCUGACCAGUAUAAUCCAGGGCCAUGGCCAGACCACAUAAUCACGGGGGAGGAUAAUCAACAUUUUUGAUGGAUUAUUGUAAAAUUGAAAAUAUUAAUUUUCCUUGACAGCGAGUUUGAUAUUAUUUUGAGUGUAUUACGGGUAGAACGAAACUGUAUCACUAUGAUUUAUAGUUUACAGGCACAAAAUAAAGAGGCACAUAAACCUUCAAUAACGCGAAAACAAAUUGACGACUGACGUUGACUGACCGGCCUGCUUUUCUCAGAUAUUGACGUGAAAUGAAACCGACCGGAAUACACUGUAAUUUUAUCAGAACAUAGACGCAUUAUCACUAGGCCGUGCGUUUUGUAUGUGACCGUUUUCCUACACGCGUCACAACGUAGGGCACGUCGGUAGCUGCGUUGCAGUGCGUCCGGACGCGCUACCAGUCUGGACCAGUGUCGGCCGUGCUGCGUCCUGCGUCUUGCACAUUGAAAACGUCGAAAAAAUGCGCGUUCUCUACAACCAACGAUGAAACGUUAAUUGAACAGUAUUUUCAAAUACUGUCUUGUCGCUUUUGUAUUUAUACUUACACACCGGUACGCGGACAUUAUGCAAUCGUUUUGAAUUAGCAGCCACGCAGUUAUAAAAAAAAAAUAUUUCGUCACACCCCGAUAACCGUGAGCGUUUCACAAAUAAUAUUAUUAUUGUUUGAAACUCAUUGUCGUCGCGUCACGACGAAGGUGUUGUUUGUAAAGUAAAUUUAAAAAACCACGUGCGUAUUAGAUCACAGCUGCGCGAGCGCUGGGAUUUCAGUGAACGCUGUUUGAUCGAAAAAACAAAAACGACCGCAGAGAAAACGGACGAACGAUGCGUCUGGACGCUGCAGGGGAAAACGCACCUUCAAAAUUAAACGACUUACGACUCAACCUAAUCUAAUCGUUCUAUCCGUAUGUAUCUAUAUUCUUAAAGUACAGUUUUAAAACAGGUAUUUUAAAAUCGUAUCUGUACUCUAAGGAAUAUUUUUUAAAAAGUAUCUAUUUCGAAUAUGUUUCCAUUGUGUUUUAUUGUUUACCGCGCCGUUUUUGCAAGACGAGUGACUUUCGGAUAGGUGCCUAAACCAACUCGACUUACUCGUAUUAUCUUAACGUGCGAGUAUAUUUGAGUCGAAAAAAAAACAACCGCCCACACACCGUUUACAAUAAUAGUAAACCGCAAGAUACGCAAGAUUAUACGACCUAAACGUGGAUAUUUUUAUUAUUAUUUUUAAACGUAAUUUUAUUCGAAUAAACCGUUAUUACGAAAUAUUAGAAUAUAAAUUCUAUACGUCGUUUUUACGACCGUUGUGAUAUUUCUAAUAAAAAAAAAAAAACUUUUUUUAAAGUUUUUAAUCAAAUCUGUUGAAGUUUAAAUUACUGUAAAACAACGUUGCCAACACGUCAUAGCGUGCAGGAAUAGUUUCUUCGCUCCGAUAUUAUAAUAUUUUUUUUUUCGACCGGUAAUGUAAAAAAAAAAAAUGUUCGACACCUAUAUAGUAGGUAUGUAUAGUUUAUACGGCCACAUUAUUUUACCGCACACCGCAGUAAAACCGCGGCGAGUUACAGCGUAUCGCUCAAACCCUAAAACAUUGAAACAAUUUUAUACGAUAAAUGCUCCCGAAUUUUAUUACGAAAAUUUGGAUCGCAGUACAUUAAUAUACGAAUGACGUGCGCAGUGUAUAAAAUCAUUUAAAUGUUUUAUUUGUCGACACGUGUUCCGGCGGCGUAUUUAUGAUUUUCGUUACGAUGAUAGUAAGGGGGGGGGGUUGGUGUAGGGGCGAUAAGUAAACGCAUGUUGUUUAACCGAGAGUGGUUUGAUUUUACCCCCGCAUCAUUCUCCAUAUAGAGAACCAACUAUAAUAUUAUGACAUACAUAAAGCAUCUAAUUUUCUGUUCUCCUUAUUCUUCAAACGUAUCACAUCUCGUCAUCUAUGGCCUCGUCCGUAAAUAAAAAAAAAACGAAUUUCACAAAAAGAGAAAAACUCACAUGGAAAAGGUUGGAAAUUAAAUCCUAGACAGUUUUCCUUUUGAAAGCAAAAAACUUAUUGUUGUUUUUGAUUAGUUUGCUUUACAGGCCAUUUAGGCAUUCUGCAACUUUCACCAAAGAUCUCGUUUGUUCUCGAUCAUCUGUAUCCCCAAUGCUUCCCCUUUCUUUAAAAUGUUAAUGUUAAUGUUUAAAAGUCCUUUAUGUCAUUUUGGUCUAUCAUUUCGUCGAUAGUUAAUAUAGUCUUCCUAUUAGCCGUUUUUUAUUUAGCUUGCUGGUCAGAACUCGGUUUUGUUAACCUAUUUUCUCAGCACCCCAUACGAUAUGUUCAGCCUUUUCAUUCUGACCUUUUUGAUUUUGAAAAAUCUUGUAUGCUGGGUCCAUUGUACAGUUUGUUUGUGUUUACGUUCCUUCUCCGCUUUGUAUUUGUAUUUGUUCUCCGCCAGUCUGAGGGUAUAGCAUAGGUCCGCAUAUUUUCCUCUCAAAAAUCAUUAAUUCUGUACCGACACCUUGCGUCGUGAAUCAUGUCUCUCACAUUCACCCCUCUAUACGACAAUACAGUGCGUAGGUAGGGAAGGUCGGUGAAGUUCUGUUCUCGGGGUUUCUUAGAGAAUAAUUUUCGGGUGAACAUUUUAUUACAUAUUGCGUGUUAUUUUUGGGUUGUUGCAGUUAUUCCAAAUUUAAUUUCUAUAUCAUGCAUGUUGUUAUAUUACAAUUGAAAUUCAGAAAUAUUUCGUUAUUACAAAAAUAAAUAUUAUGAGCGAAAACGUUAUAAAUUUCGAUAAAAAUUCGUAUUCAUAAUGUUUACGGCGAUUAUAUAUAAUCCGUCAGUUUUUUAACAAUUUUCUGUCAUUUCGUACACACGUGCGUCGAACAGUUUUCGAUUAAUAGUCGAAUGAUAAAUGAAUACUGUACGAGUAUGUGGAAUAAAAAAAAUGUUGUGUCGAGAGAUACCUAAAUGGUAAUAUUUUGUUCCUUUGACGAAUAAUGAUUAUUCAUACACCGGGUAUAAUAUUAAUCGAUGAUUUGAAUACAAUAAGUGUCAUACCGGAUAUUGUAUUUAAAUCGGAUGGGGUUUGUUUUUUUUUUUUUAUUUUGUUUUUAGAAAUUAAUCGAUCGAAUGUUAAAUAACCUAAUUAUAGUAUAAUAUUUAAUUUUACAUACACCCAACGGCGAAAAAAAAAUUAAUUAAAAAAAAAAAAAACACACACCCGAGACAAAACAAAACGUGCACACCCUUUUAUCUGCGUAAAUGACGGCUACACCUAUAUAAUAUACGCUCUUUAUUGAUUUAAGCCCCGUUAUUGUGUGUAUGGGUUUUUUUUUUUUUUCGAAAUGCACCGGAUAUUAAACUAUAACGAUAAACAAAAGAAGAAAUUAAAAAAAAAAAAAUGUCAAACAAUGAAAUCGAGAAAACGUUCGUAAACUGUUCUUUAAAAUCAACAUAUUGCAUUAAAAAAGUCUAAAAAAAGUCAGGGUAUUUUCAAUUUUUAUCGAUAUUAUUACAAUGUGAAAUCGAUUCAUCUGCAUUUUUUUAGUUUUGUGGACGUGUCGUUUAUUUAUAGAAUUUCGCCCAACCUACUUAUCAUUCAAAUCGUUUCGUAAACUCUUAAUUUUUAUUCAAAGGUUUAACGAAUCGCGUAUGAUCGGUAACGCUGUUAGCGGGAUAAUCAGUAUUGAUUUAACUAACUCAAAUGUAAAAACUCGUUGUCAAGUCGUCAAGUUGUCAAACUCCUCGGUUUCAGAACUGUUAUUUAGGUACGUAAAACAGGUUACGUGUACGGGUGCAAGUAUUUUUUGAGCAAAGUGUUUUUCCGUCUGACAUUUUUUGUUAUAAUAUUCAUUGUCACUUAUCACAAUAUCGAUAUCACUUUUUACUAUUUUUCUUUUUGGAAUCACAACAAUUUAAAAGCCAAGAGUUUUUGCAACCGCUAACUCUGCUUUCCAUUACUCGCGAUUGUCUACCGCUCUUUAAUGAAUUCUCUAUACCUAAUUAUUCCGCGUCUUUUUUCCCCCCGUCCAUCAUUAGACUUCUUCGGACGACCCCAAGAGUCUAGAUCUGUUUUCGGUCGAUCUUCACUUAUACAGUUACAUUUAAAUUUGUUAGAUUUAAGCCGGUGAGUUACAUGGUGACAAUUUUACCGUGCGAACGAAAGUACAUCGCUUUAUACGAGUAUUUAAAAACGCGUACAAUAAAUUAACAAAUAACCUUGCACGUGCCGAGAGAAAAAUAAUAAAAUAACCAUAAUGAGAAUAUUCCAAUAUAUAACAUAGCCAAAAUUACGUUACUACGUAUACUUUAGUAACCGAUAAAUCCGAUUAAGCGGACCAUAAUAUAUGUGGUGGCGUUUUAUAUCGACGACGACGGUCCGACGAAAAAUCAAUAAUUUUCCUAAAACACCGUCAGCAUCUGUUAAACCCCGCGGGCAUACGUGUACAAUAAUCCCCCUGAUGUUUCGGUAUAUGAUGCCGGGCGAUAAAAAUCAGUUCCGGUUCGACGAUCAUCAUGUCGCAUCCCUCGCUAUAUCGUUCGGCCGGGUUUACCAUGAGCCGGUAGGGACUAGGGAAAUUAAAUUUCGGUCGUUUCACAUCACUGUAUAUAUAAAAAAAAAAAAAAAAAUCGCAUAUUUUUGUGUAGGGACUGCCCAUAAUAAUAAUUACAGCGCGGCGAAAUCGGUGUCACAGCCAUUUCGAGACCGCGAUUGAACACGAGUGCGCGCGCAUGACAAAAUGUUAGAGCGUUAAAGUUUUACACUACAUAUCCGUAGCCUUCUGCCGCUGUACAGUGUACAGUACACAGAGAUUUAACUCUUAUCAAACAUUUACCUCGUAGAUAAACGUAAAUCGUAUUGUUUAUUUAUAAUUAAGCAACGAACGCGCAUUGAACAUUUUGUUUUCCCGUAAAUCUAUUUAACGACUACUGCGCUUUGAUACUUUACAGGGGUUUGUUGUUUUUUUUCAUUUCAACCGUGUACCUAUAUAUUUGUAAUUCUUACGCGUUGUACAUUUUUAAUACCCACUGCUCUCGAGUUCUACACGGCAGUCGCACGGAAACACAAUCGCAAACGUUCGUAAUCUAAUAACUCGUCCGGCCAGAUUAUUAUACGAAUUUCAAGUACUUAUAUUUAUAACAAUCUACCAAUUUAAUAUAUAUAUAUGUAUCAAUACAGACCGUUAAAUAACCAGAAUAAAAACCGCAACUGAAAUUUCUCCGAGAAACUUGUAACUUACAUGAAUAAAUCAUUUUUUUUUUAAAAUUAUUUGCUUCCCUGUUUCUUCGUUGUUAUACCACAGAUUUCAGAAUCCGUGCGUUCAUAGACGAUUUUUUCGGGUUUUUUUAUGUUUUAAUUUUUAUAUAAAUACAGUUAUUACUUAAUAGUACCGUUGUUUAUAUAAUAGAAAUAAUUCAGUGGCGCCCGCAGAAGAGGGUAAGAUAGACAACACCCCUCCCCCCCAAAAAAAAAAAAAUUUCUUCCUUCAUUGCAUUUUUUCAAAUCAAGUUUUACAAUUCAACAACACACUGUCUUAUGUCAUAAAAUAAAAUUUAAUUUCAUCAAAAAUCAUUUUAUUCAGUAAUAAUAGUGAUAGUACUGUACUGAUAAUAUGCGCUAUCCUCUCUCUGGGGAAUCAGUACAAACAAAACCCCUCCCGAAAAAAUCCUGCGUGCGCUACUGAGACAGAUUGCCAAUUAAUAUUUAGCAACUGACCUUGGGAUGCAACCACACUAGAGUCGUUGCCAUAUUAACAUUGCGUGGGCUAUCUGUCUAUUGUGUAAUCAAAGGUAAUAUAGGACAGUAGGUAUAUACUAAUAGUGUACUAUAUACUACCAUAAUAAAACACAUAAAACAGAAGAAUCACGUAUUAAUAACAUUGCAGAUGAUUGCACCCGGAGAAACGUAAACAUUUCGCUUGAACACGUUAAAUCCUAUUUUUCAGGUAACCACAAGAAUAACGCAAUGAUAAUCAGAACCGUGUAUCGUGGGGAGACAGAGGUGACCUGCGCCUCUUUAAUUAUAAUAAUAUUUCCGUAGUCAGGGGUUAAACGUGUUAAAUUCUUUAAAUGUUUUCUUCAAGAAAUGUGUAAAAAUGGAACUGAAUCAAUUGAAUCUCAAGCAAUUAGCAUUUGUGAAAAAGUUGGUAUAAAAUCUGAAUUCAAAGUAAAAAAAGAAAUUUAAAAAAAAAAAUCAAUAUGAAGAUUUUUCUGCAGACCAACUAUUAAUAAUUGAAUACUACAAUGUUCUUGAUAAUAUGAAAAAUAACUCUUAUUUCAAAUGAUUUUGAAUUUUUUUUUAGCCAUUAACUAUCUCUAUCACUAGUGUAAACAUCAAAGAUAUAAAUCCAGACAUAGUUAACGAAAUAGAUUUUUUAAAUGUGUAACAAAAGCAAUAAUAUCUGAUAAAAUAACGAAAAAUUUUAGAUACUGUGUAAAGUGAAGAAUGUAUAUGGUUUUACAAAUAUGUUUAUUUUUUUUUAUUUUUUAUGCUGUGUGACAAAAAUGUCUACCAAAAAUCUUGCUCCGAUAUGUCUAUGUAGCACUAUUGCUGAAGGAAAAUACUAUCUCGAUAUAAUAUAAAUAAGUAAUAAAUACAUUUUUUUGUCUUAUUAUUAUAAUUACACUAUUUACUAGUGUCUAAGUUAUUAUUAGUUAUUUUUUACAAAAAUGUGUAGUAAUAUAUCAGCACAAUUAGAACACCAAAUACAUAGUAAGAAGCCGGACAAUUGUGCACGUGGUUGUAACCACUGUUGUAGGUGAGAAUUUUGAAAGGUAGUAAAGGGGAAAUUAAAUGUAUUUAUGUAAGCAUAGAUAAACCAUUGUCAACGAAAAGACGAAUAUCAGUUGAUAGUGAUUCUAUGUCAACAAUUUAUAUAUGUCAUAUUGUUAUAAAAUAAUUACAUGGACAUUAUGUAUUUUCUUUAAUAAUAUUUGUUUAACAUUGAACCUAUUUUCCCGUUUUUCUUACGGUUUUAAAGGUUAUCCCAUGAAGAUGUACCCUUGGAAUAUUUCCGGAGAUAAUAAAAAUAGUAAAAUUCUGUUUUUCUUUUUUAUAUAUAUAUAUCUUAUAGGGCUAAGGAAAACAAAUAUUUAAAUUUGAAUUAAAAAAAUUAGUAAACAAAUGUAAAAAAUAACUUUAUUUUAUUAUUUUUGGAAAAUUUUAAGAUGGCCAUUCUAUAGAGUUUAUUUAUCUGAAACUUUUAAUGUAUUACACAUUUAUAUCCAAUGAAUAGUAACGGCCGUUUUAAAUUCUACUAAUCCGUGUGCAGAAAUCAGAAUUUGAUUAUCCUUACUAUCUCCUGAGAUAAUCAAGGGGUAUAUCUUCGGGGGACAGCCUGUAUUUUUGUCAACUAAUACAUUUCGUACAUUUUCCCGUUUUUCCUCUAUUUUUUUUUUUUCAAAUUUUUCUUAUUUGUUGGGAAAACUCAAAGAAAAAUCAAAAAAUGACUUCUUUAAAGUACUUCCCCAGUCAGAAUUCUUUUUAGAAAAAGUACUAUCAUUGUAAGUCGGAGCGAAAUUACUGGUGGAAAAGUUGUCCACAGAAAAAAUAAAUAAAAAUAAUCUUCGUCAAACCAUAUUCUUCUUCGGUUCACUCAGAAUUUAAAAUAUCAAAUUAAAUGGGAGGGGCGCGUGCGACGGACUAAAAUGUUUAAUUUCGCCUUGGUCGCCAAAUCAAAACGGCUCGGCUCUGAUGUGAAUAUAUGAUUUGUUAUCUAUCGAGGUGUUCCUUUUGGAAUAGGUAAGUCAUUAUUGCUGCGACUAAAAACGUUUAUACUCGGUGUCCGGCGACGACAAAUCACCGGCAAACUGUAAGUUAGUAUUGGUUACGUUUAACGGAUUUUACGCGCAGUGAUAAUAUUUCACCCCCGUUUUGUUUACGACGGAAAAUCUCUCCGAGCCGUUACACCGAGAAGUCGUUCGGAUCUAGACACGCGGUCGGACUCGAUUUAAAAAACUAUAAAACGUUUCUCCGCUGCGCAGUAUAUAAGAUAUUCGUAUUAUACACGUGAAAUUUCCCUCGUCCGCAGUACCGCGAUUUACACGCAUCGGGAGAACGUUCAAAUGCCGGUUUUGUUUCGUUUUAUUUUCUUAUUUUUUUUUUUUUUUUUUUUUUUUUUUAUAUCGUGCCUCGUAGAAGCGCAAAAGAAGAAGAAGAAAAAACGCUUUCGCGGCCCGUUUAAAAAGUUGUAUUACUUUCCGGUCUCGGCUCCGCAUACAGUGGGCGCCGUCGACCGACGCGCGACGGAACGGGAGGUGGGAAGGUAGUAUGGUACGGCGGGGGGGGAGGGGAGAAGGGUUGAUGGUGGACGGUUUUUCCCUUUUAUAUUUUACAUUAUUGCCGUAUGGAUAUAUCCGUAGACGAGAAUAAGAAAAAUAACGAAAUCGUUUUAUCUCCGUGCGCAUCGGCUGCUAAAUCAUGCAUGACGAAAACGCUCGCUCGCGGAUAGAUACGUAGGAACGCAUAAAACGCACACGCCAAUAACAAUAAUAAUAAUAAUAAUAAUAAUAAUAAUGAAAACGUAAUAAUACAGCAGGUGGACGAGGCGAGCGCGCGCGAAUAUAUUGCGGAAAAAUACGUAUACGAGGAGAAAAUAUAAAAUUUAAUCGCGCGCGGAUUGGAAGAACGUAAUAUUAUGUAUACGGGUAUCGGAGCCACCGGCGGCGGUGGCGGCGGCGGCAGUCGAUUCGCAAUUAGGAACCGCAGAAACGCCAGAAAGGAAAAUAAUGUUCAACGGAGUUAUGCAUCCGGAACCCGAGACCCGAGGCGAUACGACGUGACGCCGCCGCCGCCGCCGUCGUCGGGAAUCGUAAAUCUUUUCCGCCCGAUCUGUUCCUCGUCGCAAAGGUUGAAACGAUCGAAACGCCGCAUCACACGGAGAGGAAUGUAUAUAUUAUUACACGGGAUUUGUCCAAAGGGUUCGGUAUACCGGCGCGAUGACGGGGCAGGUACGGCAAGAAAAAAAAUGCAUUUAUGUAAAGAGUGAUUCCGUUUCACUAAGCUCAUCCCCGUAUUUUUAUUUAUUUUUUUUUUUUAAUACAUUUUUCAAAUAUUCAAAUUCCGAUUUUUGGAAUUGUCAAUUGCAGUUAAAGCCGAUUUUUUCGAAUGCUUAGAUUUUUCACAAAAUUUUGUUGUUAUUAUCCUGUGGCGAUUACCAACUAUGUUUAAAUUCUAUAGAAUUUAUGAAUAGUCGACAUUUUUAAAUUCCGUUAACCCGUCAACGAGAUAUUCCACAUUUAAGUUUAGGUCAGGGGAGAGGGGUGUAGUAUCAUUUGUGUGGCGGCACGGCGCGCGGCGUUUUAUUAGUGCACCGUUACGACUAUCCCUCGACUUAAAACUUAAAAGUGGAAUAUCUCGUCGACGGGUCGACAGAAAUUUAAAAUGUUGACACCGAAUUUUUUUUAAAGCAAUACUCCGUUUAUUUAUAGAAUUUAAAUUAUAGGUUCUCGUUUGAAAAACCUAAAAAAAUUUCAAAAGUCAGAAUUUAAAUACAUGCAAAACUUAACGAAAAAACUGGAGUACGCACGCUUACUGAAUCACCUUGUUUAUAUACUAUUAUAUUAUAUAUUUAUGUAGCGCAAUCCAUUUAAGGGGGGCUGCUCUCGAUAUUUCGAAAAGUAUUGAAUUUCUUCGAACAGUUUUGUUUUUAAGUUUGAAGAAAAGUUGUUUGCAGAAAAAACGUUAAUAUAUUUAACGAAUACUUACAUUUCUUAUAUUUUCCGUAUUUUUCGGUUUUACAAAUUUUAUGAAAAAACUCUUGAGAAAAUCGAACCUUAAGGUAUCUCUUUACACCGAUUUCCUUUCAGAAAAGACGUUACACUUGGAAAUCCGAGCAAGUCUUCUGAUAUAACAUUUGUUAACAGAUAAAAAAAAAAUAAAUAAACAUCUUUGUAAAACCAUAGGCUUUCUCGCUCCAUUCAGAAUCUGAAAUUUAAUUGAAACGGAUUCACGCAUUCGAACGCAAAUAAUUGAUAGCGUUAAACAAAUAGCAAUAAAUAAAUGAUAACAGUAUCUCUGACUAUUACUAGUCCCCAUCCGAAUGAGCGGAUCGGUUUGACCGCCAGAAACCAAUCCCAAAACUGGACAUUUUUUUUUUUCUUUUUUUUUUUUUCUUAUAGUGUCGUGUUGGAACAACCGUCCGACAGUUUGAGUGCUCGUACGCUUUCGGCGUGUCGGACCGGCAAAACUCUACGGUGCGUGUGCCCACGCCAGUUCCGCGAUAGUUUGAACGUGUGUCGGAACAAACGUAAUAAUAACGGGGAAAAAUAUGCAAAUCCCGUUCUCCGAGUGCGCGUGGCGCGCUGUAACAGUAAUAAUAUUUGCGUGUGCGCGUAUUUACGGCUUUCGUCAUUUCCGUAAUGACUCCGCGGAUAUCCAAUAAUGUUUCGAUUCUCUGACGACACCCCACGUUCGACGGUAAAGGUAUUAUGUCAAUAUACGGCGAGCGUGUGGUGUAGCGAACGGCUACGGAGUACGCGGAUCGUUUAGCGUCAUCCGCGUGUACCGCCGACCGGAAUAUCGUAUCGAAAACGACGUUACACCACCCGCAUACGAUUAUUCACGAUAGUUUCGUCACCGCACGUGCAUAUCGAUAUAUUAUCGGCUGACGAGUCGAUAUAAUAUUUAGGGCGGUUUUCAUUAUUAUUAUUAUUAUCGUUAUUUUUUUUUUUUUUUUAUUAAAAGUCCGAUGGUAUUUAAAAAUAUAUUAAUAUUAUCUCGUUUUUAUAACGCUGUACAAUGUUCCGAUCGGUUAUAUCGUAAGACCGACGCAGACCGAUCUGCGUAAUACGGCAGCGCCCCGUGCCCCGUGUUCAGUCUCGAAACGACAAUCUCUAUCGGAUUUACUGGAAAUCAUCGUAGAUAAAUAAAAGGCCGUGCGACAAAAAAUAUCGCGAAUUCAUUACGGCCGCGGUGUACGGUAAAGUCCCAUUAAUCCGGAUACCAUUAGUCCGGACUCGGCGGACUUGACUUAAUCCGGUCAGCCGUGUAAUACUAAUAAUGUUUACUUAUGAUUAGCGUUUUCGUAAAAAUAGUUAUGUUAAACAACAAUAAAUAAUAAAAUACUACAAACGACAGUUUGCUACGCAAUUAUUGAAUAUUUGAAUCAUUUGUUAGAAAAAUUAAAUGGGUAUGAUCAAACGAACGUGUCGCUGUCCCAUUCACAAAAAUAAUUCGCUCCACCACCGGUCUAAACUGUAUGUCGCGGAUACAAAAUGGCGGUCCAUUGAGUAGUGAUAAGCUGAGUUGGCCACUCUCCUAUUAUAUAGGCUCUCUAAUUUACGGUAUUUUUCCACAGUUAAAUGAUACGUAUAAUUGCAAUAAUUGUAUGCAUACGUUUUAUACUUGUGUCGUGUGACGAUACUAACGUUGCGAAAUUAAAAAACUAUAUGAAAUCAAAACUAAAGAAAUGUACCGCAUAAUACUAUAAUAAUACUAUAAUAGUGAUUGUCGAUAGACGCGACCGUUUAUUUUCGGAUUGCCGGUGUCACAGGCAUUUCAAAUCGAGAAACAUCAUAACCCCCCCCCUUCCACCGGUACGAUUAUACUAGGAUUAUCAUACUCCGCCGGUAGCGAAAUGCUAGGAUAUACGUAUAUACUUAAAAUAUAAAUGUAAACUCUCGAAUAGUCCCUAUAAAUUAUGUAUAUUAAUUAAUAUUUGUAUUAUUUACCUAUUGGGUAUCGUAAGUCCUAAAAAAUAUAAACAAAUAUUUUUAAAGGGGACGGGAAUCACUUACAACGCCCCCCCCGCCGUAACUACGCCGCUCACUUCUUGUAUACAUAAAUAAUCUUUGUAUUUCUUAAAUCGAAAUUCACGUUCUUUUCACUGUACAGAGUGUUUAAAUAUGUAUCUUCGCUCAUUUUGUAGUUUGUUUUGUUUAAUUCGGACAUUCGUUAAUUAUAGGACUACCUAGAGCCUCGACCCGUCCGGAUUAAUGAGGUCUUAAGGUCCCACUGUAUUUAUUUUUGUCGAAUUUUCCCCACGAAUAGAGGCUGUAUUGUGACUGUUGUGCAUAAGUACACAUAUACAUUUUUUUCCCGAUAUUUUUGGCCAUUUCUAGCGGCUCUAACUGGACCAAAUAAUCUCGAAUUCGGGAAUCGGAGGUUAUGUUGUAGGUGAAUUGAAGCAGGAGCGUCAUUUUUUUUUUUUAAAUUUCACGAGGCCAUAUAAUAAUGGAUGUAUCUACAUCAUCCUGUUUUUCAUUUUGUCCAUCGGACGUGGGCUACAUCAACAUAAAUAGUAAAAAGCAAUAUUUAAAACUUGAGAUGAUAAAUAAUUGAUUACUUUAGCUGUGAAAACUAAUAAGUAAUGCAUACACAUUAGACAACUUUAAAAAGAUAAAAUAACAAAAAAAAAGGAACGAAACGCAUUUAAUAUUUCGGUAUUUUUAUAUUUCAUAUCUAUAACAUUUUGUACGGGCAAAACGCUUUAAAAAAACAGUGUAUUAAAUUUUAAAUAAGCAGAUGCCGGCGAUGUUUAAGUUUAGCUAUAAUGCUAAAUUUACCACGAACACUAAUAUUCUAAUAAUUUAACCUGUGGUUAAAUAUGAUAAACAACGUUUGUAGAUCUAUUGUUUACUCAAUUUAUUGACAUUACGAUAAUCGUUUAUUAACACAUGUUUGUUGUAACCACGAUUGGCAGUAAAAUAACAAUAUUAUUAACACACAAAUAUUUCAGCAGGUCAAAUGGGACUGCGUUAAAAGCUAGGGGUGAAACCUCACAUCCUAUUCCUCUACCCUCAAAUGACUCCCCUGGAUUUAAGUGAUUAAAGUCGGAUCGAACUUCAAUAUGCAUUUAACCAUGUUUUCGCGAGUGGAGGGUUUCUUUUAGCUAUGUACCUAUACACCAUUACAGACUCCCGAAAUGAAAUCAAAGGAGGGGAGUUGACAUUUUGUGUAUGCAUAGCUUUAGUAUCAACAAUGUGCCUUCUAAAGGUUUAAAUAUUCAACCUUCCCUCUAUCAUUUUUAUGAUCAAAUUUCAUCGUUAUUUGUUUGAAAGUAAUAUAAUUAUAGUGAAGAAUAGUACAGUAUAGUAUUUCACUAUCACGGCGUUUGGUUAUUUAUUGCUUUGCGACGAAUAUUCCUAUUAAGAAAUAUAGGUGGUGGAAAAUCGGUCACGGCUGGUUUAUUUGUAUCGAGGUAAAAGUAAAUAACUGUUAAAAAAAAAAAAAAACCCAAGUCAAUUAACAAUUAAAAUUAAUUUAAAAUAAAAAAUACAGAAUCGUCUACUUUAAUUGAUCAAUUUAGUAUAUUAUUAUUACAGGUACUAAUAUAGAAAUUUGGCUUUUCGUUAUCGUUGUGCUGUACGGUUCAUGUGUUAACAUUGCGUUUUGUUCAUGAAAUUAUAUAAUUUUUAUUUUAUUUUAAAGAACUCGUGUGUUUAAUAAUAGUAUAUAAUUACAAAAAAAUAAACAGUUUAUUUUAAUAAAACAGUUCGUUGUGUUAAAACUUUUUGCAAUUAUUUAAAAACCUUCAUCGCUCUCGUUACAUUUAACGCAACGCUUCGCACCAUACAGGCAGGUAUAUUGAAAUCUUAUUUUUACGUUGGGGUGAACAUUAAUUCACAUAAACGUUGCUAUAAUCCUGAUUUAUGAAUUCUAGAAAACUUUCUGUCGUCCCGAAACGACCAAAAGCCAACUGGAAAUGUUCAGAAAAAUAACAAUUAUGAAUCUGGGGAGGCGAAACCAUAUUUUAUUAUUUUCGUUUCCCUAAAUCCGAAAACUUCGACCAACUUUAGGAUCUUUUACUUAGGUACUAUUAUUCUAUUACACCACGGUCACGUUAAUAAAAAUUGAAAUACCUACUGUAUUUUUGUUUUGUUUUUUUUUUAAAUGUCAUUAUAAUACUAAAACGAAUAAGUAAAUUUUUCGUGUCUAGUCCAUUAUGAUCAUUUUGAUUUUCAUUGUUAUUUGUAGACGUGUUCGAGUUUCUUUUUCGGAAACGGUACUUGAAAUAUGCCAAUUUUUGAGCGAAUACUGGCUUAAGGAGAGGGGGAUAGUUCAGAAGGUAUAUAAGUAUAUCUAAACGAACUCGAAAGCCUGCAGGAAUUUACAUUUUAACCGGAAUUUCUCCGGUGGGAAGUUCUCGACAAUCAAAGUUUUGUAACCGUUUGGUUCAUAAAUCCUACACGCGGGAUAAUCAUUAUACGUAUACUGCCGCCGGUAAAAAUCGCGCUUUUUUUCAGCCCGUCCAAAUUAUGGCCCACUCGAAAUAUGUAAAUUUCACCGGGACCGCGGUAGGUACAGGACGGACGGUGCAAAGUCGGUGCAUUUGCAAUUAUCUCCGGCGAUAGUGUAUGCGAGAAUACAUUAUUAUUUUCCGACUUCCAGGGGGAGCGGACAAUCAGCCACAGGAGGGGUCCGAAAUUGAUAUGGAAGCAUGGCGGUAAUGUCAUCCGGGUGCGUACCCACAGAUUUUGAAACGUUGAAAAUUCUGUGCCGUAUACGAGUGCGGUUUAUUUUCAUCGAUAAAUCGAGACGCGGUUUUUCGCGGGAUAUUUAUAAUACGCAAAUUCUUUUUUGAGGUUAUGACGUGUUGUUCAGUGGCGUAGCCUGCAGAGUGGGUUUUAACAGUGGCGUCAUUUCAAUAUUUAUUUUUUUUUAAUACGCAGGCGAUUACACAGCCCGCAAACACUAAACCCCGUCCAGCAUUUUCAACACAACACAAACAUAAAAUAAUUCACAUAUUUUCUAACACAUCUAUUAAACCGCACGCAAUAAAAUAUUAAGCGUAGACAAUAAAUAGUAAAGUUUCGUUCACAAAUAAUCUGUGUUUUGUAUAUUGGAUGUUGACUUCCUCGUCGGUUUUUCUUUUUUUUCUAGCUAUAUUCAGAAGGUUUAUAAGGUCGUACAGCGCCCCCCCCCCCCUAGAUCACCGAGAAAUCUCCACCUCCCCGGCUAUUGCCCGGCUACGCUACCGGCGCUGUUAACAGCCGCUGCUACACGCCGGUAUUCCGUAGCCAAAGCGUGCCGUCGGGAAGAGCGACCCGAACACGCGUCACGCGUACGCGACACGCGCGCACGGGCCCUUUGAAGACAUAUUUUUGACGGGGAGGAAUUCCCGAGCAACUUUUGUACAUUAUUAUUGUACACGCGCGCGAUUUGUCAUUGUCACGGAUUAUAUUAUGGCCGGCGGCGCGCAAUAAGACGAACUCUUCAUCGGGGUGUGAGGGGGGGGGAGAGGGGGUAGGUGCGCCCAGGUAUAAAUUACUUUUUACUCGUCGGAAACGUCGCCUUUGAAACGGAAUUAUUUACGACGCAAUAUAUAAAACACCGCGGUAUACGGGGCCGCGUGUGCCGCGCACCGUCCUCGCCCGGUUACCGCGGUCCUCGUCGUCGCCGGGCGGUGUUAUUAUCGUUAUUAUUAUCGCGGUAUUAUUAUUAUUAUUAUUAUUGCGACAGAGUUAUUAUGUUGUUAUGUCGUUGUCGUUAUUAUUAGUAAUGGCGUUACUUGUGCGGCUACAACAGUCGCGGCGACUAAUAACGCGAGACGGCCUGUUUUUCGUCUCGGGAUCGCGUGCGCCGGCGAAAUUAAAUCUCGGACAGAACGGCGGUGGCAAUCUCGCGACAGAAUUAAAUUCGGUUGCGGAGAGGUACGCGCGCGCGCGCUGAUAAAAAUCGCUCCCGGAAAACUUUUCCGUUCGGCGAUAACGGCGGAGGAAAUUAACACGGUUUUCCGCUCAAGCCCCCGCCCCCACCGCACCCGGAUCGCGUAGAACAGUUUAGGUUUUAGAUUCUGAACGUUUCUGCCGGCAGAAUCUUGUUCCGAUGUAUCGAGUAUCUAUAGCUCCUAUUCCAAAAGGAAAUUUCGUCUUGUCGGUGUUAGAGGCGUGCUCAGGAAUUCUGAAUGGGGGAGGAAGGGGGGGGGGUCAAAUUGUUGUAAUAUAAUAUAGCCGAUAUAAAUUGUGAUUAGAAAUUUAAAAAUUAUAAGCACACAAUGUAUAAUUUUUGAAAAAUAAAAACAUUUAUUCAAUUAAAAUUAUAGAACAAGUCAAGAUUGCGAGGAUUUUUAGCAAGUUCAUUAAGAAAGUGGUAUAUCAGCCAACAUUGUCAGUCCAUUAAUUCGCGUCUAAAAAUAAAUUGUAAUUUAAUCUUGUAUCAUUUUAAAUAUUAACUUAAAGUUUGGGAAAAUUACUUUUGUCAUUGUGCCUCUUAAAUAAGUUUUCAACCUUUUUAGACAUGAGAAUGUUCGUUCUGGAGUUGAAAUGGACACUGGUUAAGUACAUAAUAUUUGAACUAAAAAUUAAAUAUUUGGAAACAUUUCCUUCUUGCGAAGUCUUAAUGCCUACAACUCUGUACUUUUAGAACUUUGUCCAUUGUUUUUGAAGUACUGUAUGUUAUAAAUGUAAUUCUGCUUUAAUAAUUUGUUUGUCAGUAUCAAGAUAAAAUUACCCAAAUACUGCCCCAGUCCGAUUUCCUUUCAGAAAAGAUGCUACACUUAAAAAUCGAGUCAAGAACUCUGGUAGAAGAGUUUUCCACAAAAAAAAAAAAAAUAAAUAAACAUCUUUAUAAAACUAUAAUCUACUCUACUCCGAAUCUGAAACUAUAGGAAAAACAGCGAAUAUUUACGAUGCGUCGCGACGUUACGGAUUUCAUUAUCAAAUGUUUACAAACUAUGUUUUCUACCAGAAAUAUUGCUAUAUUAAAGAACGAUAAGAAAAUUUUUUUUUUUGUUCUUGAUUCUAGCUGGUGACCAAAAGAGUCGUUUUUCGAUUUUCUUUGUAGUUUUUUUUUUUUUAAUAAUUGAACAAAACCAAAAAAUACGUAAAAGGAACGGACAAUUUUAUGGAACUUAUAGUCUUAUUAUUUUAAAUUUUGUUUUUUUUUUAAUGUAAUUCAGUUAACAUAUUCGGAGAAAAUUGACAUUUUGAUAAAAAAAUUAUAUUUGCUUUUUCUAAACGUGAUACAAUUUUCAAUUUUUUAUAUUUGCGAGUUUUUUACGUAGUUUUUAUUUAGUAAGUACGAGAAAUAUGUGAAUAUCAUUGUUUGACGAAACAAAAAUGUUUGACGAUUUAACAGGAUGUUCAUUAUAAGUGUUGUAAUUAGUGGUAGAAAAAAAUUUAGACUAUAAAUUUGAAUGAUUUUUUUUUUAGAUUAUUUUAAGAUCAAAUUUUGAAGGAAAUCGUAAAUAUUAGAACCUUACAAAUUAUGUAUAACUCCGCUCAAGGUCGUUUUUCGUUAGCAAUGGUUUAUCGUUGCAAACAGAUAUUAAUUUAAAAACUUUAUGUUAAUAUCCUAUUUUCUCAACUUCUCGCUUAAAACAGUGGCACACCUAUCAGCAGUAUCAGAAACAUCUUAUUUGUUAGUAACUACCUACUGGUAGGUAUUAAAUGAUUACGAUUUUCUGAGCACAAUAUUGAACCUUUUCCCGUAUUUAGUUGAAAAACUUUCGAUAUUUUUAUCCUAUUUUUCAAUUACUGUGUAUACUUUAUCAUAAUUCGUUUUGACAAUAUUUAAGAAAAAAAAACCGGGUUUAAAAUGUUACAUUUCCGUUUUUUAUUGGCGAAACGACUACUCACUUGUGUUUUUCAGGCGGUAAACUUUAUUAAACAAUUCCAUAAAUAUAGACGCGGAGUGUUAUUUUAAAUCGAUUUUGAUGUUUAAAAUGUUAACUUUCGUCUACGCGUUGACGAGAUAUUCCGGUUUUAAGUUCGGGCGGAGAGAGCGUAAUAGAGCACCGUUUGUGUAGCGGCAUGACGCGCGGCGUUCGAAUGCACGAAAAAAUAUAUGAAAACGUACAAUUUUAGGACCGGCUUUUUCCUUGAAUUCUCGAGGAAGAAAUCAAUACGAAAAUUUGAAAGUCAAUAUUCAAAAAAAUAAUUAGUGUUCAACGAAAAAAUAAUCACCCCGCGGACACGUAAAAAUCAGCAUGCGGCGAAUAUCAUAAGACUCUAAACCUCAGAACACGAGUAUUUAUUUACGGUUUACAUAAUAUUGUCUGAAACAAUGAAAUCGUUUGUGCCCACGUAAUUAUUUUGUCCCGUGCGCCUACACAGAAAAUAUUAUUGUUCUACAUUAACGCGGUCUUUUGGAUCGGCACCGGGACAUUUCCAGCGUUUUUACCGUCCCAAAAAUCGUUUUCGGGAACAAUGGAAAAUAAAAGCGCAAGCCGUUCGGCUGCAAGUGUCCGCUCAUCAUCUAAAACCUAACGCGCAAUAAUUGUAACGACAAUUUCGACCGAAAUAGGAAUAACGCUGCAGCGAAUAGUACCGUGAUGAUAAUCACGACCGUAACAAUGAUUUCCUACUGCGAUUUUUAGGCCGAUUAACGUUGCAUCCCACGGUCGCCGCCUUGCGAUGGAGCAAAAUUACCCCUUAUUGCGUUUAAUCCCAUUCGUUUUUAUAUUAUCUUCAUAACGGAUUUCACUAUCAUUAUUAUUAUUAUUAUUAUUAUUAUUAUUAUUAUUAUUAUUAUUAUUAUUGUUGUUGUUAUUAUUAUUAUUACGUUAGACGGAAAAUCCUGGUAAAGGCCGUUUUCCGGAGUACCUGCAUCCGAAUUUCCCGUCCGCGUUCGAAAUUGAGAAUGGCGCGUCAAAUUUAUUACACGUACGAAAACCGUCUUAUGAGAAAAAAAAAAAAAUGAUAAAACGCCGUUAUACGCGAAUGUGCAAUGCUGUAAUACGUUCCCGCACGGAAUCUCGUCUCUUACCGUACGGUAAAUGAAGGAUCGGCCGCCAUUUCCCGUUCGGGGUCAAUAAAGGGUGUAAAAUAUUAGCUAUUAACGCGUAAUAUAUUAUACUCUAGAAGUAAUGAAGCGCCUAACGACUUCUUCUUCUUCUUCUUCUUCUUCUACUACUCCGGUUUCUUGAGCGGUGAGGACCAUCCCUUAUGACAGCCGACCAUGCGUCUUUCUCUGUCCGUCGUCAUUUUAUACGCUGUUAUUAUUAUCGUCGUCGUUAUUUUACAGGUUCUCCUUUAUCCCGAAGAAGGAUGGGCGAGGAGUGCAGUUUCGAGCUAUUGGACGCUCACGCCGACCUGGUGGAAUCGCAGCAAAUGCAAAGUGGUCGAAAUCACGGGAACGAGAAAGUGAGUUAUUUUUUUAUUGUACUUUUACUCGAUUUAUAUCGCAGUUGAUUGAGGACGUACGCGGGUUUUGAAUGUGGCGCUGAAGGCUAAUAUGCGUUUUGAAGAAAACACAAAUAAAAUAUAAAGCGCAACGAUUAGUUUUAUGGCGAUCUUUGUUUUUUCUCGAUAAAACCCAAAAAUAAUAGCCUUGCCUGCGACGCAGUAGUUAAAUUUUGAAUUCAGUUUGCAAAAUUCUGUCUCAUUCUCUCUUUUUUUUUUUUUUUUCAUUAAGUCUUUGCAUUAGUUAAUAUGAAUCACGUCGCUCAUUAUUUAAUAUUAUUUCUUAAACUUAAACGCAGCGAAGAACAUAUUGGUUUUACUGAGAUAUGUGCUUUUUUUUUCUGUCCGCAAACGACUUUCCUACCAUAAACAUUGUUUCAAUCAAAACAAUGACAGAAAUGCUCUUUGUAACUUUUUGUGUGGAUUCGAUGCGUUGGGAGGUCAUUUCUUAAGUAUUCGAGUAGUUUUCAUAAUGGUCGGGGAAAAAGUCGUAAGACAAACGGGCCAGGUUUGCGGCAGGUAUCGCCAACAUCGAUUAACAUUUCGUAUUAAUACAAUUUAAUAAUAUUAUGUGAAAAGUACGCUGCGGAGACGUUAACGUGUCACUCGUCAAUCGACUCGUGUCGUCUCAUCGAACAUUUCCAUAUGGUUUUCUGUACGACGCUCUGUUUGAAGCGCGUGGGCUUAAUUUUUUUUCUCCUCCUUAGAAACGCGGGUAGGUACCUUCCGUCCCUCACAGAAUACGCAUCCGCGGCCGAUCACAAUAAAAUAUGUGCCGGCAAUACGGUCUAUUCAAUACCCGGCGGGAAAUAUUUUCACGUUGAAUUCACGGACCAUUGUUGUCGGGGCACGUCGCGACUUGGGCGGGUAGGACAAUUGGAACAAAUAAUCAAAUUAAUUUUCACGGGGCGCUUUAAAUUUAAUCAUUAUUAUUGUUAUUAUUUUUGUUCGACUUUUUGUUGACGGAACCGACUCGGCGGUAAACGCCAUUGUUUGUUUCGUUUUGAGUUUCGCAAAGUUUACCGCAGUUUUUCGUAUUCCUCUCAUUCCAGAAACAAAAUAACACUGCAGAACUUUAUAAUAAAAUCUUUAAAUGUAGUUUUGGCAACGAAAAUAUAACAAACCUAUUGAAUGGAACGAAUAACAAUAUAUCCGCGAAUAAUACAUUUCACAAAAGUACAUUAUUCGUUUUGAAUAAUUUAUUGAAUUAUUUGUUUUACGUUUAAAAAUACAUUUAUUACUGAAAAUUUGGAAUUUUUUCUUUUUUUUUUUUUUUUUUUUUGUCAAGAUAUGCGCAUAUUUCAAAAUGUGUAAACUAAGACGUAUAACAAAUUUAUCGAAAAUCAAAAUCAAUGUUUCGAAAUUCAAAAAAUGAAUAAUGAGAUAUUGAGAUAGAAUAGAUCUCAAUCGCAUCUAUACCGACCGAGUUUAUAUUUAUAACGUGCAUUGAGAUGACAUUUUUCGUGCUUUUUUAAAUCUGAGUGAAGCGGACAGUUUUAUAUUGAUGCGUGCGUGUGUGUGUUUUUUUUCUGUCUUCGAACAAGAUUUCCACAAGAAGUCUUGCUCUAACAAUCCACGUCAAGAGUGGCUGUAUAGUAUAUAUAUGUACACGGUAAAAUGUGUUCAAAAAAACAAAAUACACACGUGUAUACAUAAAAAUAGCGCGGGAGCGUGGUCGGGAAUUGACGAUUCCCUAAGGCAUUUGGCAUCGAACGCAAUACAGUAUACGCAUUCGACACAAUGUUCCCCCAACUCAAUUGGUGGCCGGGGCCUGUAGAGGCCCGGGACGACCGAAGUUCGAAAAACCGCGGCGCCUCUGCCGCGAAAACGCGCUUGAGUCCAUGUUGAAAUUCGACGAGACCCUCAUCGCUCCGACCCGCGCGUAGAAAAACGACUCUAACGGCCCGGGUCUGGACUCGUCCGCGACGGCGUUCGCACGGCAGGGCGACGGUCCUCGAUUCCCGGGGAACAUCCGACGAAGAGGCCGAAAACGGUGCGGGCAGGCGGUUAUAGGGGCGACGGAGGCGAAAGACGAAAUUCAGUGUCACACGGUGCGACCGUAACGGCGACGCUACGGUCGGCAAUCGGCUCGUCGGUCGCGCGCGGCCCUCGGCGAAACGUCGGGCGGCUUGUAAUACGCGCGUGUGCCCGGGCGAUUAGCGCGCGCACGCCCGCGGCGGGCAUCCGCCGUCUCCGGCCGCCCCCGAGCGCGCGUCCCGCACAGUGCGAGCCCGUCAGACCGACCGCGGGUUGACGGGGGGGGAGGAAUACGGCGAGGGGGGUUUCUCGUCACGAUCCGGGACGGCGCGAAACUCCUGCCGGCGGCGACGACGAAACGACAUAAUAUAAUAACGAACCGGUGGGCGGGGGAAACAGAAAUAUAACCCGAUUCGCCUGCGCUCGCGCGCGCGCGCGUCGCUACCCUAACGAGAUAACCGACUGCGGCGCGCCGGUAUUAUCACUAUUUGUCCAACGCAACGCGGUAUUGUUAUUAUUAUUAUUACGAGAGGUGUUAUGCGCUCCGUCGGCAUCGACUCCGCCGCCGGGUCUGCCGGCCGUUUAGUAUUCCGGGCGUCGCGGUUUCGCGAACUCGAACCGCGGAGGACCGCGGGGCGGGUGGGGACCCUCGCCGAUGACCGGGCGGGGGGAGGGUCGGGCGAGUAGGAGGGGGGGGGAGGGCGGCGGCAUCGAGAACAUUAUAAUUCUCCCGUCGUCGCGCGUACAUGCGAUACGCGUUACGUUAUUACUGCGCGCGCUCGUAUUAUCGUCAAUAUUAUCAUUAUCGUUAUUAUCAUCGUCGUCGUUGUUGUUAUCAUAAUAAUAUACGCCCGGGCUCGAAUUUCGCGAUAACGUACGACCGCGCCGCGAAUAACGCGCUAAACGUCCGAUUUUACGCGUCCGGGGGCGCGGCGGACGUUUCGCCGGCUCCGCCGUUCGUAACGAUGACGACGCGUAACGUUUUACUUUGCCGCGGGACCGUCGACGCGCCCGGUGCGACGUUACGCCGUUGUCGUCGGCGUCGCCUCCCGUCAGCGGCAGCGCCGUCCCCGCGGCCACGGCUGGCCGGACGACGCGCGUACACUUUUGCGGCCCACGACCAACGGGGCGGGUGCCGUCCGGGGACGGCGGCGGGAGUCGUCGACGAGGCGCCGCGCGCGUCCGGAAACGUUUACGGGACAGGUACUCCGGGGGGUUUUUUUUUAUUUUGUUUUCGAUUUUCCGUACGAAACGUGCAAAACCCACAAGAGAAAACCCCGGCGGACAAUUGUGUACCUGUUUACAUUUCGAACGGCUAAAUUUCGUACUUCAAAACUUUUAACGUCAACGUUCGAAUUUGACUUUUGUUAUAACGUGUGUAUCCACUCCUGUCAUUUUCGUUUGAUACGUUUUGUUUUAAAACCGAAAAUUUGCAAAAAAUAAUCCGACGCACGAUCUCAGACCAUUGAGUUAUUCCCCGAUAUCUUACAUGUUAUAGUUAUAUGUAAAAAGAUUCUUAUAACGAAAGAAAAUGUCGUAGAAAAAAGUCACAGACGUAUUAGUUUUAGCAUUUGUGUAUUGGUUUUACAAUAAUGUUUAUUUUGUUUUUCUGUGAACAACUUUUCUACCAAAAAUUUACUCAGAUUUUCAAAUGUAGGAAGUAAUUUUCCUGCAACUAAAUCUGUCCGGAGUUUUACUUAAAGGAUUUGAUUUUCUCAGGGGUUUCAUAAUAUAUUAAGAUAAUAAAAACGUUAACGAUAAAUAAAACGUUGGAAAAAUAGGAAAAUGUACGAAAUGUGUUAUUUUCAAAUCGUUAAUAUUGUGGUCUUUGAAAAUAAUAUGUAAAACCGAAUCAAAAUCAUUUUUUGUUAGCAAAGAAAAAUUAUUGUGCACACAUAUUAAAUCCCUCUAUGCAUCCGACCUUUUUUUUUUUUUUUAUUAUUCCUUUUAUUUUAGAUUUUUUUCUUCGCUCGGAAUCGUUUUUCGUUUGUUACGGCUUAUCGUUGCUCACGAGUAUAAAUUAAAUAACUUUAUGUAUCCAACUUUUUCAACUAUUCUCCUGCAACAGUGGCUGCACCCGUUCUCAGUAUCAACUUUUUUUUUUUCGUAUUGCAUUUUUCAUAAUAAUUUUAAACCGCCGUAGAAAUAUUAACCUGCGCGUUCCUGAUUUUAGGGAAUUAUCAUUGUUUUACUGAUUAUUAUGUAGUUUAAUUAAACAAAAAAAAAAAAUGUUCUUUUAAUAAAAUCGCCGUACAAGGUAGCUAUAUUUUAACCGCUUGUAGUCACAAAAUUGUAUUUUAUUAUUCAUUGAGUUGAUUACUCUGGCAUAAUAAUUGUAUUACGAUUUUAAUUUAAUUUAAAGGCCGCGCGCAAUAAUGCCGUUAUAUAUUUUCUGCGGACGGGGAAAUCGGGCGAAAUACGCACACAAAUUCCUAUAUUCACUAUAAUACAUUUAUACAUUUCCAUAAUAAUACGACCCACGGCUUUAGACAACUUAUAAUAUUAUCGUCUUCAAUCGGUAAAAUCUUUUAAUUUUUUUUUUUUUUAAUUCCGUUCAAGAUAAAAUUCCAAUAGCACUGCAGCAGUGGAGUUUUACAUAGUUUUAAACAAAACAAGAAGAAACAUCGGCACGAUAUUUUCUCUCACUCUGUCUCUCGUACCAAUCCUCAAAUCGGUUUUCAGCUAUUCGGUCCAUCCGUUUUCACCGGAAUAGAAAAUACUCGUCGCAUUAAUUAUUAUCCUCUAUGAUCUGCGCCAUGACACGCAUCCCAGCCUAUAUCUUCUUACGCAAUUCUCUCCUUCAACCCUCCCCAUCAAUUUCAACAUAUUUGUGUGUCUGAUUAUAAUACGAGCAAUCCAUUUGUUUCGUUUUCUCGUCAAACCAAAUACUCCCGUACCGUUACUCUAUUUAUCACUUUUUCGUGCGAUAUUCUCUCGCUUGUUUUUAAUCUAUUUUGUUCUUCUGUUGAAAUGUCGUCCGGGUCUUAUUUCCGUAUAGCACUGUGGCUGCGAUAAAUUCUUCCUUAAAUACUUGUGUUGUUUAACGUUAACAGUUUAACCUUAUUCAGAUGAAAGCUAUUUAAGCUCGAAUGAAGCGUUUACCGUCGGCUUUUUUUCAACGGGUUUGAAAAACAAUAAUCGCCUAGCCGAUGAUCGACUGCAGAGAUCAAACGCAGUACCUACCUACGGUGUAACGAUAUUAUGUCACUCGCACAUCAAGGUCAAAAACUCGAUUUCACGUAAGAAUACGAAUAUAUUGCUUGCGUAUGCACCUUCUGCACAGUAUAAUAUUCUAUUUUGACACGUUGUCGGCCCGCGCGUUUCGGUGCGUGUUCUUUAAAACAUGACGGGUAGAGCGGAUACUCUGUACCGCGACUCGAUAGAAACAAAUACGUUUGAAACAAUACACGCGCACAAUAGUACACCGGAAGAAAUAUAAUGCAUUAUUAAUAUGUAUUGUUUCCGUAAGUAAUUGAGUUUCGAGACCGCCGUCAUCGGUACUGUAACACUGGCCAUCGGUCGAUAUUUUAAUUUUUAAAGGAGAUAUGAUGAACAUUUUUAAAUCGCGAUAUUUCACAUGCUGUUUCUCGAUUGAAAAUAUCGAAACAAAAUCGACGUAGUUGCGCAGAUAACAUUCUUAUCGGCUGUACGUUUGAUAAAUAGUUAAUUCACUCCAAUGUUAAAAUUAACGGCUCACAGUUGUGCCGCGUCCUUUUAAAUACGUCGUUUUCGGUAUCCGGAAAAAGUCUUGCGAAACGUUUCGAUAAAACGUUUACAACCUAUUAUGUCUGUCAAUUAAAAAAGAAAUUAACAAUGUUUUUAUAAUAAUAAUGAAAAAAAAAACAAAAAACAAAAUUAAUUAAUUGAAAAUGUACGCAAACACGAAAAAUAAAUACGCGUUUAAAAUGGAACAAACUUGUAUUAGGUACAAAUAACUUCCGUAAAAAUAUUGUUUUCCAUAACCGUUUUUAUGCAAGAUAGCAGUACUCCGUACGGUCAUAUACAUCAUUUUUAUGUGUAUUUUUUUUUUUGUAUUUUAAACCGAAUAAACUUUUAUGUAAUUCGGUGAUUUACUAUACGCGCGUUACACGAUUCGCAUUUCGCGUAUCCAUUAUGCACGAUAGUGUAUGGCGUAUUAUUAUCGCGUGUGUGAUUUUUUUUUUCUUUUAUCACUGUGACCUAAUAUUAUUAGACUGUAUACACGUACGGGCGGGGGGGAGGGGGUAGGUCAAUAAAAAACGGCGUACUCCGGUAUUCAAGAAUAUUUGCUCGAGAACACGCUGCGUGUGUAUAAUAUAUAAAACACGCGUAACGCAAUAAAAACAUCUUCUCGAUAAAAGCGUCGUCAGGGAGCCGACCCGUCCGAAUCGCCAACGUCGUCGUCGUCAUCGUGCCCGACGCCUAUAUUUUUUAAAACACUCCGUCCGCUGGGCUGCCCGAGAACUCUCCCGACGCGAAUAUUGCAUUUAACAGAAUGGUGCGUUUCUAUACCGGAGAACUUUUUUCGUUCCCGUUUUAUGUGUACAGUACGGUACCGGAUCGUAUAAUUUGUGCACAAAUCGGCAAGGGCGUCGAGCGAUACGACGGACUCGGUAAAUUAAAUUAGGAAGCGAGAGGGGGAAAAAAAUCCAACCGGCACAUUAUACUAUUCACAUCACGAGUCGGGCAUACUUGUUGUAGGCGGGAUGUCGGAAUGGUUAAGGAUGUACGCAGGGUUAGGUUAUGGAAAGUAUAUACAGAAACCGACUGCAAAGUUCCGUCGUUAUCCAAGAAAAAUUCAGUGUCGUAGCUGAAGGGGCGCGAUGGGUGGAUCGCUUUUGGUAUUUUUUAGUGGUGAUAAUUUAAUCACGACUACAGCCCAUAAGUAAUCAAAUACAAUAGUGUUGUAUUACAGUUUUUAAACCACCCCUCCCCUUUAUUGAGUUCCAGUUACGCCAUUGGGAAUUUUAAAAGAAAUUUCGAAAAAUUACACGGUCAUAAUGCAUACACUAUAUAGAUUCAAUAUGCUACGAGAGAAGUUGUAUCGAAAAUUUCGGUUGGGAGGACUGAAGGAGCGUAACGCAACUCGAAAACGUAUUUACAAACAGAAAAAACACACUUUAAACACUGUGAAAACAACAUAAAAAAAAAAUCCAAAAUUCAAGCAUGAUCGAAAUUCAAAAAUGCCCCAUUGAUGUUAUGUUGUCGGGCAUUUCAUAUUAGGUUGUUUACAUUCGAACAUUUAAAUCUCUGCAUGCCAUACAAUUUGUGCGCCAUUAUUAAUUUUAAUUUUCGUCACUUUAAAAAAAAAAAUGUUUAAAUCGUUUCCAAAAAAACACAACCGUGCCGCGUAUUACUGUGCGUGAAAGAUCUGUAUAGGACUUUAACUGAUCGAAAAAAUCGAUAACGAACAUAAUAUAGUAUAUAUUCUAUAAAAAAGAAAAAAAGAAUAACAAAAAAAAAAAAAAAAAUGGGGACGGGUGCAACCACUGUUUUAAGCGAGAAGUUGACAAGGUAGUAGAGGGAAGAUUAAAUGUACAUCUGUAAGCAAAGAUAAACCAUUGCUAACGAAAAAACGAUCCUGAGCGGAGUUCGGUUAAUAGUGUUGCCUUGUCAACAGUAUAUAUGUCAUAUUAUGGUAAAAUAAUUACAUAUGCAUUAUAUAUUUUCUUUAAUAUUUGUUAAAUAUUGUACCUAUUUUCCCGUUUUUCCCGGUUUUUUCAAUUUAUUGGGAAAACUCCUGGGAAAAUUAAAAAAUGACCUCCCUAAAGUACCUCCCCAGUCAGACUUUAUAUUAAUAAAAAGUGCUAUAAUUGUAAAUCGAAACAAAAUUGCUGGUAUUAGAGAUGUCCACGGAAAUAAAAUAAACACACCAUUGUAAAACCAAUACAUUCUUCGCUCCAAUCAGAAUCUAAACGUCGAUAAUUUUCACUAGUAAGUGGGUUAAAACUAGACGAAAAAUCCCUAUUUGUUAACACGUUGAUUGCGGACUGACGCCAAUAGGUGUCAUAAGGAUCGUUCGGUGACACGUUCGACGGCAUUUAGCGUCCAAUAUAAAUUUUAUGUUAAUCUUUUACUGACGCGAAAAAAUUAGUGUAUUUUUUUCUAAAAGUAACAGUAGACAAAAACAGUUUGUGAAACUAUAACUAUAGCUCCUUCGUUAUACUCUGGUCUCAAACAACACACAUUUGUCACACUAAUACGUUGGAUUCGCUCGUUCAAAAAACGAAAAACACACAAGACCGGUUUUAUUGUUUAUAUUAUGUAUACCGUGCGACAAUUCCCGAGGCGAAAAUUGUAUAAUAAUAUGCGCAUCGAGAGGGACGAAUUAUGAAAUCGAACCGCAAACAUUUGCAAACGAUACGGCGGCGGAGUUUUCCCGCGAGAACGCGUACAUAUAAAGCCCGGGAACUUGUGCCCAUAAAACCCAAUCCGAUAUGAACGAGAAAGCAAAUACGACCUGACUCGUCGUCAGAGUCAUCGUCAGCCCGUUCGUUAACAAACUUAUAAACGGUACGGUCCUCCGGGAACGCUCAUCGUGCGUGUGCACAAAGCUUUAUUUGUCAAGACCAAUUAUGUUAUUUUUAUUUUUUUUUUAUUUAAUCGAUAAAUUCGUACGGAUAUUCCCUCUAAAAACAGUUGUCGUUUCCUGUCGAUGUGUAUAAUAGUUCACGUGAACUUCUAUAAAACGUUACGAUCACGCGAAUAAACGUCCCGUGAACAGUACGAAAUUCGUACAAUAUAUGAAUAGGUUACAAAUAAAAUGCGCGUAUUCCAAAACAAAAAAUAAAAACUAGCGGAGGUUUCCUGGACAAUGAAGAAAUUUAAAAUGUAAUUUUCUUGGACAAGACGGUCUAAAAAACCUCAAAACUGACAAUAAAAAAGUUACGAUUUUAGUAUUUAUCUGUAUUUUGUUGUUGUUUAAAACGUGCGAGUUUUGAUAAUAGUUACAAUUGAAUAUGUGUUUUCAAAUUAUGGAUCAUGUGAUUUUUGAUAUGGGCUAAUUAAGAUUUCGAAUUAAUAACCACAUGAUCCAUUGGGACUAGUACGUUUUGGAAAUAGUCACUUUUUUCCAGUUAAAUGAAAAUCUGUUCUUGCACGUGUUUGUAAGUUUAGAAGGCGGUAACGUUCGCACAGAUCUUCCAUUACUAUCAGUUAAAAGAAGAAAAGAAAAAUCUGGUUUAGUAAUUCGUAAUUUGUUUUAUAAUAACGUUUAUAUGUCUAUCGUUGGGCAUACCAGGUAGAGAGAGGGGGGCCUAAAACCCGUGUCUUUAUGAGAAUUAGCUCCCAAUGAAGUAUAUAGUAUAGCCAAGUGUAAAUAUCAAUAGUACAUCAAUGUAAGUUACCUACUGAUAACCAAAUAGAAUAGUUACAAAACAAGUAUAGGUGACCACAAAAAAAUAGGUGUGUAAGUUCACAUGUUCUGCGUUGAACAAAGCAAUGUGGUCGUUUCCAAAAGUAAUAUUAUAUUGGCUUAAAAAUAGGCAUUUAAAAAAAAAUUAUUAUUUCGAUAAUUCAUGUUUAUUAAAGAUAUUAUUAUCUGCACUGUACAGAAAAUAAUCGAACCGUGUUUACCUGGAAUUAACUUUUGGAAUAUAGAAAAAAAAAUAAUGAGCAUAAAAUCCUCAUGGUUUAUUCGUAAUAAUAUACGUUUUAAUUUUAAAAAAAGUUUCGGAACUUUUUUUUUUGUAGUCCCGUAAGAUUAUUUCAUCCAAAAAUUUAAACAUGUAACGAACGGGGAAAAAAAUAAUAACCGUGGAUAUUUCAGGGGCAUUUGUUGUAAAAAAACCAAAAAUGUAACCUUUCAAAUAAUCCACUACACAAUAUGUGUGCGAACCUGACAGUUUUCCCGAAGUAAAAACAAGUCACAUGUGGCUGUUCAAUUGGCGCGUCGGUUAUAAAACUGUUUAACGGAUGGUCCAUAUCAUUAUUAUUAUGAAAAAAUAAAUCGAAAAUCAGUAAAUUAUUACAACUUGGAGAAGAUUCAAAAACGAAUGGUCGAAAAUGUAUGUAAAAAAUCAAUAUAAUAUUAUUUUAUGGGAAAUCAUUUCUCAACGCAAUAAUAUACGAUACGAAACGCAAUAAUAUUACUAUGUUGUAUCGUCGAUUUUCUUAUCGGGUUAAAUUGCCAUUUGUGGAAACGAACCGAAUAAACUAUUUUUCAUUCCACGGAUGUCGUCGGAAGAAAUUAUCUCGGAUGACUGAAAAAAUAAUAUAGGUACCUAGUAAAUUCUAUUAGAAAAAAAAAACCUCAAGUAUCUUAUAUCCUCAUAGCUAUAGAAAUAAUAUUAUAAAACCGAUAGAAUUGUCGUCGAUACGAGCGUGUAUACAUAGACAUCGGUGAAAAGUUCAAAGACGAUGGACUUGUAUUUCAGAAAUUAUAUAAUGUCUACCCUUUAAAAUUAUAUGCCACCAUAGCGCUGUAUAUCGCCUCAGGAAUCUAUCUUGAGCUAUCUCUUUCCAGUUUUCAACUUUCACAUUUUUUUUUUUUUAGUUUUUUUGUCAGCCACGUCAAUCCGGCUUUUUCUGGGUCCUCUUGGAGACCUUCUUCCUUGGGGUUUUCAUAAUCGAUAGGAAAUGAAUCGCGCAAGAUGCGAUUUUAAUUGUUAAUGGAUGUACGAUGUUUAUUCAGAACUGUUUGUGCGUUCAAUUAUUCGUGCCAUGAAUAAUUAUGAUCCGACGGGAAAAAACAAUCGUUUGGGUGGAUUAUUCUCAUAUACAUUUUCAAACUUAUCGUUCGUCAAUAUAAUAUUUUUGUAACGUCCAUAUAGGGACAUCUGAACUAUGUCCCUUUGGCUAAAUAAGAAAAAUUACAAGUAUUGAAUAUUAAGUGAUAUUAACAAACACAAACAUUAGGAUCUCCCCCUCAAAAAAAAAAAAAAACUAGACUGAGGUUUGGUGGACAUGUGUAGGAAUCGGAAGGAUUAUUCGGAAAAAUAAUCGAAAUGGUCACCGGAUGCCAAAUGGCCAAGAGGACGUAAUAGACAAAGGCGGUCGGACAAAUAGUAAGAGACGAUUUAUGAUACGUAUACUUAUACGACGAAGCACAGUUUUUCAUGACCUUAUUUUAAUUAAAAACACAGAUUCCGCUGAAUAAAUAAAUCCCUGUAUCUUACUGCAGGUGAGAUUUAUCGAAGGCGCUUUGUUUCAAGAUUAAUUUACGUUUAAAUCUGUGUUUUUUUUUUUUUUUUUUUUGUUAAUAUAAUUUCCUUUCACAACCUACAAAUCGCAAUUCUUCCAUCCGCCAAUCAAUAUCAAUAAACAUUUUAUUGAAAAUCAUGAAAACGAAGACCAGCGAAGAGGGGUGGGGGGUGGCUUGGGGCGGAAAACACUGCAAUAAGGAACACGUAUUUAAUUAUAAUACGGCUAUUAAUAAAUUUCGUUUGAAGCAUCGAGUUUGAGUAAUGUCCCUGCCGCCGGCAUAGUUUGUGCAGCAUUUUGUCUGUAUUGUACGUAUUUAUAUAUAUAAAUAUAUAUACGUACACGCCUACCUAUAAGACGAAUAAUUAAUCUACACCUCGAGAUAGUACGUUGUUCCUGAUCGCGGGGUAUUAAUCUAACAAGAUAAGACCUCGGCUGCAGUAGUAAGUUUCAAUUUGCAUACCGGCGGCUCGAUAAUAAAUCCUAAACCCCUAAACGGCAAUUCAUUGCCCGUUUAGAACGGGACGCAUUUCGAGUAAACAUUAUUAUCAUUUAUUACUAUCACGUGUACGUUUCGAAUACGUUUUACAAUACUAUAAUUGUAAUAACCUGUUUAUUUUUUCGUUUUUUUUCUUAUUAAAUUGCAAUGCUGUCCGCCGCGUAUGCUACAGUGUGUUUUUACAUACAGACUGGGACGACUCGACCGGGGCGGUCGGUUCUUGAAUUUCGGUCGGUACACGGUCGAUUAAUCCUUUUGUGGAUAAAGGAAGCUUGUUAGGGCCCAAAAGUCAGCCGCCACCGACGCCGCACCGGUGCGUGUGGUUAGAUUAAAACGGACAAAGGACGAUAUAUAUUAUAUACUGUGGCAACGACGGGAAUGGAAAUCGAGAGAGAAAGAGAGAGAGAGAGCGAGAGCGUGUGUGUGAGAUAGGGGAAUAGGAAAUUGGCUUGUUAAAAGUUGCCAUGUCGUCGUCCGAGUCGAUUUAUAUUUCCACUACGAUACAAAAUAUAUAUAAACCGUAUAGGUACCUAUAAUAGAAUCGCUGGACAAGGUUUGAGAUUCAUCCUCCCCCUCCCCCUGCAAAUCGCUACUAUAAUAUGAAACCGAUGGACUGCGAGUGAGAGAGAGAGAGACAGAGAGUGAAAAUAUUUGACGAACCAUUCGGCAGACGCGCAGCAUGUGAUACUCAAAACGAAAUAACUUCUCGUGUGUACGGCUAAAAAAGACAAUCGCAAUGCGAAUGACGAAACAAUAAUAAUAUACAAAAUGGGUUUCGAAAAGUCCUAUAAAAUAUUAUUGAAUAUCGUAGCUGACUGCAGGACGGUCGCAAAACUGCAAAAGUCAGAUUAGAUGGUAUUGUGUCGAGGUCUAGGUAUGAUUCUUCGUUCACCAGCGAUAUGUUUGUAACAACCUUAUAUUGUUAUUAUAACAAUAAUAUCCAUUGUUGUUUCGGCUGUUUUGAGCUACACAAAAAAAAAAAAAAAAAAAUUAACCAAAAAAACGAAUUCCUAUAGUGAAUGUUAUGUGUUGACUUUUUUGAGGUUACACAAAUAUAUUUUAAUCGAAUUUUGUAAUCUAAAUGCACGUCAAUCUUCGAUAAUAUUAUGUAGAAAUUCUCGUAAUUAAAUGCGAAAAAAACGUAAUUGAUUUUAUACAGACUUGACGAAACGGGUUUUCAAUUAGUGUAAUAUUCACGGAACUUUCAAUUAAACGAAUAUUAUUAUGAUAAUUAUUCUCAAAUAUCUAAAAUGAAUAAUUACAUUUUAUUGUAAUUUCAUUAACGAAAAUGAAGAAUAUAUUAAUUAACUAAUGGCGAUAAAAUAUAAAAGCAAAAGGAGAAUCAUUUUGAGUGCAUGCUUUUGGAAACGUUCCAAUGCCAUGCGUUCCGUUUGGUGUGUCAUGAUAUCAAGGGACGAAUGUUUGUGCUCUAUCGGCUUGUCGUGGAAAUAUUGUUUUAUGUUUUUUUGUCGGGCGUCUUUUUUUUUUUUUUCAAAAAUCUUUCGGUGUUAUUAACUUAUGCUGUUUUAGAAUCAGUUAUUUUUUUUUUUUUUUUAAACCGCACCUUUGAAAAAGUCAAAGAUUUACGAAUAACGCAAGUACCUGCGUGUAUAAUAUUAUUUUAUAAUACCUAUGUAAAUGUAUUCGAUUUUACUACAACGUCUCACCGUUAAUAAAAUAUGCGUUUUCGUGUAACGCACCCGCAUCGAAGGAAAUCCUAUGACAACCUGAAAUCCUAAACAUAUUAAUGUUUACUAAAUCUAAGUUCUUAGGUCUUUUUUAUUUUGUUUCGUUUUGUUUUUUUUUUGUUUUUUUUUUUUAUUAAUUCGUCAAGUCAUUAAAAUCCUAAACAAACGAAUAUUAUAACCGAAUAUGCAAAUCUUAAUCACUGUUCUUGUACUACGUGUGCGCCACUACCGGGACUUACGGAAACUCGGGGCAACGAACGGUCGUUCAUUGCACGUACUACACUACACAGCAAUAAUGUUUUACCAAAACACGAAAUAACAAUAAUAAUAUCCGGGGGAACCGAGCGGUAUUAUCGCGUUCGGAUUAUUUAAAUUCACGACGCGCUUUCCGAAAUUGAUCUCCGAAUCCUGCAACCAACCGCUGCAGCCGGCGGCAUUAUUACAAAAUUAUGGGAGGGGGGGAGACCGUUUUUCCCUGUUCAGACGAUAGGGUUAACAAUUUCGUUACGUACGACGCUAAUAUAAAUGUUACCGAACAAGCAUAAUUCCAGCGCUGUUUUCCAAACGCCUUGUCUCUUCGGGUUCUGUUUCAGCACUAGUAGCGGCUUUCGGCUUCUCCGCGCACGCCUAGCCUGUUACGGUCUCAUGUUUUUGACGAUCUCUAAAAUAUUGUGAUCUGUAGCACUCUGGUGUUCUUUGUCUCCGCACUCCGGUCACGUCAUCCUUUACCGGUCUAAAUAUAUGUUUCGUCGCAUUUUCCCUUACAAUACCACGCGUCAUUUUGAAUUAUUUUUAUCGUUUGACCGUGCUACGAACCCGAUUUUGGCAUUAAAUCUAAAUGACAAACGAUUUCAGUUUCGUUAUAAUAUGAGUUUAUUUAGAUUUUAUACAAACAAGGUGAAUGCUGAUCCAACUAAGUAGAUUCACUCGAAAUUAUUUAUCUCGAAAAAUAUUAACUUUUUUCAUGAUUCGUUUAAUAGAGCAUUUAAGAAACAAUUAGCUUUACAAUGUUACAUUAAUGUUAUUUUUUGUCACCCUUAUUUGCGGGGGUAACACUACUCCCUACUUUUAAUUUUCAAUUGACAAUUUAUAUUACAUAAUUUAUUUCACAUAUAAAAUUGUACUACUAAUUUGAAAUUGCUUGUUUCUUAAAUGCUCUAUAAAACUAAUUCUGAAAAAUGUUAAUCCUUUCCGAGAUAAUGAGUGUAUCCACCUCAGAUUGCAGGAUCACAUCGUAGUAGAUAAUACCUCAAAGGAUACGGUUUUCCGUCUAAUGGAUGUUUAUUUGACCAACUUUUAUAGGUUCUAAACAUGUCAGCUCUUUUUUCACACUUGAAUUUUUGAAUUUGAAUUUGAAGGUUUCUUUUUUUUUUUUGUAUUUUUUUACUCAUUGAUUUGUGGUUUUCUCGGGGCGGGCCAGUCAGUUAGAACAACAAUUAAAACUUAAUAUUUUCACUAGACAGGUAUAAUUAUUUAUGUAAUAGCCUGACUAUUUCUUAGGCGUCGUUAGCGAUGCAAAUCAACAGUCGGUGUAGACUUAUUGUUGUCGAAACGAUCUUACGCUUUUAUUCGUUUACUAAUCGACGGCCGUAACGGCGACAUGCGCGAGCAGAUUCCGACCGCAUUUUAUAGUAAUUAAUCGUACCUUCACAUUAUAAUAUUGUAUAAUAUCUCGGGACUGAUUGUUUAUUAAUAAUAAUUAUAAUCGUUUAAAGUUUACACUGCGACGGGCCCAACGUAAGGUGAACUUAUAGAAACGCAUAAUCCGCGUCAUCAUAAUAGCUCAGUUUCGGUUUAAACUCGCAUUAGUUUAACGAAGUAUAACAAAGAAGCUAUUAGUUUCACGAAAAUGUAUUUUUUUUUCUCGGAAGACGUUUGUACGGUUAGUAAAAAUGAUCUAAUUUUUCACCUGAUGUACUUUAUGUGAAACAUAUUUCGAAAUUCUCAAUACUUUUUCCAAAAUAUUAUUUUGUUUUGUAUGUUACUAUUCUUUUUCAUGUUUUUUUUUUUUUUUUUAAUGGUUGGGAAAAUGCUCCGUUUUUUUUUUACGUAUUACUUUAAACGAUGAGGAAUUUAUUCCCCUUGAAAUUGUUUUUUCUCGUUUCGGUAUUAAAAUCUAAGAUUGCAAAAAAUUAUACAAUACUACAUAAAUCGUAUAAUACAGACGUCAGACGUGUACUUAACUCAAUUUUUAUUGUAGAAAAAAUAGCGAAAUUUCCGAAAUUCAAAGAUGGGGCCCCGUAUAGAAAAAUUUGAAACUACAAUUUAACAAAACAGCUUCGGGAUGUUACUAGAAACCAUAAUAUCGAUUGUCCACCAAACAGGCACGAAGAUAGAACAUUUUCACUAGGUGGACCAUUAUUUGAGAAGUCCUUUGCUCGAGAUUUCUUAUGUUUAAAAUAAAAUGUAGUUAAAAGCGCAUUAUAACUAUAAAUGGUUUUUGAAACCAAAUAAGUCUUUUCGGCGGGAAAAUAAAACCUCGACAUGAAAACUAAUAAUAAUAUCUGCCACGCUCUACACAGAAUCCAAAUAAAGCACUCAAUUUGCAAAGGUAUUCCGAAGAGUUAUAGUUUGUGUUAUUGCACAGACGCGACGAGACAGCCCAGCCUGCAAUAAAUACGGCUACAAAACACAAUAAUGUUAUUACAAUACAAAAUGUGUGUCAUUUAAUGAACGUGUGGAACGGAUAUUGGCAUUUCGGUAAUUCCACGCGGUCCCGACAAAGUCCUAAAAUUGAAAUACGUAAUACACCACGUGGCUUUCGCUAAUAAAGGUACACAAAAUCUACAGGCAAUUGAAUUACGUAUCCGCAGAGUAAAUUCUAUAACGAAUGGUUGUAACAAACCGUUGAGCUACUGAUUAAAUUGUUUGUAAAACGAGAUUUCCCGACGAAGAAAAUAAUAAACUUACGAUUAAAUUAUUCGAACUUAAUCAAAAACAAAAUAAAACAAAGUACAUAUGUCUAGGUACAUAAUUAUGUAUCGAUCGUUAUAACAAUCAAAAUUUCGUUAAGAGGACGCCACGACCGCAUGCGCUGUCUCCAUCUUAUAAACAUACAACAUAGUAAAUUUUAUAAUCAGCCGAGAAAACUUUGUGCUGUUAGUUUUAAUGCUGUUAGAUUGAAUCGAUCGAACUUAAAUAUAAGAAGAACUAAAUUAACGUGUGCAACUAUGUUGAGUAUUUUUUCGAUAUUUUAAUUUUUUUAGCGAGAUAUAAACAUGACACGAAUUUAUCACAAUUUAAAAAUGCUCACUUAAAAAUUAAAAUAUCAACCAAAAAAAAAAAAACCCCGACACAGUCGUAUGGAUAAUAUAUUUAUCUUUAAUGGACACUAUGUCAAUUCAAUCUAAUAUUAAAAAUAUUAACACAAAGUCGUCCCCGUUGAACGCAAAUUUGCUAUGUCAUACGUUUGUAAAACAGAUACAGUACAUGCGAGUUUUUUAUUAUGUCUAUUGUCCGGCUAAUCUGUACGAUUUAUAAAAAUUGUAUAAUGAAUACACAUUAAAAAAAAAAAAAAAAAAAAUGCACCUUUGAAAGCAUAGUAAAUGUUGUCGUCUUUAAUUUGGUGAAAUAAUUUUUAUUUUGUCCAUACUAAAUUUUGAGUCCUUAUGGGAAGUAUGAAAACACAUUUUUACUGUAUUACCCGUUAGAUAGACAGAAACGGAAAAUAUUACUGUGAAGCCCUCUUAAAAGCAUUACUUAAAAAUAAGACGACGACGAGCAGCGCAACGAAUAAAUUUCGUUUUAAUUUCUUUAAGCCGAUGGCAUUUCCGGUACUGUUUUUUUUUUAACAUUUUCAACGGUUUCAUAAAACCAUGCAACUAUCAAUUGCAUCACGUUUUUUUUUACGUUUUUAUAUUUGUACCAAUAGAUUUAAUUGUAGAAUGUUUUAUUCUAAUAAAAAUUCUAAUAAGUAAUUGUGUAUAGAACAUAAAUCUUACAUAAAGUAAUGUUAAGUGCAUUACGUUUCAAAAAUAUUACUUUGGAUUUUUUACCGAACGCACGCUAAUAUUUAACAUAAUAUUUAAAUAUUGAAUAAUAAUAGUAAUAAAAAAAAACGUCCUAUCAAUUCGCAGUGCAGUUAUCUGCAAGCUCCGUUCGGUUUAUAAAUACAUUGAUUUAUAAUUGCUUUUAAAUUAAAAAUAACAACACAGCCGGUGAGCCCUCCGGAUGAAGAGUUUACAGGGCCUAAGGCAAAUGAAAAAAAGAAAAACAUCGGUUUUUCAAUAACAAAAAAAAGAAAACAACAUAAUAUAAUAAUCUUUUUAUUUCCAAGAUUAAACUUCAUUUAUAAAAACAUUAAAAUCAAUGGAAUUUAAAUUAAUUAUUAAACAAAAUAACGUGAGUGGCUGUACAUCAAAGAGUUAAAAGUUAAAAGUGAAGUUAAUUUUAUUUUUAACUUAGCUCUUUAAUAAUAUUUCAUUAACUCAAAUUACAUAUUUGUUCGAUAUUAAUAUUAACUGAGUUAAUAUCGAAUUACACCUCGUUAUGAUCAUUUAAAUUGUAUACAUAAAUAAAUGUACUUACCAUAUAAUUAUACAAUAAAAUCGUUAAUUGAAAAACUAUCGUAUAAAUAAUUGUUUACAUAUUUUUGCUCGAUUUUCAAUAAGAAUUCAAUAACCAUUUUAGUAAAAUAAGCAUAAUUUGUUACUUAAAUAAAUUAACUUUGUUGAAGUUAAUUGAGUUUGUUAAGUUGAAAAAUUAAAUUUCAAUUUAACCUUAGUCUUGCAAAUACUCAUGAUAAAAUAAAAUAAAAAACAUUUAACGCGCGUUAACUAUUAUACGUUGUUCCGAUUAACUCAACCGAGUACUAAAAACAAAUACUUAAAUUAAUAUUACUCAUUGAUUUUCUUUUUGAAGAUGUGUAUUAUUAUCAAUAAUUAAGUAAAAACAAAAUUAUUAAAAUGGUUAAUACUCGUAAAUAAAUAUUUAAAUAAAAAAUGUACAUAUAAAAAUGAAAUUAAUAAAUGAAUCAAUGCGUCGCCUGGAGUAUUAUGAUAAGUGUAUAAUACGAUUAGUUUCGAAUUAAAAUUCCAUCAGGUGUACCACAGUCAAAAUGCAAAACGCAACUUUUAUUUAUUUAUAUAUUUAUUUACUUUAUGUAUUAUUAUUGAUGAAAAUUACUACGAUAACAUUAUUUAAAUAAAAACAACUGUCUGUGAUUCUUAAAACGAAAUUAUUUAUUAUAUCGUCUUAAGACGAUACUGGUUUUAUAAUUUAUAAUCAAUACUUGUGUUAAUUAAGUCUAAACGUGUAUACAAAACGAAUACUAAAAAUAUGUUGUUUAUAUAUUUAUUUUGCAAUAAAACAAUUUAGAUAUUUUUGAGUGCUCUCGAAAAUUUUUGAUUCCAAACGUCUGUCACCGAAACGACCGAGACCGAGAGGAAAAGUAGGUGUACGUCAGAAUGUUUUAUUUCUUGAUUACGAGUCAAAAAAACUUAUUUCCAUCGCGCGGUAAAAAUAAAAUAUAAGGUACAUGGUAAUAAUUUCACGUCAAACAAAAUUCAUAUAAUAUUUCAUGUAGUAACACUGCAUAAACACCGCGAAACAAUUACGUAUUCUCGGUUUGUAUUACAUUUAAAUUCGAAAUACGCUUUUCCGCGGUCUCGAUAAGAGGCCUCACGUUUAGCCGUCGGGUUUCAUUAUAUUCGUUUUGAGACGACAAAGUAUAAAUUGUUUCGGGCACCUCGCCGGGGUAAGUUCGACUUGGUUAGGUUGGAUUUUGAUUUUUAUUUUAUUUUGAUUUCGAAUUUUAAUUGUAUUGUUUCACGCCGCGCUUUUUGAAUCCAAGUAAAAUAUUAUUAUCGAUACAUAAAAAACAAAAGUUGUUUUAAAUAAGUGCUCAAUAAAGUAUGAAGUAACAUACAAAUGUAAAAACGUUUGUAGAACAAAAACAAAAAAGCUGUCCUAGGAUAAUGGGGAUGGGUGCAGCCACUGUUACAAGUGAGAAGUUGACAAGGUAGUAGAGGGAAAAUUCAAUGUAUACCUGUAAGCAACGAUAAACUAUUGCUAACAAAAAAAAACGAUUCUGAGCUGAGUUCGUUUGAUAGAGUUGCAUUUUCAGCAGUAUAUAUGCCAUAUUAUGGUAAAACAGCUACAUAUGCAUUGUAUGUUUUCUUUAAUAUUAUACCUAUUUCCCCGUUAAAUUUUAUGUAGAUCUUUUAUUGUUGCAACAAAUGUAUUAUUAUUAUUAUUAUUUUAAAUAAUCGAAUAAACAUCUUUGCAAAACCAAUACAUUCGUCGCUCCACUCAGUAUCUAAAAUGUAAAUUGAAACCAGUCACAUGCAUACGACUGGUUUCGGUUUACACAUAGUAUAAUACUGCAGGCAUUUUUUUUGUGAUGUUUCUACAUACUACAUGCAUGAGAAUGAGAAUGUAUUAGUUUUACAGAAAUUUGUAUUUAUUUAUUUUUUAUAUUGUGUACAAAAAUUCUACCAGAAAUCUUGCUCCGACAUAUACGUGCGGCACCAUUCCUGAAAGGAAAUAUAGUCCAGAUGGUACUUUUAGAAGGUAAAUUUUUUUGAUUUUUCGAACACUUUUCAUAAUAUCUGGGAUAAACCAAGAUAAACGUUAAUAAAAACGGGGAAUUUAAUAAAAUAAUGCUUUUAUUAUUUUUUCAAUAUAUUCGCCUUUUCUAUAUAUGAUGCAAGUUUCAAAACAUUCGAGCAAUUUUUGAGCUGUUUAUAGACAUUUUAACUUUGUGAGUUCUGUACGUAAUUUUUAUUCGGCAGGUAUUCUGUGGUCGAAUUGUUAGACUUAAUAGAAAUACUUGAAAAUUUAACAGAAUGUUCCUUAAAAAUCGUACUUUAUAGUAAAAGAAAUUUGAUCUUAAUAUAUAGUAUUUUUUUUAAGAAAUUUGUCUAGAAUUCCGACUGUACUCAAAUAGUACAAACAGCUAUUUUUGGUUGCAUUAUCGUAACACAUUUGAAACAUAUACUCUCCAAAAGCCUAAAAUAUACUGGGAUAGCCCCCCUUCCCCUUUGUUCUCAAAAGCUUAAGCAACUUAACUUAGCUUGAUUCAUAUGAUAAAUGCGUGCCGCAAAUCAUUUUUAAAAUCCCCCCCCCCUAUUAUCUUGUCCUAGAUCCGCCUUUGAAUGAGUACUUUUCAGUCAUAUUUAUUUUAUUUAUUUUACACAGGCAUUUAUUCGGCUUGUAUUUAGAUUUUUAUUCACAUUAUUUUAGCUCGGGAAAAAUGAUUUGAAUAAUUUGCGGGGCACCUACUUCGAACAAUAUAUCCAACGACAACGACGACGAGUAGGGGAAUAAAAACGCGUAUUUUAUUUUGGGAGGCUUACAUCGGGAGACCAUUAUAUUACUAUACAUAAGAAAGGACGAGGACAUAAAAAAUAGUAGGGUGAAAAAAAUAAAAUAAAACGAUAUUAUUAUAUUAUGUUAAAAUAAACGUCCGUCAACGAUCUGCCCGCGAGUCCGGGGAAAAAUCCGCCCCACAGCUGCAAGCGGAGAUUUUGCACCGUAUUGAUUUUCGGGCCGACGGAACGUUUGCGGAAACGAUAAUAGUAUUCCAAUAAAUAAAAUGAAGGCUCCGUCAGAGACGUCUCAAGGAUAAUAUUGUAGGUACAAUACUGUUAGGUAUAUGCAGGUAGACGAGAUUUUCUCGAGUAGGUAUAAUUUAUAUUACAGGAUCCGGGACCGGAAUUUCAGGAGUAAAUUUCCAUACAGGUAUAGGUCAAUAUCAACUAACUUGCAUAUAUAUAUAUAUAUAUAUAUAUUAUACCUAAUAAAAAUAAUAUGUGCUCGUUCGGCUUCGUUCGAUUAAAAUUCUCGGGUUCUAUAAUAAAGUGCUCAUUGUUGUUCAACGGAAAACGGCCGGAAAAUCAUUGCGUUUUAUUGUCGACGACCCCCUCUUUCCCCGGGACGUAACGCCCCGUCCAAAUACGUUAUUCAGAGAAUUCCUGGAAAAAUUGUUUUUGAAAAUCCAAAUUCCAGUUUCUUUAAAAAUUUCAAUCAUAACAAAUACAGCCAGUUAACAAAUUAAGUGAUACAAUACGAGUAGUUAAAAGGUAUAGUACCGAUUACAAUAAAACAACCAAGUCGAAAUAAUGAAAUUAUUCGUUUUCGUGAAUUUUCUUUUAACGAAAAUCGAAAACAUUGAAACUAAUGAAAUCGUUAGCACCUUAAAUAUUUGUCCGGUUUUCCUGUACCAUAUUUGCAGGGUUUUCCAGCUGUUAUGAAAACUACUUGGAAAAUAUAAAACAAAAUAUGGCCUUCUCAAUGGACUAAUUAGAUCCGAAACGCUAUAAAAGAUUCUCCUUUUGUUAUUUUUCGAGCGAGAUUUAUGGUAGAAAAGUUAUUAACGGACCGGAAAAAUAUAAAAAUUCGAAAACAAAGCCACCCACCAUAGAUUAAAAUCAAUACAUUUCUCGUUGAGUCCAGAAUCAGAAAAAGAAAAACCAAAUAAACUCGAAAUCAUCGUUUAGAUGGUUUGCUGGUUCACGUGGCUCGUAUACAAGAAUCGUCCUGUAUAACAAAUGUUUGAUUCAUACCGCUUGUGGGGAGAAAAAAAGAAUACAAAAUUUUAGUAAAUAAUAUUAUACGGUAGAAUAUUAUUUCAGUGGAUAUUGUUAUGUUAGGACUCUGGGAUGGAGGGGAAAUAGUCUACCGAGACGUAAACGCAAGAUUGAUGGCCGUCCUUUAACGCAUAAAACAACACAGUAUAUUUUAACAGCGGUAUGACAUUUUAAUACGAAUUUUUUUUUUUAUUUCUUCGGCCGUUGCCCGAGAAAAAAUCGUUUUUGUAAAUACCGUACACAUUUAAGUUCGUAUUUAUUCAACGAUUUUUUUUUUUUUUUUUUUUAAUCAAUUAUUGUUCGGACCAGGCGGCCAAUUUUUUACGGAGGUCUUCCAAACAGAAGUCCGUAGGACACCCAGUUGACUGCACAAAUUGUCGUCAAUUUUGUGUCCACUAGAAUAAAUGGUAAAUUAUAUAGAUAAACCGGCUAAAAAGUUGAGAUUUUGUCAUUCCAUUACUCUUGGACUUUUUUCGUUUGUUUGAUUCUUUUUUUGACAAGUGAUAGUUUACUUCCUCGUAUAAAAUAUUAUCAGGGUCCAAUAAUCCAAACCAGUUAAAUUUUACCUCCCCCCACUAUAUCAAAUUUCACUAGUAAAUAUUUACCCCUAGCCAAAUUUCUCUAGUGAAAUUUAAUGGGAAGGAGAGGGGUGAUAAGGAGAGGAUAUAUCACGUGGUCAAUAUUCAUAGUCAUAACGGUUCGGUAGAUUCGAUAAAAAAUUGUUUUUCACAAAUUUACAACUCAAAUACAACGAAUAUAAUAGGAUAUUAAUAAUAAUAACCGCAUGCAAUUUAAUGGAUUAUAAUCCUAUCCUUAUUAAGGCGAUCACAUAUUUAUAAUUGUAUUGUUUUACGAAACGAUCGCAUUUGGUUUACGCGUGGUUUAUCUACAAUCAAAAAAAAAAAUUGUAUUUUUUGUACUCGUAUAAAAAUGAAUUAAUAUAAAUCAAUUAUACAAUAAUAUUGAUAAACAAAAUCAUUCUUUAACAUUAAAUAAAUAAAUACCUACUGGUUUAGUCGGUACUAAUAUUCUACUUAAAAUGUACUUUAUAUUAAUUCAAAUAUCUUACUCCAUAGGUGCAAACAGGGAUGAGAGAUUUGGGGGAACUUAGCCCCUCGUCCAGGCCUCCUAAAUCGAGUCCUUUUAAUGUAUACUCAUAAUCAAUAUUAACCUGAAAUAUUUGAACUAUUUGUGCCUUACUUAAAUUAUUGAACGGAUAUGGUUAUGUGUAUUCUUGUCUGGUUUAAGGGGGGGAGCUACAAGCUGACCUUCGUUUUCAUAGAAAUAUUUUCGAUAUUUGUGAUGUAUUUCCGAAAAAUUCAGAUGGGGGGGGGAACAUCCUUUUUAUGCUUUUCUAUCGGGUGUCUGUGAUAUUGUAUAUCUAAUAAUAUCAUACAAGUCCUUUAAAUAUUUUAGCGUGUAAUUAUUUGUUUUAAAAUUAUUAUGGGCGGAUGAUCCGGGGAGUUAUUAGUUUUAUAAUGAUGCAUUUUUUCCCUUGCGACAUUUUAUAGGACGCAGUAAUUAUUAUGCUCGAAAAGUUUCGUGCUGCAGAAACUUUAUAGCCGGGUAAUUGAAUGCAUACGGUACCUACCUAACUACUCUAAACGGGUCAUUUUUAUAAUUUACCAGGUCACAAGGGUAUAUGAAUAAAUUGCGAAAAACUGGACGACCUUCAAAAAAGACGGUACAAUAUUACAAACCGUAUUUUGUAUUCGUUUAUUAUAAACCAUUAUAAACUCCGAUGAAUUAAAUCGUUUUUUGUGUAAGAAUAUUUGGAUGUUUGAAUUUUUUGCAUCUAAAGUAAAUGAGCAGUGAAACGAAUGACGCUCAAUAUUCCAAUCACUUGUGUUUUUCAAAAAUUUAUUUUCCACGAUGUAAAAUUAAUAGAGCAGAAUGUUUUUUUUCACUUUAGUGAAGUACAUUUUAUACUUAAAACACCACAUGAAAAUUAUGAAAGUCAUCGAUUGAUUGAAAAUGAAUUGUAUAGAGUUUGAAAAUGUUUGGAAAUUAUAUAGAAGAUACUACGUCGAACCUAUUGUUUUGUUUCUUUGUCAAGAAUAUUUUAAAGUACAAUAUUGUAUAAUGGUUAAAUUUUUUGAUUCGUACAUGUUGCAGACCCUAAUAGAGUUGUAUUGAUUGUGGGGGCCCAAGAGUUCACAAUUUAUAAUAAGGAAAAUAAUACAUUCAAAUAAUAAUUAACACUUGUCUGAUGAAAGUAGCAUAUUAUAUAUUUUUAGUCCUAUAUAUAAUUAAGUAGAUCGGGUUAGUUUUAUGUGCAUUAAAUGUACAGUAAUGUUUGUUAAUUGUCUUGUGUUAUAACCAUGUUCAAUACUAGGUAUUAAGUUAUUUAUAAUCAUAUAAAUUACUGAUAGAACGAAUUAUAGAACAACUUUUUUAACGGUAGAACAUUUAAUUCUUUGUAUAGAUAGUCCGUGUGUCGUGUGAUACAAAUGAUUAUUUUUUUAAAUAAUUUGUAUUAUUCUAUUUUGCAUUGUUUUUUUAUUGAAUUUAAUUUGGUAUCGUAGGUACCUCCCCAAAUAUUAUACCAUACUUAGUUAUAUAUUCUACUAGAGUUUGGUACACAAUUCUAAUGUUCUUGAUUUCGAGCAAAUUGAUUAAAAUUUUGAAAGCAUAGGUUAUUUUUCUUAGUUUGACCGCUUUCUGUUUUAUAUGGUCAUGCCAUAUAAGGUUAUGGCAUAUUUCAAUGCCUGAGUAUUUACUAGAUUUUACUAUUGUAGUUUUAGUAUUAGUGUAGAACAAUAUUGGUCCAAGUAAAUAUACCCUAAACAAACAAUUAAAGUUAAUUUUAAUUUCCUAUAUUAGACAGCUUACUUAGAUAGGGCUUUAAAUCGAUUAAAAUAUAACUGCUAGAUUUACGAACAUAUUUUUUGGACUGCCUACAUAUUAUCAAGAAAGUUAUUAAUUGUUACUUUUUGUUUCCGAAUUAUUGAAACUCUUUAGAAAAAAAAGCCGAAAAAAUGGGAAAGGAGGAGGUCGGAAACGCUGAUUACGCCACUGCACCGCAAUGAACUGCAUUAUUUUUUGUAACUGUGUUUUUCAUUAAAUAUUAAUCGGGACAAAUUUUGUUUAAACUCGUAUACAUAUUGUAUAACAUAUUAUAUAAUAUAAUUAAAUUGUUUAUAAAGUCACGUUCGUUUCCCGGUCCCGUUAUCACAGCGGUGAGUACUUGACAAGAAUCAAGGAAGUAUAAAUAUUAUUAUCGUCAUCACUGCGGAACGUAUAAACGCAUUAUAAUCCUGUACGUCCUUGAAAUAUUAACUAACGUACUACGUAGAAUACGAAAAUCUUUCUGAAAUAACACAUACGUAAGUGCUUCUGUCACUAUAUAAUUGCCUUUCACUCCGAAUACACAAGAAUAAGCCAUAAUAUAUAGUCGUAAUUUGAAAAUGAUUUCGAAAACUUCAGGUCAAAAUAUGAUAGGUAAAGCAGAGACGCCGAUUGCAUGGGGGCUCCAGAGCCGCAGCCUCCAAAGAAAAGUUUGAGUUAGGGCUCAGCCAUCAAAGAGAGUUACUGGAGCAAAAUAUAUUUCUUCCUAAAAAAAAAAAAGUAUUUUCCUCUUAUUAACCUACUCGUUGGUGUUUGCGCAUUGUUUCGUUAAAAAAUUCAUAAAUAUAUUUUGCGGUUUUGGUUGAAUUUUUAAGCAACAUGUCAAAAGAAAAAAAAUGAAAAUGGUGCUGAAAACAAGUGGCUUUUUUUAAACAAAUAAUGAAAUUAUGUUUUUUUAUUUUUGUUAAAUAUUAUGAUCAGUAUUUUUGAUAGAAUAUAAAUUAUUAAUGCAAAACUACAAAAAGUUGCAGUGUGCUUUCAAGAAGCUCAACACAAAGUUAAUAAUUUCGUAGAGUCUAUACAAUAACACUGAAAUUCUGGCUUUGAUUAUAUCUGAAAUAAAUCAAUUUUAAAAUUAAAUGAGCUGAAUUUGAAUGAGCUUAACUCACUAAGGGUAAAAUAAAACACCAAAAAGUUAGACAGGAGUCGAUUCAUGCAAUCUUUCAACUAUCAAAGAUCAAUAUAGGACUUUAUUUUAUGAGAUUGUUAGUGUUUCUUUAUUUUCAUCGAAUUUCAGCGAUUUCAUAAAAGUGUUAUUGAACAUCUUUCAUUCUUAAAAUAUAUAGUUGGUAAAAACACAGCUACAAAUAUUAUUGGUUUUUAUGAAACAGAUUUUGACAAAAAAUAAAUUAAAACUACAUAAAGAUAUGUUGUUAGAUAUAGCUGAGUCUAGAAAAAUGUCUAUUUAUAAUUCUAAAGGUGUUAUUAAACUUCUAAAAAUGAUAAACUUCUUCGUGACCUAUUACCUAACCAAACCUUAUAAAUAUAAACUGGUAAGAAUUCAUUAUAUUAAUAAUUCAGGUAUCUUCUUGUACAGCUGAAUGGUCUUUUUCAGCACUUCGAGGACUUAACAAAUGUUUAAGAUCAACAAUGAGCGAAUCACGUUUGUAAAUUUCUAUAUUCCAUAUUCGUAGAGAUAAAAAAGUAGCUCUAUCAAUUGUUGAUAACGAAUUCAUUAAUAAAAUUAAAGUUAGAGAGAAUACGUCAUUUUCUUUAAAUUAAUGUGAUAUUAUUAAAAUAAAAAAAAAAAUUAAUUAAUAUUUUUAAUUUAUUGCGUGUUAAAUUGAGAGUCAGCGGUUCCCAACCUUUUUAGUUGUGCGAACCACUAAUUUUGAAAAACUUUAAGGCCCACUAAACUAAUAUACAGGUAAAAAUAAAAACAAAUAGACACCUAUGAUUAAUAUAUUAUAUUAUAAUGUUGCAUAUUGCAUACACAUCAUUAAUUAGGUAUGUUUACUAUAGAAAACAAUUAAAAACUAUUUUUUUUAUAAAAAAAGAAGUUUAUAAAUGUUUUUGACUUAUAAACCAAUGGUUAGAGUUAAAAUAAAAUCAAUGCGAUUUUUGACAUUGCUUUUCUCUUACGAGAGAAUAAAUAUCGAGAUUAAAUUUAUCGCAACGUAAAAUUCACGCCGAUCAUGAUAAAAUACGAUAAAAAUUAGAAAAAUAUUCUAGAAUACUAUUUAUAAGAAAACGACAAUCAAUAUAAUUUUACAACUGCGAUAAUUGAUAAUAUUACUAAAUCUCGAUCUAAAUAUAGUAUAUUAAAAUAAUAUACAUUAUUUUUUAAUUUUUAAUUUUUAAAUUAAAUUUCUAUUUAAUCCAAUUUUAAAUGACCGUUUAUAAAAAUCGUAAUUAUUCAAAAAUCAAAAAUGGAAAUCAAUGAAAAAAAUUCAAUUCUACGUGUUUUCCUGUGUUUCUUUUGGUAUACAAUACGCUCUAUAUUAUAUUAUUAUGUGACAUCCGUGUAACACCAAGGUCAUCUGUAAAUCAUCAAAAAUUAUUAUAUUUUCUUUCUAAAAACACCAAAAGCCCCAUGUCAGCCACCAUCUAGGGGUUGAAUUUUGAUAAUCCGUCUUUGAUGAGAUGCACACUGACCCUGCGUUCAGGUGCUUCUAUAUGCGAAUUUUCAGACUUCCGCAUGCGGUAGAUACGCGAUAAAUAUGAUUCGAAUGUGGAUCAAGCACAAAAUUCAUUAAAUCCAUAGUAUUGAGUAUCUACACCACUAUCGUGGUCGUUUUUGAAGUAUCUUUUCCAUCCCUGACACAGAAAAUCACUUAUUUUCCUUAAAAAAUAGAUGAUAUUAAAUAAUAUAACAUUUGUUUAUUUUUUUUUAUUUUAGAUAUACUACAUUGGCUAAAAUGGUAGACACCGAUACCGGCAAUCUUUUCAUCGUCGGUUCAUUCAACAAACAUACCGAUCCAGAUUUCAAAGUAAGUGCGCACAUCUCCGUCACAUUAUUUUCGAUCGCGUAAACCCGAAUGCAUCAUAUUAUAAUCGGAUGAUAUUAUUGCGUGUGCCUUAUACACAAAAGCUUACGCAGCUGCAGCUGCAGCGUUCAAACGAAUUUGUCUGAUCGGAUUUUUUCUCUCCGUUUGUUUGACAAUAACUGCACGGUUUUAUUUAACAUUCAAAGUAUUGUAGUACACAAUAGGUACAUAGAUCGCAUUAAAACUGUAAUAUUUUAUUAGCACUAUUUUUUAUGAUAUUCUGUUUCGCGUAUACUAAAAAAAUGGAUAGUGCGCAUACCGCGCGACGAAGAUUGUUUUCUUUUUAAGCGAAAAAGAUAUAUAUGAAUGGGUUUAAUACAAAUAGCGCGGACCCGGAUGGUGACCGUGGAAAUAAGAAUGGCCCCGGGGCCGAGGUGUCGCACAAAAAGUUUUGAGAAAAAAGAACAAAGAAGUUUUGUCAGAUGACUAAUGUUUGGAGACAAAUAAUCUAUGAAAUAGCUUAAGAACUCGGCAACGUUACAAAAAUAAAAAAAAAAAGAGAGUGAUGAACUUUUACGCGUAUUCUUUCUUCUCUUUUUUUUUUUCGUUUUUUUCAGUUGCAGUCUGCCGUGCACUCAAAAACUUUGAAAAACACAUUUUAUUCGGCCGAACACAUUUUUUUGAAACAGAAUUAAAUAUUAUUUCGGGUUAAACAGGAUUGCGUACGACGUUAGUUGAUUUGCGGUUACUCGAUUGCGCACGAAAUGUUAAGCGUUAUUGCCAAUUUUCAUACCGGUGUUUAUACCACACGAGUGAACCUGAUAAAAAUUAUAAUUCAUAAACACUUUGCGUUUUUCAAUAAACGUUUAUUGUUAACAAUAUCGACGCAACAUCAAAUACAUUUUAAUAUGCUGGAAAUUUCGUUAUUUCAAAUGUGUAUGGGUAUUUUCUGUUCUCCGGGUCGUCAUUGAUCGUCACGCGCGUGCGUUUUGUCGACAUUUAGUAAUAUCGAAAAUUAUUUUGUAUUAAACUUAAAAAAUCGAAAAUAGUUGGUGUUUUUUUAUUUUAAUAAAUAAAUAAUACCGAUUAUUCAAUUAAUUAAUAACGGGAAAAUAGAGAAAAUGGCAAAAUAGUAUUUUAUUCGAAUUCGAACUAUUAUAAAGGUUUAUGACGAGUAUAAAAUCCAUAUGAAUAUGCUGAAAUAUUUAAAAGUAUAUGGUUAUAGGUGUUCAGAAACUAAAAUUUAGAUAUUUCAAAAUUGUUUAACUAUGAUUUUAUUAAUAAUAAUAUUCUACUUUUUGCAGUUCAGAUAAAAUGAUUGUACUAGUUAAUUAUUGAGUAUAUAGUAUAUAAAUUUAACUACUUUGCAUACAAAUUCGUACGCGAUUAUGUUGAUUUUAUUAUUUUUUUAAGUAUUCUUUAAUCCAUCGAAAAACAUACGCCUUCGUGUUGUCGAAAAGGACAAACGUACUCAAUCUUUUUCUACCCAUUUCGAUAUAAUUUGUCAGACCUCCGACACAUGAAAACAUUUGAGGUUUAACUUUUUUUUUUGUCAAUUCUGUGUUGAAUAUUUUAUUUUAGCUGCUGCGUAAGCGUAUUUCAUAGUAUUAGAAAUCAGAAAAACAAUUCCAAUCACAAUCAGUACGACGUCAAUUAAUGACAUGAAAUUAUUGCCGCGACAAUUCGGUGUACAAAGUUUGCAAUGUACAUUUCACGUAAGCCAGUGACCUCAAAAAUCAAAAACUUCAAUUCAAAAUUGUCUUUCGAUUAUUUUUUCGCAUCCGUUUUGGUUUUUGUAGGUAGUUAAUUAUAAAGUAUCAAUUUAAAUGUAUGAUAUACGUAAAUGGUGGACAACUUAUAUUAGAUUACCUACUCUAUCCCUCUCUCUCUCUCUCUUCCAAUGUCAUGAUUACUUUUCAAGAGUUCUCUUCGCCACCUGUCUCUAUCUAAAACUGCUCUGUCCAGUAUUAAAUUCUCGGAUCUUCCAAAUCUUCUUUCACCAAGGCAAUCCGUAUUUUCCUGUAUCUUCCUCUAGGUCGUUUUUCUUGCAUUUUCCACUCAAUUACUACCAUAACUGCUUCUCUAUAUUCCCUACACUAAUAAUAUUAUAGUUUAUUUAUCAAAGUACAAACGAUUCUAUAGAAGUUUUAAUGUCAAAAAGUACUUAUUAACAGAGACGUAUUUACAUUUUUAACGCCAUUAAGCAUUUUUUUUUUUUUUUUUUUGUAACACACUGAAUUUUGAGCUGCACACUUUACAGCUUGUAUUAAUUUUGGGCUCUAAAUCACAUUAUUUAAGACCCUGCUGAUGGGGUUGAUAUUUAAAUAAAAUCUGAUAUUUUACCAUAUUAAGAUUAUGAAGCUUUCUCGAAAAAUGGUGCCUGGAGUUGAUGUCCCCCCCCCCCCCUCCGGAGCUCCUAAAUACGUCCUCAGUUAUUAUUAACUGUAGUAAAUAGUAAUACAAUAUGCCAAGACAGUAAAAAAUACGAAUUUUAAAUAGUGGAUUUCAAAAUAAAGCCUGGCACACGAGCACCGGAAUUCACACUUAGUUGUGGUAUGAUGUGAUAAGAUAAUUAUUACGGUGAUUUCGUUUCUGCGUAUCGAAUUAACGAUCCCCUAAUAUUAAAUUAAAAACUAAUUACUAUAUUAAUGAAGGUCAAAACGGCAAGUGUAUAGUAUGGGGUGUUUUUUUUUUUUUACCGAAUCGUUAUUCCCUAUAUAACGGUUUAAACGAACGACGUAUUUUAGUGAAUUAAUUUUUUUUUUUUUUUACAUUUUUUUGUAAACCCCUCGACAAUAGCAUGACAUUGUACAUACAAUGCUUACCGAAGAGGAGACGGUUUUUUUUUUUUUUUUUACAGUUUUAGCUGCACAUACUCACUGAUAGGUGGCAGCGGCGGUUCACAAUGACGUGAAUAGAUGUUAUUUUUACGCUUGUUUUUUUUUUCUCUAAAAGGCACUGGCAGUUAAAAGUCGGCAACAGCGGUUAUACACUUUUCGAGUGAUAUUAGGUAAUUGAAAGUGCACUAUAGAAAGCCCUUCGGACGCAAUAUUAUUAUCGUUUCGGGACUAUAUCCAAGUUACAUUUGGGGACGUGUUGACCGAGAUAUAUAAUAUUACGUAUUUUGUUUAUCCAAAGGAAAAUGUUCGCGUCACGUCAACCGCAUCGACCGUCAAAAGUCAAUAACGUAUCAUAUUAUAAUUAAUAUAAUAAUAUAAUUUAGGAUAUGAGUUGCGAGUUUUUUUUUAUCGCGAUCCAACGAUAGUCAAAAUUACGAAGGUUUCAAGUGAAAAAUGGAUUUUGUUGUUGUAUUUGUUUUUUUGUCAGACGUUACGAAACCGUUUUCCGCACAUUCAUUUUAAUACGUUAUUUUCGGGUUGAAAAAUAUUAUGAUCACAUCGUCCCAAUAUUUUAUUACUAUCCGAAAUAAAAUCGGUAUAAAUAUAGGUAUUCGAGAUUAGUAAAUUAUAUUACGGCGUGUGCUUCGUAGAUAUUUUCUAGUACUAUGUAAUUUGAAAAAAAAAAAACAAAUAAAUAUUACGGCGACGGAUCAACACGGCUCGAGAAAUAAAAAAAAAAAAAAAUAACAGUGCGCUCGUCGUCAAAAAUAAUAGUUCGAGGCACCACCGGAAUAAUACACACAUCUGCCGUGCAAUGCUGCCGUAAAAAAGUAAUUGAAAAUACUGCGUCUGAACACGCAGUAUACUCGUAUACGUCCUGUUCCCUAUUAUUUAUGCAAAUUGCACUGUUUUGUUUGCCCUAUAUAAAAACGGAUACAAAAUUAGUUCACGUUUUAAUUGAAUGAAACGAAAAUUCUUUUUAAUAACGUAGUUAUGGUACGUAUGGUAGAAUCGAUAUUGCGUUUUGGGGUGUAGGACGUUUCAUUAUUACAGGUGCAAUAAUUACGCGAUUUUGAUAAAUUGAGAACGAACGAAAAGAUUCUGUCUAUUUAUUUUUCUGAAAUAUCACUUUUUUAUUUGAUUGAUGUACAGAAAAAAAAAUUGCCUAUUGAUAAGCUUUUCUAUUUUAAUUUGCCGUUUUCAAGUGAAUAACUUAUUAUUUGAAAAAAAAAAAAACAAAUCUAUAAUCAAAUAUUGUUCUCCUUUUUUUUGAAAUAAAAAGGUUCUACACGGUAAUUUUUUCAAGCAUGCUCAGUUAUCAUUCCAUUUUUACGAUUGAACUAUGCAUACGUUUGAAAUUUUCGAGCGGGGUGAACGACGAUACUUUUGAAUAAUUCGAUUUUUCACAACAUUUAAGAAGUACCGUGUGAUAGACACCGACUUUGGUAUUUCAAAUGUGAAUCCAACACGUUUUAACGAAAUUUGUCAAUCGGACUAUUUUUCUGAAAAUGUUGACGCGUUGUAAUCAAAAUUCAAGCGAAAAUUGUCUGAGUUAUUUUACUUUAAAUUGGUGCUACGGACAUAAUAGCCUUUUGUGGGGAUUGGAUACCGACCGUUUCCCAGAAGCCGCGUGUUGGCAUUUUCUUGUUUUUAUGCGUUAUGCGGUGUAUUUGUGUGAGAAACGAUUGUUAGCGUCUGUGAUUGUCUGUUACGCUAAAAAUGUGAACGAUUCAACGAAUAAAGUGAGUCUUCCCGGAACGACUCACAACUCCCGUAUCGAACGAUACGCGUUAGAAGACUCGUCCGCGUCUCGGGACCCUAUUCUCAGAGUCAUACGAACAGGAUCCGUACAUUGGAAACUGUCCUUUUAACGCGAAUUUUCACGUGAUGAAAAAAAAAAAAAAAAGUCGUAUUCUCAAAACGUAUCCGUAAACGAAUCGGUUGCGUUAUGUGAAAAACAUUCGCGCGAUUGUUUUUGAUGGGGCUAGGCAGAUGGACACAGUUUUCCGUAUACGGAUCCAAUUUAUACCGAUAUUAAUAAUCGUUUGUUGGAUUUUCGCCGUAUAAUACGUUCAUAGGAACGAUAGUAUGAUACGUCUGACGUCUGUCACGCGGUGAGUGGCCAUUUGAAAAUCGUGCGUUCAAUACUCGUUUCGGGUAUAAAUGAUUAUUUAUGGGGUAAACAUUUGAAAAGUAGUGUUACGAUGAAUAUUACGUUUUAAGGUUUAUUCUGAUGUUUAUAAGUUCGCGAAAAAAAAUUUAAAAAAAUCAAAUUUACCGCGUAUACUAGAAAGUCCUCGGAGAAAAUCGCUGGGUAAACAAAUACCCUCCCCUCCUCCCCCCGUAUAAUUAUACCGCCGGUAGGUGCGUAAUAAUAAUUUAAAACGGAUAUUAUAAUAUAACAUACGCGUACGUUAAAACCGAAUCGUGAAUCGCGAAUUGAUUGUCGCGCGAUGAAAAACGUUUGUUAUAAUGAUAUGUGCGUGUAUCGUCACGGGCUCAAAGGUUUAAAAGAUCCGAGUAUUGUACGAUUCGUUCGUGGUUUAUUGGUAAUUUCGUUAUUGCGCGUACGUGAACGGCACCGGUAUCGCGCCAAUCACCUCGAACCCUGUGCAAUGAAAUUAUUAAUUAUUGUAUUGCGCGUAUUUAGUAUAUAAUUGCAGGUUUUCGAAUAACGAUAAUGUCGGCGGCGGGUACAAAAUCGCGGAUUUCCGCGGCCCGCGUUACGGAUUAACUUCCGAUAUUGUGUAAUCUGUGCCGAGGCGAACCACUGACCUAACCUAAAGCGAGUGUGGAGGGCGGAAGCGGGAUAGCGGGAACAGUCCUCCCCCGCGGUCUGUUUCCCUUAAUUUUUUUUUACACAUCAUAUUAUUGUCUAUUUGUUCAAGGGAAAAGUGACGACAGUAAUAACAAAAAUGUCGUUAAAAAAAACCUGCCUCGUCGCGCCACACGACAAAACUCGACAGCCACGUAAAUCGAUAAAUAUUACGCACGGCGGUACAAUUGGUUUUUUUUUUUUUUUUUAUUAUCGCCAUUCACAGUGUUUCGCCACACACACACGAAACGACUGGGCAUUUUCAUGUUUUAAAAUUGAUCCCACCGUCUUGUACAAAACGCCACCUUUAUAUUAUACUCCACUGUCUAGCGGUACCCAACCCAUGGGCCGCGGCUAACAAGUGGGCCACGGAUAACGCGGUACUGGGUCGCGGACGUCGGUCGAGGGUAUAAGCCAACGGUCAGCAAAUUCUAUUUUAUUGACAUUAUUAUAAUAUAACCGUUUAUAUUUCGAUGGAGUUUUAGUAAUAAUCCCACAAAGUCGCUAUCGUACAAUUGUAUUGAUAUUCAUUUUCUCAUCUAGUAUUCUAGAAUAUUUUCGUCAUUUUUAUCGUAUCGUGGGCACGGUCCCGAUAUUGACUCUCUCGUAGGAGUAAAACUAUGUCAAAAAUCACAUUGAUUUUAAUUUACCUUUAACCCAGGGGCGUAUUUAGUGGGGAUGGGUAAGCUACAGCUCUCCCCUCCCCCCCCCCGAUAUUUUAACAAAAUCUAAAAAUAAUUUCCAUGGACUAAUAAAAACGUUACAAUAGUCUUAAUCCACGUUUUAUUGAUUUUAAACCUAACCUUAUAGACAUUUAAUAUCUAAUAUACAUUGGGAUAAAUGUUCUUUUCUGAUACAUUAAAUAUAAUUUUAGAUUCAGAGCGAAGCGAGAAAUGUAUUGGUUUUACAAUGAUGUUUAUUGUUUUUUUUUUCUGCGGACACCUUUUCUACCAGCAAUUUUGCUGUUUUAUUACAAACUUUUUCUAAAAAGAAAUCUGACUUGGGUAGUACUUUAAAGAGGUCGGUUUUUGAUUUUCUCAAUAUUUAGGAAAAACCGGGAAAUAAACUUAGAAAAAAACGGGAAAAUAUGUGCAUAUUUAAACAAAUAUUAUUAAAUAUUAAAGAAAAUAAUUAACGCAUAUGUAAUUAUUUUGCCAUAAUGACAUAUAUAUAUUGUUGACAAAGCAACACUAUUAACAGAACAUCGCUCAGAAUCGUUUUUUCGUUAGCAAUGGUUAAGCGUUGCUUACACGUAUACAUUAAAUUACUUAUAAUAGUGCCUGAACCCGUUCUCAUUAUCCUAGGACAGCUUUUUUUUUUAAAUAUUUUACACAAAAUGUCGAUAAUCUGGAAUUUCUUUUCCCGAAUAAAGUAUCGCGCCGGGCGAAAAAUCAGCACCGUUCAAGGUACGGACGCUGAAAAAUCGGAGCGUUUUAUCUGACCGGAAAAUCGGCGUGGGUGGAGGUGUGGGGGGGGGGAAAGCACACGCUGUCAGAACGUCUAUAAACAUCGGUUUGUUAUUUCACUCGUCUGUCGUUUAUAUAUUGAACUCGUUCGGGAAAUACGAUACGAUUCGCUGUAUACUAUAUUACCCAUCCACUACUGGACACGCCCGGAGGUUUUUAAUUUUGGCGAAACAACACGGCGGGAUUUUUAUUUGUUUUUUUUUUCGUCCCUCCCCCCGCGUCUACUCCGAAGACAGCCGAUAGGCAUAGUCUCGCGGGUUACAUCACUGCGGACGCGCAUUAAUCGCGUUCACGUCGAAAAACGCUACGGCGAUAAACCAAAAAAAAAAAAAAUUCGCCCGUACGCGCGAACGGGAACAAAUUAAUAAAACGCAUAAUUCUCGCGUCCGAAUCGGAGAGGGUGAGGUGGUGGGGUUUAUCUCUUCAAAUAAUAAUACGACGAUGACCCGCGCGUGUAAACGGCGACGGCGGUCGACGGAUUCGUUUCCGGAUCUCGUUCGGUAACGUAUUACGUAUAUGCGGUUAUGAUCAUCGACGGUAUUAUUAUAAUAAUAUCAUAAUUUCGUAUUAUCGUGCCCGGGUCCGCGGAAUUAAUCGAAUCGCGUACCGUUUUCGGGAUAAAGGGGGUCCGCCCGCGGCUUUAAUCUUCGAAAAAUAAGUGCGCGCACACGGGGAUUUCGCAUUGUACACAAAUGCGAAUAAUAAUAAUAAUAAUAAUAACGUUUUAAAUCCGGAUCAGGACCGCCGCCGUGCCGGAAACGAUGACGGAUUUCCCGGUGAGAAGCUGGACGGUGCGCGCGGCGCCCGCGCGUUUCUGUACCGCCGGCACCCAUUUCCGUUCGACCGGAAAAAUUCUCUUUUUUUCUACAAUUCCUCUCCGACCGCACACGGUCCGUCGGUUUUUCCCGAACGUUCCGUCCGGCGGACGCGCAGCCGUACGAUUUAUUUCGCACGAUAUUUUUACCGUCGUUAUGGUUGUUUUUUUUUGUUUUUUUCUCGGCGAAAAUUUCCGUCCGUGCGGUUGUCCGGGUAUAGGCGACCGCGGGAAGUUCGCGACGUUCGAAGUUUACAGAACAUCGCUCCGGACAAUGAACGUACAGCGAGGGUAGUGUAUUGGUCCCGCUAUAAAAUGUCGGCGGUAUGUAAUUAAUUUUUAGAUACCAAGUGGUUUUACAACGGUGUUUAUUAUGUUUUAUCUUUUUCUGCGGGUAACUUUUCUACCAAAGCGAUUUUUCUCCGAUUUACAAUGAUAGCGGUUUUCCUGAAAGGAAAUCUGACCCUUUAGGGAGGUUAUUUUUUUGGUUUUUCUAGCUGUUUUCAUAAUAAAUGAGAAAAUCCGGGAAAAAUCUGGGAAAAUUGGUACACUAUAUUUAACAAAUACGAAAAUAGCCCCAUAUUGUAAGAUCUCCGGGAAAAAUAAAGAUAAUCAAAUUCUGCUUUUUUUUUUUCUUUUUUUUUUUUUUAUAUUACUCAUUGGGAUAAGGACAAUAAAUAUGUAUGUAAUGUAUUGCGACUAAUUUUUUAUUAGAAAAGAAGUGUACAGUCGAUCAAUCGUAAUAAUAACAAUAAUAAUCAAUUAGAGAAUGUGAUUACAGCCUGAUGUAUAAUAUUAUAGGUACUGUCCACUGAACUCUAAAAAAAUGAUUAAAAAUCACGAAUUUAAUGAAAAUAAAAAAUUGAUAUAUCAUUUUUCAGAAAAUAAACUCUAUAAAAUGGAUAUGUUCAAAGUUUUCAAAAAUAACAAAAUAAAGUUAUUCUUUUGAGUCGUUUAUCAAAGUAUAAAAAUGAAUUACAAUAUACUCGUAGUAGACACUUAUAUUCCUGUGAGUAAUAUAUAUAUACAUAUACACAUAAAAACAUAAUUUGAUCGUCUUUAUUAUCUCCGGAGAUAUUACGAUGGGUUGGGGGACACGUGUAUUACUAAAGAAAAUAUACGAUGCACGUGUAAUUGUUUUACCGUAAUAUGGCAUACAAAUCGUUGUCGGAGCAACGCUAUUAACCGAACUGUGCUCAGAAUCGUUUUUCGUUGACAACGGGUUAAUAUACGUUGCGUACGAAUAUACAUUAAAUUUUCCCCUCUGCCCUUCCAACUUCGAUUAGCGAUUCGAACGCCGUGUUUGAGCGUGAAUUAACAAUGACAAAUGUCGUACCUUCAGCGGGCUUUCUUACACGUUUCCUAUUACGGUCCGUACGCCCGUCCGUCCGGUUUACGGAUGUCGGCUCGAUCCGUCGUCUGCGUACACGUACCCUACAGUGGGUCUCCAUUUAUAAUACAAUAAUACUGCACGCGCGUAUCCGUUAAAUCGCAAUUUACCGACACAGUAUUAAUAUACGCCGACGGGUUUCACACGAUUGUCCCGUGAAAACCGUUCGGUUUUAGUGUUUUUCGAAAAUAAAUCGUCUUGGAAUACAUUGCGAUUGAAUAAUAUACUGCAGUACUGUACCGUGCACUACUAUGCUCAUUCGUCUGCCGUUCGCCGUCGACCGUCAUAAUGCGUUUAAACGCGUUUGAAUAUUGCGGAAUCAAACUUUUUCCGUAUCCGAACGGUUUCAAACAGAACCGAAUAAAAACUCGGGAAAUUUCACGUGGCUAUAAAUUGUUCGAAAAUCGCCGAAAUGUUUUAAAAGUACAACCAUUGCGGUUAAUAUGGGGAUUUUGUGAAAACCGCACGUAUCUACGAUUGUUUUUAACCGAAUAACAAAUAAAAAAACCCGUUCAAAGCAUAAACAUAAACUGUUCAUUGUAAAAAUUCGCGUUUUAGUUAAUUAAAUCCUAUUUUUAUUUUUCCGAAAAAAAAUUUUGUUCUAUUUUGGAUUCUGAGUGUAGCGAAGAACGUGUUGGUUUUACAAAGACGUUUAUUAUUAUUUUUUUUUUUUUUAUACCGUGUACGAAAAUUCUACCAGAAUUCUUGCUCCGAAACACCAAGUGGCACCUUUUCCGAAAGCGAAUUUUCCUGGUACGGUAUUUUAAUGAGGUCGUUUUUUGUACAUUCCCGGGAUUUUUCUCGAUAAAUGAUUAUAACCGAAGAAAAAAACAUGGGAAAACUGGGGAAAAACGGAAAAAUAGGUAUAAUAUUAAACAAAUAUUAUUAAACAAAACACGUGCAUGAUAAUUCCUAUGGAAUUAUUUCACCGUUGAAUGACGUACAUAACGUUGACAUGGCAAAACUGUCGACGGAACUCCGCUCAGAAUCGAUUUUUCGCCAGCAAUGGUUUACCGUCGCUUACAGAUGUACAUUGAAUUUCCCGUCCGACCGCCUUACCGACAUCUGACCGACAACAAUGGCCCACCCACCAUGCGAAGUACGUCGGUCUUCUGUCUGUUGUUAUUGUACCGCGAGAACCCGCGCGCGUUCCCGCAACAUUACAUUGUCGCGUGUUCACGUUGUCGUCGCCGGCGUUCUUCUUUUGAAAUCCGCUUGAACGGCGGGGGCGGCCGAAACGUCGACGCCGGGAAGCCUCGGACAACAAACGCCCCGUACCUGUCGGAAUGGUUUACGGGCGCUGCGCGGGCACGUGCGCUCCGCGACGGCAUCCGCACGCCGGGCCGGACCGUCGGAUUGCACGUCCGACGUCAAAUGCCCGCGGAAAUGGCGAAAAACCGGAGAAAACGUGUUCGCGGGGCGCGUGCAUCGGACGGUAAUUGCACUGCCGUCGCGCCACACAAACGUGGAGGUCUAUUACGGGUGGCCGCGGGCGAGGUCCGGCGCGUGGUCACACGCGAGUCCGGCCACCUCGAAUCGAAUUAUUUUUCUGCGGCGUUUUCGACCGUGCACGGCCGGUAUUUGACGCGCGAACGUGUUCGACGACCUUUGGUUUGUAACGCGAACGAAAAUAGAACGUUUAGACUCGUUUGGUAGGCCGGGGGGGGGGGAAUGGCGGAAGGGUGACGUGCGGCACCCGCGUAUACCGUCGCGGAACACGGAAAACCGAAACGGAUCGGACGGUUUUUCGUCGGAUUUUUCCCAAAAACUAAUGACUGCUGUGUCUGUUGUACGCACCCGCGCGCGUAUAUCUUUUGCCCGCUACUUUUGGACAUUUCUAACGGUCCCCACCGGACCGAUUGAGCUCAAACUCGGCAUACAUCGGAGACGUUUCGUAGUCAAAUAAUUGAAAUGAUAAAAGUUCGGUCGAAUUUCAAGGAGCCUGCGCGCGACCUGUCUUUUUGUCUUUAGUGGCUCAACAAUUUUAACGAUAAUACCGUGAAAAAUCGAAUCAAAUAGGCAACGAAAAAAAUGUUUUGUGAUUGCGAACUGAAUAUUUCUGAAUUAAUUAUAGUUUUGUGGUAGAAUAGUUGUUUACGUGAAUAGCAAAACAGCACAAAUUUUAAAAUUAGUACAUCAAAAAUGUUUUAUUUGUAAUUCGAUUAUUUUUCUUAGAUGCUGAUAAGAUGGUCGAUUUCGUUAACUGUUCAAAUAAGAUAAAAGAUAAUUAAAAAUUAUGCACCUAGUUAAUUCCUAACGCCGCCCGCCUACUGCGCGAACGUUAGUGAAAAUCGCGAGAACUGCGUUAGGUAACCAUUUUGAUAAAACUCUUUUGUUCGAUUCAUUGACUUUAUAUGAAAAAAAAAAAAAAAUCCCACGAAAACGUUAUAACGGAAAUAAGUCUAGAGGAAUAGUAGCGAUUCUAGCGGCGGAGCUCUGCUAUUCGUGUGUUGUUUGUUUUUUAAUAUUUAACGUAAUACAAAUGUCCGAUGGGUAAUAAAAUAAACGGAGGUAUUGGUUUUUUUUAUUUAAAUAACGCUGUGAUCAUUGAUGAUUGGUCCUUUAAUAUUAUCCGUUUGCGGGUUUAAUUAAUGGCUAAUAAAAAAAAAAAAAAAAAAACGAUUUUGCAUUUAAACGUGUACGAACGCGUCGCGCGAUCUACGAUUUUUAGUAAUUUCAGCGGUGUACGCGAGAGUAUAAUAUCGCCCGUAACUCGGAAACAAACAAAAAAAAAGUACCAAAUAGCCUCCCUUUGGCUAAAUGUAAAAAAAAAAAAAAGGCCACUAAUGAUAAUAAUAAUUAAUGUAGAAUGUUUAAUUAAGGUUUUUGUUCGUUUUUGUUCGUUUUUUUUUUUUUAACCAUAUUUUCCGAGUAUACGGUAGGUACGAUACAUUAUAGUUUAAGCUUAUCUGAAAUCGUUGUAUUUAAAAAAUAAUAAUUUCGCUCUGAAAUCGUAGUCUCGUUUAAAUAUUUAAUGAACGUUUUUUUGGAUUCUGAACGGAGCAAGGAAUAUAUUGGUUUUAAAAUUGUGCUUUUUUUCAAUCUGUGAACAAUUUUCCUACCGGAAAUUUUUGCCUACCUAAUGUAACAAGUUUAGCCGCUACACUCUCUGCGCCCUACCGAAACCCUAACGCCGAAACGUAUUUAAACCAAUACCCCCCGUCUGUUUGUGGGAUAUUCAGCGCGGGUUUUCGUUUCAAAAACCAAAGUUUCGUGUAUCGCCCCGUGGGGUCACUCGCCGAAUGUCACGAACGGCCCAUAAGCGUUCGGGAAAUAUCGGCUUUGAACACGCUCGAGAAUUCCGAAUAUCGGAACACGCGCGAGAUUUUGAACGGAGAGGGAAACAACGCGAUGGGCACGCAGAGUGACGGUUUUUUAAAUUUUUUUUUCCCAUCGCCUGCAUUGUCGCGUUUGUCGCGCAGAACGGCUCGAGAACGAAAACGAAACCCGUCGGAUCGGGACACGUCGCAGUCGCAAGCGCGCGGUCGCGACCCGCGGCCGAGCGGCCCGUCGUCUCUCCGUUUGCGGAGCGAUUCCCUCGUCGGCGGCGGAGCGCGCGCGUGAUGGCGUACACUUAUUGCCGCCGUACGCGCGGCGCUGUACAUUGUAAUUAAGUUUUAAUCCCUUUGGCCCUAGCGCGCGCGGACUCCCGCGGCGGCGGCGGUAUCGCACGACACGGCCGGGCGAAGAGGCUCCGCGAUUUUCUCCCGGCCCGACGCGCCACGUGCCCCGAAUAAUUCGCGUGUAACAAAACUUCGGGAGGAGGGGGACGGGGCGGCGGCGGCGGCGCGCGAUUAAAUCCGUUUUACGGACACGCCGUUGUAUGCGAACGCGCGCGUCAUAGACGUGUGCGUCUGAUACGCGACGGCCGCCGCCGGGGUAAUUAUCGCGUCGUAUCGACCCGCGGGACGGACCGCGGUCGCCGUAAGUUUCGACCGGGGGCCCGUUAACGAUGACGCGAGCGCGCGCGCGACGUUUUUUAUCGGCUCCGUGUGACCGUUAUCGUUAUUAUUAUUAUCGUCAGGUAUCGCCGCCGUUGUUGUUGUUAUUAUCGUUACGGUACGCUACGAAUCAUUAUUAUCGCCGGGUAAUUAUUGCCGCCGUUGUUACACUGUUACGAUCGCCGCGCGGUUAUUAAUGGAGCCGUUGUAAUGACACGUACGCCGCCGUCCGCCCGCCCCGUCGACGCCUGCGCGACCCCGCCGUUCGCGAUCGCGCGGCAUUUAGGCACGCGCCGGGCGCAGGAGCCGACGACGGGACGUAAUCGACGCGUAGCGCCCGCGCGAGUUUUCCCGGGGAAAGACCGCUGACGGACGGGCGACCGCUCUUAACGGACACGUAAUAAAACGUCGCAACAAGUCUUUAACGGUGUUUCGUUUUUUUUUUUUUUUCCCCCGGACUUUUUUUUUCGGCGGUCUUAAUCGUUACGUGCCCGGGUAAUUACCGUUGUUCCCGGACGAGCGUUGUUAUCGUUGUACGACGAAAUAUUUUGUAGAAGCGUCGUUUAUGUGUCGGGCGGGGAGGGAGGGGUGUGGGGGUAGGUAAAAAGGACCGCGGGGAUUCGACGGGCGUCGCGGCGCCGGAAUAAAUUACACUUCCGUCGUCGAGACGCCGAAAAUCCCCUGUCGGUGACACUUUCAGCGGUGCUUUUUGGACUCCGAACGGCCUGAAACUCGGGGAUCGGGUUCCGUCGUGCGGGCGUAUUGAAGCGACGGGAUUUCAAAGGGACCCCCGGCCGAAUGAAGCCGGGUAAACGAGAUUGCGUAUGUUUGGCACGGUGUUUGGUUAGGUGCGUUUCGGGGUUUUCGACUUUUAAACUCUCGCCGUUUCUCACGGUCGAGGUUCGGCGUCAGGCGUGUGCCUCUGUGUGCCGAAUCGUUCGGCCCGAUAAUCCCGGUGGUUUGGGCUAGGCGACGAUUUAUUUAAUCGGUCAGGACACGUUAUUUCAUAAACGUAGAUAUAUUUUUGAAGAUUCUCAGCGGUGUGGUGAGGAAUACAUACGCAUUGAUUUUACAAUGAUGUUUAUUUUUUAUUAAUUUUUUUUUCCCACAGCCAACAAAUUUUCCGCCAGAAAUUUCGCUCCGAUUUUCAUGUGUAGUAUCAUAUUCUGAAAGUAAAUUUCCUUGGGGUGGCACUUUCUUGCUACUAAAGAGAUCAUUAUUUGGAAUGUCUUAAGAAUUUUCAUCAUAAACGAGAAAAAUUAACAAAUUUUCGAAAGCGUUUACAUAUUUAUUUCGAUAAAAUAAGUUAUACGCGAUACGUUUAUCCGGUGCUCGGAAUUGGAAAAAUACGAGAAAAGGGACCGUAUCACUUGAGCAAAAUUUAGCUUCCCUUGCAAUAAGUGAACUCGACCUGACCCUCGGGGAGGUGUUUCCACCCUCCCAUUCCCACAUCAAUUUUUAAAUAUAAUUCAGUAUUUAAUAAUUUCCGCCAAUACUGCGGGCUAAAUUGUCGCUUUCAUAAUGGAUAAUAUUCAUUUUAGAUUCUGCUAUAAUAAAAUGUGGUUUUGUUUUUUUCACAUUAUUCUUCGGAACCUCCCCCCCCCCAAAAAAAAAAAAAAACACGUUUGGACCACUUUCAACCGUUACGUUUAUGUAUUGAUAAGUAACGGAUAUCUGUUUCUCGUUACAGAAUUCCGCGUAUUUCGAUGUUUCAUUACUAUCUUGCAACUUUUAUUCCGUUUAUCUUAAGAUUCUCAGCACAAAUUUAAGCGAUUAUAAUAAUAUUACGGAUGUUUUUCAGAGUAUACCACUGUGCCCGGAAACAAAAAUCUUUUUCAGAGCUACAAGUUACGGGCCCUGAUAAUAAUAUCGCGUUUUCGAUUGGAUAGUUUUUUAACGGGAUUUCGUUUUAAAAUAAACGUUUCGAUAAUAUUAUAGACGGCGGCGCGUGAUAAAAACCCAUUUACGAAUUGUAAUUACACCUACAGGUUUAGCGCAAAAAAUCAAUCAGUCGAACAUUAUUUUGUAAAAUAAAAUUGAUAGCUGCCGUCGUCCAGAUCAUUAUUUUAUCAAUCUUGCCUGUCAGCGUUUUCAUAUCGGUGACAUUUUCAUUUCGAUUUCAGACAGUUGUAAUAGAACGUACCAAGGGAAGAGAAAAAAAAAAUUAAUUAAAUUCAAAACCAUUAACUCAACGUAAUACGGCUCGAAGUCUUCCACAGAAAUAUGUUGUGGUUUUAAAUCGCGCGGAAACGUCUUAACUCGUCAAUCGGCGUUAUAUUUACUGUGGCGGCAAAUUAUAAAACCUAUUAAAGCAGUGAUUUUUAAUCGUUAUCGGCCGCUGCUUCCGAAAAACCGGCUAUCAACGCCGCACCCUUACCAAGUAAAAAAAAAAAAAAAAGCGGGAUAUUAUCACAAGUAUAAUAUAACAUUAUGUGGGUCGGUAUUCUAAAUUUAAAAUACCACCCCUCCCCCCCCACAGAGGCUGUUAUUCCCUUGGAGGGGUCGGCGUUAUCACUUCCGUUAACCAUCACCGAAUUAAUCCGUUUAAUUCUAAAAAAAAAAAAAAAUACCGCAUGACUUAAUUAUUACUUUAAUAAGUUACUUAUACUUAUACUUAAUACUUUAACUUUAUUGUUUUAAUAAAUUUACUGUCUUUUUUCGAAUUUUUAUCGAAAAUAAAGAUCAUUGCGCAAUAUUUACUCUGUUAUAUUAUUUUAUCUUCUUUUACACUUUUUACGGUUCUCUCUGGAGAAGUUAAAUUCGAGAAUCUUAUAUAGGAGAAUAAAAGUGAUAAAAUGUCGGUUGAAUUUCACUAUAAUGUUGCGGAAUAAGGGUAUUCUUUGGGUUUUUCGCACCUCUACAGACCCCCUAAAUAAAGACAGGGAGACAAAAUGUUGUACAUUGUGUACGGUACAAGUACCAAGGAUGUGCCUUUUGGGAGGGGAUUUAAAGUUGGAACUCCUCUCCAACAAUUUGUAUUUUGUAACUUUAUGUGUUCGCAGGAAAUACCGGGUCUUAAAAUAUAACCCUGCAAAUUAAAAUAUAAUACGACUCUGGAAACCGUAACUCUUUUAAAUCGACUGUAAAACAAAUGAAAAAAUAGUGAAAUUUUGUAACGGUGAAAGUCGACCGGGGGAAAAUUCGAGUCUGGUGACUGAACUCUGCUAAUCACCGGUGUUGUUUGUUUUUUUAUUUUUUGGGAAGGAAACAAAGGGGGGGGUUGUUUGUGCACUUACAGUUUUUCAAGUAGCCAGUUAACAAUUUUAACGAAAUCGAAAUAAUUUAAUUACAGUGAUAAGUUAUCGACAAAAAUAAUAAAUCACUGUUGUAGAAGUAUAAGUAUAGGUAUCGAAUUAUCGGAAUGAUUUGUUGAGCAGCGUCACGUGAUACAAUUUGGUUCGCUCGAUUAAUCAAAUUACAGUAAUUAAUAACGAUAACGCGCCCGCGGUAGUAAUUUACGAGGACGUUGGGUGUUUGCCAUCGCAGUUUAUACAACACUGAAUGUUACAAAUAUAUUACAAUAUACGCGGACGUUUAAGACGUUUCAACGAUAAUGAAACGAUUUUCCCGCGUAAAUAUUAUAGACGGCCGUUAAUGUUUUUUUUUUUUUUCAGCGAUUAUCGACGGAGAUUUUUGAACUAAAUACAUUUCGGUCCGUUGCGGUCAACACGCAGAAUCGGUAUUUUCACCGCGAUACGUUCAAAACGCCGUACACCGCAAACGCGUUAUCUUUUGAUUUUCAAACGUCAUUACUUCCAACGUUAUUAUAUCAACGCGUUAUCAAUGUUAAAAUGGAUACCGUUACGAGACGGUUCACUGUCCUCUCCCGGUCUUACGGGUCUUGCGGUUCGAAUCGUAAACCGUCGUACGACCGGGGCUGGAUUCCGGAAGACGCUUUGCGUUGUUUUCCAAAUUUCGCUGUGGGGGAUGCUCGGUUCGUUCCAGAUUAAUACGUUUUUUGUAACUAACAAAAACAUCACGUCGAUAUUAUAGCGUUAUGCGUGUCAACAUGUUUAGACGAAUGUUUAUUUAGAAUAAGGAGAAGAGAGAGUGAGUGGUAGUGCAGGUCUCAAACUUAUUACUCAUUUUAGGCGUAAAAAAUAGGAGCUCGAGAACAAAUCUUGAACGGUAUUGAGAUAUUAUACGGACAGUAACAGUCUGUCUGUUCAUAAAAUACAGUAUGCGCAUUCUCAUCAAUUUUCAUGUUUUGAUAUUAUUUCGGUUGAAAUUGAAUUGCGCAAAUAUUUCGAUACCAACAUUUCGGUCGAAAUAUUUAAAUUCUCUUUGGAAUUAAUCGUCGAAAUUUCAAUAUCCCGCAUAGUCCCGUGUUAGACAAAUUACUAAAAUGGUUCUACUGUAAAAUUUGCGUGUUUUAACUUUCUGUGUUUUACGAAUUGACAGCCCCGAUUUUUACACGCGACUACAAUGUAAAAAUGUCAAAUAGUCCUGUCAAACUCUGUGUGUUUAUUCUAAAGAUUGAACGAAGAAUAGAAAAGAAAAAACCAGAAAUCAAAAUUACUUAAAAUCCUACGAGUAAAACGCCGCAGUAUACCACUGUAUAACAUUAAUAUUAUUUAUUAUCAUUUGACGCGAUUUUCGCGUUGCGGUUUUUAUGCAAAUCGAAAGACGAAUAAUAAUAAGAAAAAAAAAAAAAAUGCUCGGGAAUAUCUUUCGAACAUCGAACGAGUGACGCGUAUUCGGCGGCGUCUACACUAAAUUAUAAUAAUGUCGGAGCGGAGUGGCGUCGGCGUAUAAAACAAUCGAAACCUCCAUUUUUCUCUAUACACACUACGCAUAUACAUAUACUAACUAAACACACAAUAGAGACUUUGCCGGCUUAUUCAAAUCUGUCAACUGCAUUUGUAGGGGAUUUCGAGUGUUUUGCGUACACACAGAACGCCGGGUUAUACUGUGUAUACCUAUAUUAAUACACCGCUGCUGCAGCAGUCGUCUAAUGCAAAUUCCCGGUUAAUUAUUAUGCACGCCGAUAAAACGAUAAUGGAAUCCUCGGGGGACGUAUUCGGCGUAUUAUAUUAUAUAUAUAUAUAAGUCCUAUAUAGUGCGGUACCUACCGCCCGACGGUCGCGCGCGCGUUUCGUUUGCUCGUAUAACCGCGGGAAAACCGUAAAAAUAUAAUUUUUCGGAAAACACUGUUUCACUCUUUACGCGUUGUUAUCGUUAGGUAUUAUUGUUGUUGUUGUUACUCGAACCCGGGGGAUUCGUAAAGAUCUAACGAAAAAAAAACAAAAACAAAAUAUUAUAGGUAGUCGAAAAUUUCUGUACGAAAAUAUGUAUCCGCGGUGUUUGCGCGUAUCGUAUGAUGAAAUUCGCGUGAAAUAUAUUAUUAUUAUUAUUGUCAUAGGGCGGUGACAAAAAAAAAAAAAAGACGGACAUACAUCGCACGUGUGUGCAGCCACUAUUGUAGGUGGGAAAUUGGAAAGAUAGGAUACAGACGGGAAUUUAAUGUAUACCCGUAAGCAACAAAGGACCAUUGCUAACGAACAAACGGUUCAAAGCGGAUUUCAGUCUCUGAAAGGGAAUCGGACUGAGGAGGUGCUUUAAAGAGGUCAUUUUUUUGAUUUUUCAAGAGUUUUCUCAACAAGUGGGAAAAACCAGGAAAAACCGAAGGAAAACGGGAACAUGGAUACAAUAUUAAACGAUUAUAUAAUGCAUAUACAAUUAUUUUACCAUUAUGUGACUUAUAUAUUGUUGACAGAGCAACGUUAUCAACCGAACUCCGCUCAGAAUCGUUUUUUCGUUAGCAAUGGUUAAUCGUCGCUUACAGAUAAACAUUAAGUUGCCUACAACAGUGGUUGCAAACGUUCUCAUUUUCCUAAGACAUUUAUUUAUUUUGUAUUUACAAUAUACUAGUUGACCCGGCAAUGGUUACGGUAAUAAUAGUAUGUAAAUAAUGGUAAUAGUUAGAACUAAUGAUAAUAAUAAUGGUUUUCUCGUCCGUAACAACCAAAAUAUCAUCGUCCGUGUCACCAAGGAAACCUAUAAAUAAAUACAUUUUAAUUGAUUUUCCAAAAAUACCAGAAAAACAUCCGAUUCCGCUAGCUGUCCCGUCCAACGUUGCAUAGGUCAAUUUGUUUGUUAUUUCAUCCGUAUCGCCGAGGUAACUCCGCGAAUAAACAAAUCAAUAAAUCAAUAAACAAUUACACAUUCGUGCUGAAAAUAUCAAAAAACCUCUAUUUUACAUUCUUAAGGGUUAAGUUUUCAAAUAUCCUUUCCUAGCGCACGCCUACGUCAUGAUUGUUGUCUAUAUGUCGAAUUUCAGCCCGAUCCGUCCAGUGGUUCGGGCAAGGAGAUGAUGAUACAAUCAGUCGGAACGUGUUAUUUUAGAUACGUUUUUUCCACUGCCGUACUUUGGCAAUUUCAUAUAAUACAUCCGAGUAUAAUAUUCAAAGGAUUUUAGAGCAUAUAAUUAUCUCUAGUGGGCAAGUGUGUUUCAACGAAUCAAUAAUGUAACAUAUACUCGAGGGUUUCGGUGAAUUUGUGCGCGCGUACAACAGUGUAACACGUAUAUUAUUAUAUUACAAGAUCCGCACCCGGUGUAAGGGUUUGCACCGGGUCCUCGAGACGGAUAAUCCGUGUACAACUGGCAUUAAUAACGCGCGGUAAAUGUCGUUGGAGACCGUCUCGGAGUAAAGUAACUCGUUUAACUUCCCUGCUGAAUUCCUCCGCGCGCGCGACUAAUGGAAUAAAGAUCGGUCUUGCUUUUGCGUGCUGGACGUCCUGAAGUCGCGUGUGAGGUAUCUACCCAUAUCUAAAGUGGACGGGUGUUAUUAGUUGUUAAAGUUUCGGGAUGCGUAUCGCCGCACAUCUGAACAUCGCGGGUUUUAUAUACGAAUUAGUCGGCAGACGAAAGUCCACGGGAAAUCCGGGAGAUUUUCGCUUUGUGUCGCGUGUAAUUGCGAUUUCGUUUUCCACCUGCGUACACGCCGAAAACAUUUGAAUCGUCGCAGUGUAUAUUAUACCAUUGGUACCGGCGAGUAAGGGCUUAAAUCGUUUUUUUUUUUUUUUAUUUUUUAAACUUUUCAAUAAUAGAAAACUUAAUUUUAAAAAUAUAUCUGUAUGGUGUAUAAUAUAAUAAACACUUCACACGCUAACUUUGAAAUUACACUGAGGACGGGAGCGGCCACUGUUGUAGAUGAGAAGUUGGGAAGGUAGGAUAAAUAAAGUUAUUUCAUAUAUAUCAGUGAGCAACGGUAAACCAUUGCUUGACGAAAGGCGAUUCGGGUGUAGCCACUUUUAUAGGUAGGAAGUUGAAAAGGUAGGAUACAGAAGGGAAUUUAAUGUACAUCUGUAAGCAACGAUAAACCAUUGCUAACGAAAAAACGAUUCUGAGCGAAAAUAAAUUGAUAGUGAUGCUUUAUCAACAAUAUACAUUAUGGUAAAAUUAUUAAAUAGACAUUAUACAUUUUCUUUAAUAAUAUUUGUUUAACAUUGUACCGAUUUACCUGUUUUCCUACAUUUUUCCCGGUUUCCCAUUUUUUUUUUUUUUGAAAAAACUCCUGGGAAAAUCAAAAAAUGACAUCCUCAAAGUAGGUACCUCCGGAGUCAGAUUUCCUUUUUAGAAAAAUUACUAUCAUUAUAAAUCGGAGAAAAUUGGUGAUGGAAAAGUUGUUCACAGGGAAAAAAAUCAUAAUGUUUUACUAAUAAAAUAUAAUUAUAUUGUACAUUUUCCGAUUUUUUUCGGAUUUCCAUAUUUGAUUAGAAUAUCGAAAAUCACCUCCCCAGUCUGAUUUAGAAAAGUUGUUACACAUAAAAAUCAGAGCAACUAAAAAUCAGUAGAAAAGUUGGGAACAGAUAAAAAAAAAAAAAAAUAAACAUCUUUGUAAAAUCAUACGCUUCUUCGCGCCGCUCAGAAUCUAAAAGGAAAUCCAAUUUAUUAUACUAUACAAAUUAUAACCAUCAGCCACGUUACUGAUGAGUGAUGGCUGAUGUACUGAUAGCAAAAUAUUCGUGUUUGACAAUAAUUGAUUUCGCGGUAUAAUAAUUUAUUAUUUAUUCGUUUAUUACGUAUUAUUGUGCGUAUUAUUAUUAUAUUUUUCAAUACUGAUUGCGACUGGAAUAUUAUCACGUAAGAUUCGGAACAUUGACUAUUAUUAAUAUCAUACUUUAAAAUUUGCAAUUAUUUCAAACUUCAUUAAAGUAACGAGUGUCUUACGUCAUGUUGAUCGCCCUGUAAACCGUAUUGCUCGUAUUACGUUUUAAGCGAAAUUCAUUCUGAAAUUUCGACAAAUGUUAUUCAUAAUAAAUUUUAUAGUGGGCACGUAAAUACUUGUUGUAACGCCUAAUCGAAAAUCAUCAUGUAGACGUGGCACAGACUAAUUACUCGCCUAUAACCACCGCUGCAGGCCUGUACCACGUUUGAACUCCCGUAAUGGACUCUGUUCGUAAACCAUUCGCCGUCGUCUUAUACAAAGUUUAUCCCUGCAAAAUUGUUCGCUCACGGAAAAUACUGCGAAAUUUCAUACGAACCGCGUCCAUUAUUCGGAGGUAUUGGCGUGCGUCCGAUUGCCCCGCGAACGACAUUCGGACCGGUGGCACAUGCACACAACAAUAAUAAAACGAAACUCUUCGCGGGCCCCUCCGUCAAUCCGAGAAACGUGUUUACGGGGUAAAAUAAAUAAACGUAAAACCAAUAAAUUUCUAUUUGUCCGUAGCGGUCGUUCAAAAAGUCUGAAAAUACAAGGUUUCGGGAGAUUUAUUAUUUUUCCGCAUCCAUCCUGUCAGUCCCGAGACCGUAUAUAUUAUUAUGUCGCGGGCUAUAUGAGAAAUUCGGACUUUUUUUUCUUUUCUUUUUUUUCUUUCGCUAUAUAUUAGGCACUCGGUACUAUCGCGCAUAUUUACUUUGCCGUGUCAUCCGGACCGCAAAUUUUCAAUCGAUUUUCGGCGAGGAGACCAAACACAAUAUUACUCUCCGAAAUUAGAGACCAUCGCAGUGACGCGUUUUGCGACUGUUGUACGGGUCUUAGACAUGUCUUUUUCCCGCUUCUUUUUGGAUAUUUAUAGCGACCGAACGCGCACCGAUCCCGGGGAAUCGGAGUCGUUUUGUAAGCGGAUAGUGUUGAAAUCCAUUACGCGUUUCGUCGUGUUGUCGCGGGUGCAAAAGGGGUAAUCUUUUUGAACUGCGUACACCACUAACGGCUUUCCGUAUGCAGCCUGCAGGGCGGAGAAAACUCUUCGCGCGUGACUCUCGUCGGCAUGUUCCGUAUCGUCCACUCGCCGCGUACUCGUACGCCGAUAGUUGGUAAACCGUAAACCAUUAUCGUAACACGGUUCAAAUUUAAAGUAAAUUGUACGUAUUGUAUUGCGAUACGUUUAAUCCGCACGGAACGCGAUUGUCUCGGCACUGGCGGCAAUUAUUGCGAUCACGCGAUUUAACCGUAUAGUAAUCAAAUUAUACCGAGCGAACACAAUGACGAGUAAUUAUUCCGGCCAUCGGUACGGAAGGACGUGACACGACAACGCGGAAAUUAUCGUGCUACGUCAUUCCGAUCCGAUUACGCGCGUACCUAUAUAACAGUGUUUCCCAUCACAAUGGUGACCACCCCGGAUACCGAAAUUACCGAAUCAUCAUCACACGGUCGUUACCUCUUUGUGGUCGUCGUCGAUAACGCAACGAAAUCGUUUGAUAACGAUAAUAAUUAUCCUCGUUGUUAAUAAUCCAAUCGCGAUUUUCACGCCAAAUUUAUCAACUUAAAUUUAUAUUGCUCAAAAAAAAAAUUAAUACUCCUUGAGGUUAUGUAAAAUGUAGAAAAUAAAGAAUGUAUACUUGUCAGUGGUGCGACCAGAUUUUUUUCGUCCCACCCUCUCCUCCAAAAUAUUACCCAAUGAAUUAUCCAAGUGGCAGUCCCUAAAUUUCUCGGCGGGUAUUUGAGAUAAUAGAUAUGAUUGAACGGCUAAUGUCCAUGACGAUACACGUAUUGAGAAUGAUAAGAUUUUUUAUCUGUAAUUGCAAACAAAAUUAUGAAACUAUAGAGGGGGACCUCACCACCUCACAACCCACAGUUCGGAGUUGUUUUUCAACGUGCAGAUAAUUUGAUUCGAAAACAUUGUUUGUAACCAUAUUUUGGUUUAAAGAGUUUUUUGCAUCGUCUGCGUCUACGCUAUCAGUUUUUUUUUUUAAAUAAAAUCGUCUUUUUAUAAUCCGAAUGCUAGAAAUUGAUAUUACGUUAUUGCUUUUAAUCUUGUACAAACGAAAGGAUUAAAAGGUAUGCCUAACACUAAACAAAAACUGCUUUCCGUUAAAUGGUUCUAAAAGAAAUAAAUUCAUAGGGAUAUAUUAUAUUUAUAAAAUAAAGCAAUUUGGAUUUGAAUAUACGUAGGGUUAUCAAAAAGUAAGUUGCAUUAUAUCAUAAUUCAAAAAGUACUAUACAUUUUUAAAAAUUAUUUUAUUGAAAUGUAAUAAUUUUAAAUAUUUUUUCGACAUAAUCACCAAACAAGUUUUUACAUUUUUCAUAUCUCUGAAGGAGUUUGGAAAUGCCUUGUUCGAAAAACUUUCGUCCAGUUUAUCAACACCGGUCGCUAGUAGCACCUUUUACUUCUUCAUCUGAAUCAUAUCGCGCUUUCGCUAGCUCAUUUUUCAUGGGGCAAAACACGUCGUAGGGAGGGUGUUCCCAAACUUCACCCUUGAAUUUUUGGUCUUCCUGCGCGGUAAUCAUCGGUGUCAUCAGUACGGCCAUUCUUAAACAUACCGCACCACUUCUCGAGUGCUUGGCUCGAAAUAACUUUUUCGCCGUUCAUUUCACACUCCUCCCAAUGAAUUUGUACUGGUUUACAAUUUCUUAACCAUAAAAAUCGGGUCACUGCGCGAAUAUCAAUUUUGGAUGACGGAACUGUAGUCUGUAGUAGUAGCCAUGACGGUUAACUACCGGCUUUUCAACUACGUUCAAUUUAACGAUAAAUUCUUUGGUAGAAGUACUCAAUCAGCAUUGCCACUAAAUUUCAUCGAAAAAUAUCCGCUUGGGAAAAAUAUAUGGCCCAACGCAAAUUACUUUUUGAUUGUACCUCGUAAUAUCGUAUCAAUUUACGUGAUGCAAAUUUUCAACCGCCCCAUUGUUAUAGUGCUCGGUUAUUUGCUGAGUGUCGAGUAUAAUGAAAUUAUCAAAUAGCUAGCCGUUUAGGUUACGGUUUAAUGAGCACCGGGGCCGAAAAAUUGAAUUAUAAUUCACAAUCGAAAUGCCGCCGCGCCAAACUAAAACACACAUAUUUCACAGAUAAUAAUAAUAAUAAUGAAAUUAUUGAUGCUUUCAAAUUUAAAAACAUAUAACUCUAUGUCUACUUAUAGAAAUCUACUCAAUAAUACAUUAAACUUUUAAAUUCACCGUAUAAAGUUGCAGAUUAUACUAUUUUUUUUUUUUUUUUUUUUAUUUAAAGAUUUUUGAUUUCCGAACUUUUGUUAGUUUCACUAUAUGAUUAUGUAGGUCUGUUUAUUUUUCUAUCUGUUAACAUCAUUUUUACCAGUAACCUUGCUCUGAUCAACAACUUCAAACAUAGAAUUCGGAAAAACAAUCAUAGAACCCUACAAUUCUCUCCCCUAAUACAUUAUACCCGAUGGUCGUUUGUUGAUGCGGUAAAUUGUUCAAGACUUUCUGACCUAUUCACGUCAGUUUAAAAUAUUCGAGUUUUUCAGUUUUCGUUUAGUUUCGUGCGGACAAAAUUGACCCCUGCGAAAAUUCCCGAAAAUUUUACACGACCUUCAUCUCAUGAAACGCGUUUAACACAAACCCACCGGUCAACCGGUCGGGUAAUGAACAAUAUCUAAUAUCAAAUGCCCGUACAGCAUUUUCAUUUGUAUGGCAAAACAGUCCCAGUUGAAUGCGUUCGGACACCAACAAGAAAUUAUUACAAUACUAAAACGAUAAAACGAACGUUCCGUCAGACGCAGUUACAUUAUUGUUCGGUCCUUCCUGAGAAUAUUAUUAUGUACUGUUUGACAACGGUCGCGAUUCUCGUUUGAUAAUAGUCUGCGAGAGUUCUCAUUUAUUAUAAUUCGAAUAUGCACAGUUCGUGUUGAACGAAAAAAAAACACAAUCAAUACAUUUGACGUUAUUUUUAAAUAAGUAAAACGUGACAAUAUGAUCUAUAGACGUAUUAUACGAGGAGGGGGGGGGGAGGAAAAUCGAUCGUUGGGAACACACGCCCGUCUUUCUUUUAAACUAAAAAAAAAAAAAUAAAAAAUCUAAAUCCGAUUCAUAUUUAAAUUAUAUAAUUCACUGUGGACGUCAUUUGUUAAUUUGUUAAACAUGACAAUAGCAAAAUAAAUAAAUUUGUUCAGACACCGAUAGUGUUGCAAAGCCACGCUUGGGUUUUUCACGGAAAACAUUUUUCCUUAGAGCCUAAGGCUUAGGUGACACUCAUUUUUCGCCCGACGGUAUUAUAUUUGAGAAAUUGUUCUAAAUUCCCAACAGUCGUUCACAAAAAAUAAAAAAUAACCGACGACAAAUGACGUUAAUUCUGUUUUAUUUGUAUUCUUUUAAAACGCUUAGAAAAAAACACGAUUAAUAAUAUGACCUUACCGUGUAGUCUAUCGGUAUACCGAUAGUUUCGCGCAUAACCGUGUGUUUAAUUGCUAUAAUGCUUUUCCUAUAUGUAUAUAAUGAAUUAUUUUAUUUAUAUAUAAAAACUUUACCACCCCGUAUUCAACAAACCUUCCAGUUUUUCCACUUAUAACAACGAUGGUGGCCUAUCCGUAGUUUUUUAUUCUCCUUAAACAUAUCGAAUACAAUAAUUGAUUUUUGUUUUUUUUUAUGCACGAGAUACAUAGCCUAGGUGAUCGUAUUUAUGUAAAAAAAAAAAAAAGUUAAAAGACGUUGAGAAUGUUAUUAAUUUUGAUAUAUUCAUUGUUUCAACCAAUUCCUACCUAGGUAAUAAAUAUGCAUUCAUUAGCAUUUUAAAAUGUAUCAUUCUAUGAAAAAUACAAAAUAUUAAAAUUUUGCAAUGGUAAAAGUUAUUAGUAUUUCAUUUGACUAGUAUUUGAUUUUCAAUCAUAUACGUAUAUUGUAUAUAAUAUCACACGAGACGAGCAGGUAAGUUAAAUAAAUGGCAUUAUUAUUUUUGCGGUUGGGAUAUAAAUCCAAUCGUAAUGACUAACAAUCGGCUAAAAUUAAAUAACAAUUAUUUUGAUUGCAUAAUAUAAUUAUUAAUUACGAGUAUAAAUCAUCGAUGGACAGCAUUUAAAAAGUAACCAAUUAGACAUUAGUAACGCUAUCCAAUGAUGAUGGUGAUUUUUUUUAAGUAACUCGUUCAUGACCUUUACAUAAUUUACAAUAACGAACGAUAAAACGAAAUUCGAAAUUAGGGCAUUUUCCCAGCCCCCCCCCCUUCUCGAAAUUUCGAUUUUGAAAAAAAAACUAAAUCUCUAAAAACGAAAAAGAUUACAUAACAGACCGGCUACAAACGAACGAAGGGAAAACAAAAAUUCGAAUGUCCAAAUUGGAGGGACUGGGAAAAUAUACCUUUAUUAUAUUACGAUGGGCGAGAAGUAGUCGAACAAUAUUGUUGCCAUUUUACUCCCCGUGCCUCUUAUCGUCUGAACUCAAAUGGGACGAGAAACACAAUAACCGCACAACGAUCACAUUUAAAAUGUAAAUAUCAAAAAUGUGCAAAACAAUGAUAAACGAGUUUUUUAAUUAUAUUACGGAUAUAAUUUUUCCUUCCGCAUUAAUUCGAUUGCCGCGACGGCAUUAAACAUCCGAGUGUUAACUCCAAGAAGACUUUUAUUAAAACUUUUGUUUUGAAUUUUCUUAUACAAUAUGAGUGCGAAACACGGACCGAGAAUAAACACGGGAAAAAAAAUAUAGACUGGUGGUCACGGACAUGCGGAUGUGGAGGAGGGUGUUUGAUAAAGUCGAUUAGAGAGAGAGAGACAGUGAGGAAACUAACGAAAGCGAUGUAGAACAAGCGAAAUCGUGUAAAGUGCAUCGGCGCGGAAAAGGGCAAAACCGGUAGGCCGUCCGACACUACACGUUUCCGGUGACUUUCUUUGAAGGAACGGAUACGGAAUGUGUGAAACGUGGUGAAACCGAGAACCGGCCUCUUUAAAGACGCGCUGGAGGACGUCUUCGAUCUCACUUCGCACACGCACCCGAAGUGACCGGCGAAUGACGGAAGGGAUCGGCGCUGUAGACCAGGCCUGCGCGUUAGAAGCUGACGACACUUCAAAAUUUCGAAAUAGGAAAUAAUAGAAAACGUAAGGUGCGCUAAGGAUCGUUAUCAGUAUAACCGUAGGUUAUACUGAUACUGUAAUACCGAAAAUACGAAAAAGUUCCGCUCAGCGUACGUUGUACAAUAAUGUGCUGCCACGAAACGCAGUUCACGCGUUUCGGUUUCCGUUUGACAUUUUUCUUCUUUUUUUUUUGUUUUUUUUUUUUUUGUUUCCACUCGUCGGAUGCUCGUGUUUUCGAUUCCGUUUUUUCCCCUCCGCAAUACGCUGGUACACAUACCACGGAGACUGUAUCGAAUCGCUCUCGUGGCGUUAUUUUAACUGCGUUUUAUGCCCAGACAUUUAUUCGUUUUAUUAUUAUUAUUAUUAUUAUUCGUACGUCCCAUGCGUUAUGUGUACGUAUAACGUUUAACGACGACCCACGUAUUUUUAAUUCGGUUUUUUUUUUUUUUUAUAUUUUCGAAACGAACUUCUUUUUUUUUUUCUCGGGAAAACCGUACACAUCGCAGACGUUAUAACACGCGUGCGACGUCGGGUUCCCGGUACGUUAUAUCGCGCAGUAAUAUUACACUACGAAUGUAAAGUGUGCGCGGGAGGGCCGACGAGGAGUGUGCGGAGAACGGUACGUAAUUGAGUAGCCCCGACACAAGAUUUGUGUGUUUGUGCCGUGUGUAUACCGAAACGGCGCGACUUUUAAAAAACGCUUAAAAAUAAUAAAAUACCGAUUUAUCUAUACGCACAAAUAUAAAUACGUAUUCGCGAUGACCCUAAUAAUGCGCAUCGAAUUGUAUAAUAUCCGGAAAAAUACUGCCUAUACGGUAUGGUAUUAUAACCCGGAAACGCCCGGAAACAAUAAGUGAAUAAUACGAACGGCAUUGCGCGAGCGUUUUCCCCCCAAAAAAUUACCUCGAUAUUCCGAAAUGAAUUAUAAAUAUGAGAACGUGAAAAAUACAACACUCGAAAUUAUAGAAAUAAGAUAGGUAUAGGUACCGUAUUAUUAUAGAUAACGAGUUACAAGAACAGAAAAAAAAAACAGAAAUCGGGACGGGACGGGUGUAUAGAAGUACGGCAAGGGGCAAAAGAGUUGCUAAAAUACUGUAUAACGUUUUACCGAUUCUCAGAUUACAAUACGAUAUAAAUAAAACAUAGGAAAACGAGGAAAAAUAAGUGCAAUAUUAAACAAAUAUUAUUAAAGAAAAAAUAUAACGCAUACGUAAUUAUUUUACCAUAGCCAUAAGAUAAAAAAAUUACCAUUAUACGAUGUAUAUGGUAUUGUUGACAAAGAAACACUCCGCUCAGAAUUUUUUUUCAUUAGCAAUGGUUAAUCGUUGCUCACGGACAUACAUUAAAUUACCUAUAACAUUGGCUACACUCGUCGCCAUUAUCCUAGAACAGCUUUUUUCGUUAUUGUUAUCCGGAUCGAUUUGUCCAAUUCAGUGUUUAAACUUAUUAACUCUGUAGUAUAACGUAUUAUCAGUGCUUGAGAAAAGAGUGUCAGAGGUACUCAGCUACUUUUAAAAAUUUGGCGUUUUUAUAAUCCUUCACACUGCAUGUUGUUCAAUGAUAAUACUACAAUAGGUCAACGGUUACUGGUUACGUGAAUAGAUAACGAGUGAUUAUCAAUCAUGACCAGUUAUCGGUUAUGACGUGUCAGAUACGGGAUAACAAUAUAUUUUGUACAAUUUAUCUAUUUCGUAUAAAAAUGUAUGUCGAGAAAUUCUAUAAAAUAGGUAAGCUCGAAUAACAAUUACCGACCCGUCUGGCGCGUUUCCCUUUAAAAAAGAAAUAAGAGUACGCUAGAAUAUCCGAAAAAAAAAAAAAAAAUAGUCGGGAUACUCAGUCUCCCGCAUCAUCUCCCUCUCCCCCCUCCCAUAAAUCGAGUAUCUUAUAUAAUUACAAAUUCGAUCCGGAUCGGUUCCGAACACGAUUAGUCCGGAUUCCGGAAUCGACGCUGCCGGUGCCGCGGUGGCGGGACGCCAAUGGCGUACUAAUCGACUCGGAAAAAUGUAUAUGACGUCGUAUUGAAAUGUUUCUGUCGGAAUUCCGUUGACUUUUCGAUUCGGACGUGGAACGCACGUUUUCCAAAAGCAGCGGCUAAAUCGGGGCGGACGCGACGACGGUAGCCAAACAUUCGAGACACGUCCCGCCGCUACGUUCGCGUGUAGUUUCGGCAUUUAAAUAGAACAUGUUGUGUAAAAAGGGCGAGACGCGCCCACAACAAACGCGGCGCAUAAUUACCGUUAUAGUUCCGCGUGUGAAAACGGAGCGGCGGACGAGGAACGGUUCGGCUUCCGAUAAUUCGGCAGAAUAUUCGGUAAACCAUCAUAACCGCCGAGUCCGUAAAGUGCCGAUAUAUGUAUUUCUGUGGCUCGGUUUCGAACGUUUUUGCGAUUGUCGGGCAACGGGCUUUGGAAUUUCGAUUUCCCGUACGAGCGUGUAGCACAUCCCGUUCGAAAAAAACAAAAGCGGACAUCGUCGUAGGCUGUUCCUUGAAUAUCGCGGACGGCCGGAUUAUUCGAAAACAUCGGCCGCGACUGUACGCAGUUGAGAAUCCGAAAAAUCAGAAUUCGAGUGUACGCAAAAUCCAACCGGAAAAAAAAAGCGGGUCGAGCACGCUCAGUGAAUCAUCCUGUAUACCGUCUGUGUAUAACACGUAUAGUCGUGUAAAACAAAAAAACAAAAAAAGGGCGCCGUCGGCACGGACCGAACUCGGUCGGCCGAACAACGCGCAACAAUAAUCUUAUGUAAAAACCGCGGCGGGCGCGAGGGACGUUCGCACUCCUUCGGCGGGGAUCGCGGACCGGAGUUUUAACGGAAAACUUUACGUCCCCGCGACGGGCCUGCUCCUCCCCGAAAUAUUAUUAUUAUUAUUAUUGUUGUUGAAGUUAUUAAAGUUUUCCCCGCCGUACACCGUGCGGCGAGCGCACCGCCGAAAGACCGUCCCGGCGGGAAGUGCCCCGGCCGCGCGUUGCCGUUCCCCAAAUACCCGAAACGCGCAAGCGGCGGGAUUCUCCCAUCGGCCGCCGGCCGCGAGGGGUCAAUGGUCCCGACGCGCGACGCGAUUUCGACGGUGACAAUAACACGUCGCGGUACGCCGUCUCUUGUUGAGCGUUUCUCGCCGUCCGUCCGAACCCGACGCGGCAGCGCCGGGAAAAGGCUCGGCGUCCCCGGCACGCGCGGACCUGACACCUGGCUGACGGGAAACCGCGACGGCGACGUCGGACGGGAAUUCAAAACGCGACCGUCGGGACGGUACGAUCGAUUAACACGCGCGACAAGUCCCGCACGCGGUCGCGACGCUAUCAGUGCGAACAGCGCCGUGACUGCAGGCCGGUCGCGCGGUUCGGUCCGCGUCCGAGGUUCGUUCGGUGUAGGGAACGUCAACGUGCGCCCGGGCGCCGCCGGUUCGUCUGACGGUACGCAUAAAACAAGCUCAAUCUGUAGCCCGCGCGUACGACGACGUGGCAACGGUUAUGAACAUUGCGGCGUGUCGUCCGCGAGAUAAAUCAAUCGCAAUCGCGUACCAAACAGUCGUGGCGGGUACGUUUGUUUUCGUCGUAAGACCCCACGCGACACGCCGGCCGCGAGUGUUUCUGAUUGUUAUUAGGCCGGUAGUGGUUUUCGGCGCCCUUCCUCAAUCGUCGAUUCGGGCGCUCGAAUCGGGCGAAAAGAAACAAGAACGGUAAACCGACAAAUGUCGCGGUAACUCGCCCGCGCCACUCUACACACGACAAAAUAAUCGUAACGAUCGAUUUCACAGUACAAACUAUGUGUGUACACAUAAAACGACGCGAACACGUAACACGGUAAAACCAAUACAGUCCCCGCGCAAAUGAAAUUCGGAAAUUUAAAACGAGCUUUGGCUUUUUGUUCCGGAAAAAUCGAUCGCAAAAUAGGAAAAUCGAACAUCCACGGACGGGUCCCUUAUUUGCGAUGGCGGACGCGCAAAACGUUGUACGAAACGUUUUACGACGUUUUGACAUUUACCCCCCCCCCGAUUCCGGAAGUCAGAGGGAUCAAUCGGAUUUUCGUUUCCGCGUGGCGAAAUCCUAUACGAGCGGAAAUCCUACCCGUUCGCGCUGCCCUACCCACCGCGAUUCGAGAACACAGUGCCGUCCGGGCGCGUGCCCGUCCCGUCGGUGCGGCGGUGAGUUUUCAGACUGCGCGCGAAAGCGAACAACAGGAGCGAAAGACCAGAGACGGUGUAUAAUUAUAAUAAUAAUAAUAAUAUUACGACGAGACGGUGUUAUUGUUAUUUACGAGUAGCGAUUUGUUCCUCGCACGGCGGCGAUUAUGAACGCGUGUCGACCGCGAUAAAUCAAUUUUAAUUGCGUUCGCGCCCGGAGCGCGACGGUUUCCGUCUCAGGUUCUUGUAAUUAACCGCGGAGCGUUCGCUCGCCGCCGUUUUGUCAACCCCGUGGGAUCGUCGCGAACGCCUAUCCCGCGUGACACCGCGCGCCGCCGCCGUUAAUAAAGAACGCGGGGGCAAAGAUUUUUGGGCCGUCCGUAACAAUAACAGUAAUCCGGGGAAAGCGGAAGCGACGAGACGAGAGAAAACGCGCUCGGCGCGACCCCGACGUGGACGCGUACGGCCGCGGACAAACGACGGUUUGAGUGUUGACAACACAUCGGUACGCCCGUCGUCGGCGCGGAAACGGAUCGAGCGUUUCGAAAACCGUACCGCGUCUGCAGAAAACCCGUCUGCGCCCAUCGCCGCGAGCAACGGCCGGAGCGGGUCCGACCCGUGGCCGUCGUCGCGGCGCGUCGAAUGCGCCGACAUCGAUAGCGGCCGGCCCGGAGACCGCGAAAUCGUGCGACGUCGAGACGACACGACACUGUCGCCGCAAUGGUCGUUCGCGUCCCGCCGGGCUCGGAACCGGUGCCGGCCGGAGACGUUCGCGGCGGCCGUUCGACCGUUUCCCAACGAAAAAAAAAUGGAAACCGAAGGCCGCGCACGGCGUUCGCAUUUUUGUUUUUCUCUUUUUCUUAAUUUCGUUCGCGUUGUGUGUUCACCCUGCGACCGGGUCAAUCGAGCCGGGCGCGCCGAGCCGUUACGCGGCACGACUCGUAUCCCGGCACAACGGUGGUGUUACAACAAAGUGUCAACGGAGCAACGAGCGCCACCGCGAUCGUUAUCGCUCGAAUAAAAGCGCGCGUUUUCCCGCGGACCGUACAGGAAUAUCGCGCGCGCGCGACAUAACCUAUAAAUGCGCGCGCGCGUUACGAAUGUUGUUAAUAUUAUCGUUAUUAUGAUUAUGUUAUUAUGAUUGCGAGCAGGUGGCGCGAAGGAUCGACCGGCGGCCGCCGUCCACCGCCCCCCCCCCGGCCACACGGCCGCCGCCGUCGCCCCGACCGCGCGACAAUCCCCGGGCCGCGUUUCCGCAUUAAAUUUUAUAACCGUUCCCGUAAUAAACACGCGCGCGGAGGCACUCGUACGUCACCGUGUUAUUAUUAUUACGCGUUUUGUACGGGUCCCCGGCGUUUGCACGCUCGGGCGACACGAUAGCGGCGCGCGGUAACAACGUUUACGGUUUACGGUCGCGCGCGACGCGGCGAUAUUUAUGGCGCGGCGCGCGUUAUUGUAACGUUAUUGUGAAAUGCGCUUUUAUUAAUGGAGAAUAAAGUGAAAAACGGGGUUGUAUUAUUGUUAUUAUUAUUAUCAUCCGUUUGAAACGUCCGUGUUUUUCCACCACCACCACCCCCCCACCCCGAGCAGAGGAGUGAAAAAAAAAACCAAAACAAAACAAAACGCCGAACGUUUACGAGAUUCCCGGGGCACGAAAAUACGGGCGGCGAUUCGUAUUGUAAAUAAUUACAGGGGGCGCGGGGUUACGGUGCGAACGCGUUCUACUCGGCGAACGGUAAUUCGCCGAGAAUGGCAUUGCGUUUUUUGGUAAAAUGUCGACGUUUCGCGCGCUACGACGAAAACGCGUGUACGAACCGGUGGCGGUUUUUGACGAGUUAUCAAGGGGGAGAGGGCGAGCGGUUUCGAAUUUGUUAGGCCGCGUACUAUGACGACGCAGUGUCGAGUCCAGGACAAACGGAUUUGCCUGUGGCCCCGUCGUAAACUACACAUAACUUUCGUUUUAGAUCCCGAGUGCGGCGGAGAAGCUCGCGGUUUAUCGGUUCUACAAUCGUUUUAUCCGCGGACAACUUUUCUACCGGAGAUCCCAGCUCCGGCGCAUACGGCGCGGCAACGUUUCCGAAUGGAAAUUCCGUUGAGGAGGUGCUUAAAUGGGAGUCGUUUUCCGAUUUUUUCUUUCCCAACAGUUUACCCAGCGAACGCGAAAAACGUAGGAAAAACGGGAAAAUCGGUACGAAAUUAAACGAAUAUCGUUAACGAAAAUAUAGCGUGUUACAAUAUAAUGCCCGUUUAAUUAUUUUACCGUCAUACGACAUACACGUAUAAUAUAUUCCCACGUAUCGUCCCCUCCCUGAAAACCUUCACCGAUAUGAGUUGCACGUUUCUGGACGGUCGCGUAAAUUUUGCGUGUUUUUUACAAUAAGUAUUCGUAUAUGUUAUAAGUAUAUUUCGAAACCCGAUACACAUAUGUCCUGUGUUAAACGGGUUUCCUGUUAUCCCUAUUACGCUAAGAAAACUGGACGAGAAAAAAUGUUUGACAUCGGAACGGGAAAUGUCGUGAUAGAUUUUUCGACCGUUGGAGGAUCAAUAAUGUUGACGUAGGCCAGGUUACCGAACCUAACCUUAUUAUACAGUUUUCGGUAUAAUUAAGUUUCCGUUAUGAUUGCGAAAAACCGAAAUCGAUUUCAUUUAAAAUUGCACGUUGUAGAUAAAAUCAGGGGGUUCAACCCCCCUCCCCCUCCCGCCCCGAAAAUUAACAGUUGCGCAAUUUAUUUAUAUCAAUUUAAUUUUUAUUUUUUUUUUUUCAUAAAUAUCGAUUGUUGUAAAUUUUUUUAUAAACCCCCCGAUUUUUUUCUUUUUGUGUACGUGCCUGGAUAUAAUCGGAAUCAGAUAAAAAAAAAAUACAUGCAUCGAAUUUUCGAGUAUAUUAUAACAGCGUGAUUUUUUUUUCUUUCGUCAAAUAUUCUUUAGGAUUCCACGGCAAAACUUUUGCGUACCUGUUCACGAUUUCAAUACACUAAAGAAAAACGUUCGGCGUCAGCAAAGUUAUAUUUAUAAUAAUUUCGAUUUUUCAAAUUCAAAAACCUAACCCGACCCGAAGAAAAUAUCUAUCAUCGGAAACUUUCGCACCCGUGUACCUUGAAGAAAUAUCAUUUGUUCGGGACACGGGCACACCGUUUGAAUUUUAAUGAUGCGGACUAUCGUGUUGCGUGAUUUCUUAUCGCGUCAGUCAGUCGGUUGCCCGACAGAAUAUUGAAGUCGAAUUAUCCGCGCGUUUUGUUUAUUAUUUUAUUGAAAUACCUAUGUUAUUACGAUGGUGUUAAAAUAUAAUUUAAUUUUUUUUUUUGUUCUGCCGCAGUUGUACCUCACGUCCAACGUGAGCACGGCCGACUUCAACAUGGGUUACAGUCUUACCGGGUCGCUGGAAUGCGGAUCGACGAAAAACAACAGUUUCCAGACGACACAUUUCGCCGUCAUCCGGCGGAGAGAUUUCGAUACGAACCGGCCUUAACAAUAGUAAAACGAAAAAAAAAAAUCAAAAACAAAAAAAAAAAAAAUAAAUAAAAAAAAAAAUUAAAAUAGGAUCGUUUCCAAACAUUAAAAUAUAAUUAACGCUCCCGAUGAGGGGCACGAUAAUAUUAUAAUAUUCGAUUGUAAAAAACAAAAAACCGGAUAUAAUAACAGUAUAAUGGACGAUGUGCAAUAUUACAAAAAAAAAAUCGUUUGUAAAAAUACCGAUAUUAUUAAAACGACGAAAAAAAAUACCGUAUAUUUUUACGUUAUGUACGGUGUAUUGUAAAGAUUGUGCAUACGUCUUUUUCAAGAAAAAAAAAAACCGCGAUAAUAUUUUUUUAUAUUUUUACGAGUACAUUAUAAGAAAAAAAUACUUCGUUUUUCGGCGUCCAUAAAUUAUUAUGUAAUAACAUAUAUUCCGUAGAUAUCGGUUAACAUUGUGUACUAUAUCAUAUGUUUGUAUAGCGUACUUUUUUUCUUGUCUCUUUUUUUUUUUUUUUUUUUUUUUCGAGCCGAUCGCAAAACAGAAUGCAAUUCGUAUGACACACGCACUGCCAAUAUUUUUGAAUUUUUGAAGAUUUUUUUUUUUUUUUUGUAAAUAUACAACGGUGUGUCUUUAUCAUUUAAGUCGGUACAUUAUCGCACUUCGUUUCAAACAGUCUUUACGUGUACGUAUCGUUAUAAUGUAUACGGGCGUAUAAUUUCGGAAACAUUGAACCGUUCGAUGCGUGAUACGUUAAAAUGUUCAAAAAAAUAAAUUCUACAGAAUAGCUUUUUUUAAAAUUUUCCGAAAAUAUAAAAAAAAAAAUGUAAUUCAAAUAUAAAUUUUUGUAGUCCUCAUCCCUGCGAGUAAUGUGAAAAAAUAUAAUUUAAUUAUUUUUAUCGUCUCCGGAGAUAUUCAAGGGGUAUAUCUUUGAAUACAUAUAUACGCUGUUCAUUUGGCGAAAUACCAAAGAUUUCAGCCUGUACAUGAGACGGAUUUUAUCACAAAAAAAGGUUAGGUUACGUUAGGCGUUGUAUUAAGAGAAAAAAAAAAUUGGGCGUGCGAGAACGAAUUCUCCGGGAUUCCUGUAAAAAUAUCUGUAAUUUUCGUAUACAUACGUAUACGCAUAUUAUAUCGUAUUUUCGGUAUGUAUUGUAAAAAAAAAAAAUAAAAAAAAAAAACAAAUCACGAAGCUUUAGAUAAUAUUAACGUGUAUAAUACACAAGAUGGAUUUUUUUUUUUUUUAUCACGAUCCGACGAUAAUGUACAAAAAUGAAAAUGUCGUGUAAAUCGUACAAAUUUCGGUUUUAUUCCGUAUACAAAAUAAAAAACGAUUUUCAAAUAGCGUCCCCCCGCCCCCUUUUCGGGCCAGAUUCGCAAAGAGAAUAUUUUUCGUCAAUAUACGAACAGUACGCUGAUAUCGGAUUUACCAUUAUAUAUGAGUUAUAACAGUUAACAAUUUAUCCUGGCCGAAGAGUAAGGUUAGGUGAGGGUAAUGGUAAAGGGUUUGUAAACGGAUAUGAUAUUUACCACACUUUCCCUAAUAUAAUUCGGGUAUAAAUUUUAAACUGUUAAAUAACUCAUAAACAUUAUACCCGUUGUAUAUUAGGUUUUGAUACGCUUUUCAAAAUUAUUUUCAGAAUAAUACUUUAUUUCAAAUCAGCGCUGAAAAGAGUUGGAGGGGGAAGUUAUCUUUUUUAAAAUCGAUAUUUAACACCCGUUUGUAAGGUACGUAUAAAGGAGUUACGAGAUAUCGAUGGUGACACGGCUAAAGGGCCUAAGCGACACGACUUCACUACUGGAUGGAGAAAUUACGUGUCUCGUCCAAUGCGUAUGCUCAAAAACAGCUAUAACCAUUAUUUAACGGACAAUUUGAAUUUUAAGUUCUAGGUAUAAACGAUUAAUUUUUAUUUUGUCUUCUCAAUUAUAGGGUCUGAACGACAAUAAACGGUAAUCACCGAUGGGUAUUCACAUUAUGGUUAUUCUAACCGAAAAAAAGUUAUUGCCCGCUUAAGAAAAACUUCAAAACCACAAGACAAAUGUUUUUUGACUCUGUUGAAAACUAUGGAUUGUGUCGCUUAGACCCUUUUGCUGCGUCACCAUCGAUAUAUAUGUAUAAAAUUUGUAUAAUAAAAAAAAAAAAUAGCUUAUAAAAUAAUUGCAUAAUAAUAAUUACAACAAAAACGGAAAUCGAAAUAUUUACUUAAAAUCCUUGUGAGAAAAUCGCCGGGUCGCAAAUGGAAAAAAAAAACUGAAUCCACCGCAGUAUUAUCGUUGCCGCUUGCGUAAAAUAUAAUCUAAUAUUUUACACGGUUCGAGCGAAUGUAUAGUGUUUUAUAACGAAUCUAUGAUUCGCUCGGCAGUACGACACGUCCUAUGGAAAAUAACGUCGUAAUAUCUAAACGAUAAUUUUAUAAUAUUAAAUACUUUGUGGUUUUUUCGCUUGAAAUUAUAGUUAGAAAAAAAAAAAAAAAAAAAACAUAUAUUUUUAAGAAAUGUACUUUAUUAUUUUAACUAGUCUUACGCUGUGUUUCCAGUAGGUGUAACUAUUGUAUUUUUUUUUUUUCCUAGAUAAAUGUGUGCGUGUUUUAUAUUCUAGAGUCGAGUAUACGUGUAACAUAGGGAUACGUUUUAAGUAGGAUAGGUGUGUUAUUAGUAUUAUUAUUAUUAUUAUUACUGAUAACGCGGCGAGGACGAAAAUAAUAUUAAGUAGUGGCGACGACGAUUUCACGCGUGAAAUCUAUACGAAAUCGAAAUAGUUCUGCAGCUGUAUUAUGCGUUAUACGAUUUAAUAUUGCGUAUUAUUUUUAUUGUUUUUUUUUUUUUUUUAAUAUUGUAUCUAACGUAGUAUAAUAAUAACAUUGAUAUCAUCUAAGUACGCUUAUUUUUUUUUUUUUAGAUAAUUAUCGUUUUUUUUUUUUUUGUUGUGACCUAGGCGUAAAUAUCAACAAUAUUAAACAUGUUUGUGUUAUUAUUAUUAUUAAUUGUAUAAUAUUGUGUAAUUCGCUUUGAUUUCGACACAAAUUUGUGAUAUUGAACAUUAUUAAACAACGUGUAUAAAUAAUAAA
Messenger RNA from Cinara cedri, 98740 nucleotides. Lineage: Eukaryota; Metazoa; Arthropoda; Insecta; Hemiptera; Aphididae. The record is from the annotation of a GenBank genome assembly.